Messenger RNA from Pelobates cultripes (western spadefoot toad), 97739 nucleotides. NCBI's taxonomy places the organism in Eukaryota, Metazoa, Chordata, Amphibia, Anura, Pelobatidae. The record is from the annotation of a GenBank genome assembly.
GGGAUGUGUACUCCCUUUCCAUGCUGGGGGUGGGUGGGAGAGGAGGAUCGCUCAGCACAGGACUGAAGGAGCCUGAUUUGCACGAUGUGCUGCAAGUGAUGUAAAAGUGCUCAGAGAGACAGAGAGGCCACUUCCCCCGGCUCCCAGGAGAGCACCAUGCCACCCAUCCCUCCUGUGAUCCGCUGAGUGAGGAGAGCAGCUCACAUCCAGGAGACAUGGCUAAGAUCCGGGUGGCUUAUGAGUACUCGGAGGCUGAGGACAAAAGCAUCAGGCUGGGUCUGUUCCUGAUCAUCUCGGCGGUGGUGUCUCUCUUCAUCCUGGGCUUCUGCUGGCUGAACCCCGCUCUGCAGGACCUGCAGGGCAAGACGGCCAACUGCACGGUGCUGUCAGUGCAACAGAUCGGGGAGACGUUCGAGUGCACUUUUACCUGCGGGAGUGACUGUAAGGGCACGUCACUGUACCCCUGCCUGCAGAUCUAUGUCAAUAACUCGGAGUCCAACUCCAGGGCUCUGCUCCACCAGGACGAGCAACAGCUCAUCAGCAACCCCAAGGUAACAGCAACUGUGUGGGGGAGGUCUUACUAGCCCACUAGCCCCCUGGGCUCAGUUCGAGGGCUGGCUUUGCCUGCCAAGUGACCAUGACCCCGUUUUCUAAUGUCUCGGGUUGCUUUAACCCUUUAGAAUGCGGUGUGAUGUUUUCUAGAGCUUUGGAACGCUGUGUGUGUAUUCUAGAAUGUCAGUGUGCAUUUCGAACGUUACUUUCACUGAACUGGAUUUACUUAUUUCAUUAUUUAUUUAUAAAAUAUUUUACUAGGAGGGAUACAUUGAGAUUUCCCUGUUUUUUUCCAAGUAUCGCUCUAUUCAUGCAACCAAUGCAUGACGCCUACAAUAUUACCAAAGGGAUCUGAGAGGCUGAGUAACAUUACAGUGUUACAGUAAAACCCUUUCCUACCUUUAAAUAGAUGUUUUCUGUUAUAUGAUAUGUUGUAUGGCACUAAUAAAAAAUCUUUUGUGGGCAAUUAUGAUGCAGGAUGAGGCAUCCAUAAAGUAAAACAUAGCUGGAAGUCAUGUUACUUUCUCCAAGUGCGGCUAGCCCAAUUCUGGGAUCAUAAAAAUAUACCAAAGUCUCACUGGUACUUCCCAGUUCUUGGUAAAGUGAAGGGUUAAUGGGGCACGGAAGCCAUCCGGGAUAAUACGCACAGCACUGGGGUUAAGUAACGUUUGAAUAAUGCAUUUGAUUCUUUCUAUGUGCAUCCCUGAUCUCCUGCUAUUGAGCAAUGAAGAAUAGUCAAAAUGCAUUCGUUGGGUCACAAUGAAACAACUGAAUUUUAUAAAUCCAUGGUAUAAUAAUAUCAUUUUUCUCAUAUCAUGCCAUGUGCUUUUUGACUGGGUUUAAAUGUAUCCAUUUAUAUAUAUAUAAAAAUAUAUAUAGGAUUUUGCAGCAAUGAGAGUUUUUGAUGGUUGCAUUGAAAGGGUUAAGUCUGCAUGUCUGCAAAAUGCCACAGAUCAGUCACUUACAAAAUAAAAACCCUUGUUACAGUGCCAUUUUGCUGAUCAGCCCUGAUGAAAGAGUUAAUACAAUUGUUACCAUUAUAAGAUUAGCUCUGUUGCCUAGGGGAUGAGAUUUUCUGGAUUUAUGAGGCUUCUCUAGCAAGGGACUCUUUUUUUUAAAAUGAAAUUGCACUUUAUCACAGAAUGUAGUACUUUUGUACUGCAAAAUAGGCCCGGUAGUAUUUUUUGGCACAAUGACAAGCAACAAAUACGUAGGGAUUUAUUCUCUAAAUGUGACAUUGUGUGGAGCAAAUCAAAAAAGUCAAACUGUAAAAUAGUUGGUCCACUCGAAAGUUCACAAGUGCUAUAGAAUUGGUUUGACAAACUGGGUACCCUUUUGGGCUUCAUUCACAAAGGUUUGUUUUUUUAAUCACUUGAUACUUGCCCUUUUAUUUACACUAAACAAUUGAUUUUUCUAUUCUGCAGCCAGGGGUCAUGUUCGUUUAAAACUUUGCUGUAGAAACAGGUUUAUGCACUGCUAAACCCUGAAUUUGAGAGAAAUAAAUGUGAUUGGUAAAAUGUGGGCUAAAAUAGCGAAACUGUCAACAUAGCUGAGUUUGAGAUUUUUUCAUAUCAGUGAUUUUCUUCUCAGUUUUGCCAUUCGAAUUUAAUUCACUAAAAUUUGUAAUUUGAUGAAUAACCCUGUAAGUUUAAAACAUCUUGACUUAUUGAUAAACUCUUAAGGAUGCAAUGCCAUUGCACAACCAUUAAUGAUGGCGAUGUUUAUAGUGUUGCAUUAAUGAUGGCGAUGUUUAGAGUGGUGCAUUUAUGAUGGCGAUGUUUAGAGUGGUGCAUUUAUGAUGGCGAUGUUUAGAGUGGUGCAUUAAUGAUGGCGAUGUUUAGAGUGGUGCAUUAAUGAUUGCGAUGUUUAGAGUGGUGCAUUAAUGAUUGCUAUGUUUAGAGUGGUGCAUUUAUGAUGGCGAUGUUUAGUUUGGUGCAUUAAUGAUGGCGAUGUUUAUAGUGUUGCAUUAAUGAUUGCGAUGUUUAGAGUGGUGCAUUAAUGAUGGCGAUGUUUAGAGUGGUGCAUUAAUGAUUGCGAUGUUUAGAGUGGUGCAUUAAUGAUGGCGAUGUUUAGAGUGGUGCUGCUAAGCAGGGAACUAAGGAAUGGUUAGCGGUUGGUUACAUCAAUGCUAUGUCUGGCAUUAAGUUAGGGAGGCCAUAGCAUUAGUAGUUAGUAAGUUAGAUGUUUUUAGGUUUAGGUGGGCUUAAAGUUAAAGGUUUACUCUAUCCCUUUAUAACAUACAUUUUAUUUUAACUUACAAUGUCAUAUUAGGAAUUAGUAAGUAGGUCCUGCCCCUUUAACACCUAUAACCCUGACAGUAAGCUUAUCUGAACUCCAGCUCCAGGCAAAGCUAUCGAUGCUGCUCUCUGAACCGCCAUCCGACAUCAUCUCUGCACUUGCGCCGUCCUAUCAAAUGCUUCUCAUCAAGAAGUUUAGUGUGCAUUUUGGAAUAAAAACAUUUAAACUAUGGUGGGAUGCAGGUGGGAAUGCUCAGAAUGAGGGAGGAAAGGGAGAGCUGGCUGGCGCUCUGCUUACAAGGUAGAAGGUCAAUACAUCUGUCGUCAGCAUGCUGCCAGACUUAAUUUUUGCACAGAAUUGAUAUUAGGCACCCUGGAACAGAGAUCCCGGCUGCCCAAGUCACACAUGCCGGGAGUCCUGCUUAUCCCGGCACAAGAGUAAUUAUUCCUUUGGAUGUGCAGUGUUUCAUGCAGAAAUGCUGCACAUUCAGACUCCUAGCACCAUGACCACUUAAAAUUACUGAAGUGGUCAUAGUUUUCGGCAUGACCCUUUAAGGAUGGUUUAAGGGUCACCUACCUUUAAGAUUCCACGGACCAGCACACCCGAGAUUUUCAGCCAGUCCAUUAAUAUAAAUUAUACUAGAGUGUAUCUGCAGUCUGUUUAAUGUCUGUUAAUGCAAUGACGGCCAAACUUUUAAUAUUGACAUUUACAUAAGUCGCCAGGGGAAUAUUUAUCUUUAGAAUGUCACACACUUCUUACUAAUAAUUAAAGAAGCAUGCCAGUGUCACUACAGCUCAGCUAGAGGAAAGAAUACAGCGUUAUAAAGCAAAGUUUGCUGUGACACAGUUACCUGCGCUUUUUACUUAAAAUACAGAGAGCAUGACACAGAGUCAACACAAGAGUUGGAAUAAAUUAUUGUGUCAUCUGGGGAGAAAGAGGGAACAUGGAAUGUUUAUUUACCACCUGCUGCUAACAACAUAGAAUUUUAAGUGGAUUUUGUGUAUAUUUCUAUUACUAUAUCAAUUAAAAUUACUAUUACUAUAUCAUAUAUAUUGACUGACCUAACCAGGGACCCAAGCUAUUGGUUACAGAUAGGAAAAGACAGAUUGCACAAACCCGGUGUUACAAUGUUUGUUUCUGUAAUGAAAGCAUACUUUUAAAUUGCACAAAUGAUCUUUACCUUCUACCAGUAUGCAACCAACCCGUAGUUCCUGGAACCAAAUUGUAGAGGAAAUUAACCAAGGCUAUAAUCAGGGCAAGUUUUCCAUGUGGACAAAGUGGCCAUUUUCCCAGAGUCUAUCGGCUUAAUUAACAAUUCCAGUAACACAAAAAGACCUUUUUAUUGUGCCAUGGGCCUUGGGUUGGUAUGGGUGGUCAGGAAUAUAGAAUGGAGUAAAGUUUAAAAUUAAAUCUUGUGGGAUAGUAACAAUGCAAGUUGUUUGAGGGGCAGAGAAAUAUGCUUGUGUGCAGAAGGAUAACAAGUUAGGGCAAUGAAACAAUAAAGUUUUGGGAGAGUGAAGCGACAAAGCGCGGGGACAGCGGAACAAUAAAGUUUUGGGAGAGUGAAGCGAUAGAGAGCGGGGACAGCGGAACAAUAAAGUUUUGGGAGAGUGAAGCGAUAAAGCGCGGGGACAGCGGAACAAUAAAGUUUUGGGAGAGGGAAGCGAUAAAGCGCGGGGACAGCGGAACAAUAAAGCUUUGGGAGAGUGAACCGAUAAAGCGCGGGGACAGCGGAACAAUAAAGUUUUGGGAGAGUGAAGCCAUAAAGCUCGGGGACAGUGGAACAAUAAAGAUUUGGGAUAACUGAACAAUAACACUUUAGGACAGGGAAACAAUAAAGCUUUGUGAGAGUUAAAUAAUGCAUGAUAACAGAUCACACCGAAUUCUAGUGAAUUGAAGACCACAUUGCAACACUAUUGGCAACAACAGCAGACAAGGAUUUCUCCAACUCAGUUAUAGUCACAGGUUUUCCAUUUUAGCAAUUAAUUCAGUAUGUUUUAGUGUUCAAUGAAUAAACCCCAAAGUGCUAUGGAAAGUAUCUCCAUGUAGGAAGAUAACUUGGUUCAAGCAGUUCAAGCAAUCAAAUGACGAGUUAUAGGGUGGGGGGGAGGUGUUGGGGUGGGGGGGAGGACAUAUAGGAAGGGUUAAUCUGACCAAAAACAGUGCUUGCUCUGUCUCUACAUGAUGUCAUUGCAGAGCGGGUAUCUAAUGUACAUGCACCUCGAGCGCCACAAAGGCAUUAGGCCUUCCCCUGUAGGAAAGCAUUCAAUCAAUACUUCCUAUGGUGAAUUUGAAGACACUGGUUUCCCUCAUGCACAGCGUUAAACUCCUUUAAACAGCAGGAAGCGCCUCUCGUGGCUGUCUGGUAGACAGCCACUAGAGGCAGUCUUAACCUUCAAUAUAAACAUUGCAGUUUCGUAACUCUGCAGUGUUUUACAUUGCAGGGUUAAUGGGACAGGGACACUGCACCCAGACCACUUCAUUGAGAUGUUGUCAUAUUUUUUUCAUAUUUAUUGUCCUGUUUUCUCUCUGAUGAACGUCAUCUAGAGCUCUUGAGUCUCUGCAAGGGAAUAAAAUGAAGUUUAACCCCUUAAGGACACAACUUCAGAGAUAAAAGGGAAUCAUGACGGAAUAGUUCUGUCAUGUGUCCUUAAGGGGUUAAGGUUGAAGAGAUUCCUGAACUAGGAUGGUAUAUUCACUUCUGCAAACAGUUCAGAUGAUAUGGUGCAGCUCAGAUGCAAUUUUCAAUUUAAUGAUGUGUUUGGAAAAGCUCUAAUGUAUCCUGCAAUGAAAUGCAGCAUGCAUAGAGUCAGACUCGGAGAGGUAUGUUCUUGUCAACAAUGCCGCAGUGCAUGUGUUUGCUGAGGAAGCGAGUCAAUAGCGCUGGUAACAGAAGAGAGUUUGUUAGAAUAAAACUACUGAAAUCCACAGUGAAAAAACAGACAUGCAGACUGUGAGAGAUUACUCCAAACUAUGCGUCCUUUAUCUAUCUCUGACACUUUCAUUGCUGCCAAUUAUAGUGAAAAAUACCACAGAAGUCAGUUCUUAUACCAGGCAUCCCAGAAACCGUAGCUUGUCAGGACCCAGGGGAGCUGUCGCUUCUCAGAAAAAUUAUACGAUUGCAUAAAACAAUACAAAACACCUAGAAUUUAUGGUAAACAUUCUUUCAUGUGAUACUCCAGUCUCAUUUUAAUAUAUACAUUAGCAAAUUACAUCACAAUUAAAGGGACACUAUAGUCACCUGAACAACUUUAGCUUAAUGAAGCAGUUUUGGUGUAUAGAACAUGCCCCUGCAGCCUCACUGCUCAAUCCUCUGCCAUUUAGGAGCUAAAUCCCUUUGUUUAUAAACCGUAGUCACACCUCCCUGCAUGUGACUUGCACAGCCUUCCAUAAACACUUCCUGUAAAGAGAGCCCUAUUAGGCUUUCUUUAUUGCAAGUUCUGUUUAAUUAAGAUUUUCUUAUCCCCUGCCAUGUUAAUAGCUUGCUAGACCCUGCAAAAGCCUCCUGUAUGGGAUUCAAGUUCAAUUUAGAGAUUGGGAUACAAUUAUUUAAGGUAAAUUACAUCUGUUUGAAAGUGAAACCAGUUUUUUUUUUCUUGCAGGCUCUGUCAAUCAUAGCCAGGGGAGGUGUGGCCAGGGCUGCAUAAACAGAAACAAAGUGAUUUAACUCAUAAAUGACAGUGAAUUGAGCAGUAAAAUUGCAGGGGAAUGAUCUAUACACUAAAACUGCUUUAUUUAGCUAAAGUAAUUUAGGUGACUAUAGUGUUCCUUUAAGUUCAGUCCCGACAAUGCCAGGACACACACUGCAAACACUGUUUCAUCUCGUCGUCUGUCUAGUCUCUCUGUAUAGUGAUUUCCAGGUGAGAAAGGCACAUCAUGCUAACACAAGGCACUGUAUACAGACUGCAUAGGUCUCUCUGUCUAUCACUAUAGCACUAUAGCUCUCUCUGCCUCCCCCCCCUACCCAUCUCCUUCGUGCCCCUCUUUCCUGCGGUGGUAAAUAAAGGGUUAUGCAGGAUCACGGCUCAGGCUACUCCGAUGUCCCUCAACGAGUGGGCAUUAAUGCACAUGCGCUGUGAGUGCCAUGUGCGCAUUAGGCCUCCCCAUAGGAAAGCAUUAAAUCAGUGCUUUCCUAUAGGGAAAUAGCUGAUGCUGGAAAUCCAGCUUCAGUUACCGUAAAAACUGUUAACAGCCAGAAGUGCCUGCAGUGCCUGUCUGGUAGACGGCCACUGAGGGCAGACUUAGAGCUGCAAUGUAAACAUUGCUGUUUCUCUGCAACUUCAAUGUUUCACAUUGCAGCACUAAGGGACACACCAGGGCCGGACUGGGGAAAAAAUUCGGCCCGGGCAUUUUUUUAUCACAGUGGCCCACUGAGAAGGGAUGGGGCCAGAUAGGGUGUGUUUUGUCAUCAUUAAUGAAAAGCACACCCCAUCUCAAAGGGAAGACCAUGUGCAGAGCUCUGCUGAUGAGCUCUAGCAUGAGAAAAAGGCCCUGCAUAUGCUCCGCACAGUACAAGCAAAUUUAAAGAGACACUAUAGUCACCCAGACCACUUCAGCUCAAUGAAGUGGUCUGGGUGUCAGGUCCCUGUACGGUUAACCCUUCCUGAUGUAAACAUAGCAUCUGCUAUGUUUACAUUUGGGGUUAAGCCCGCCUCUAGCGGCUGUCUUCCAGACAACCACUAGAGGCGCAUUGGCAAUGAUUGAGGCAUAUUAUGCCUCAAUCACGAAGAGCGUCCAUAGGAAAGCAUUGAAUACUUUCCCUUGUCUUAGUGUCUCCAGAUGAUGCAUCAAAUGAGUUUCAGGGUCAUUCAGGGAAAUUCUGAGUCAUUCAGCGUAAAAAAAUAAAAAAAUAAAUUUAUUUUAAAUUAUCUUUAAGCAGGACAAAUAUCAAAUUAUGUCUGUAAUGCAUAAUUCUCCAUAAAUGUAUAUCAUCUCAAUAAUAAUCUCUGUGAAGCGUGAAACAGUAAAACAGUACACCCUGCAGUGUCCCUUUAGCACAGUGAAUCUCAGCUUUUUAUGGAGAAGUACUCCUGCAGGUCUUAAGAAAAUUCCCAAGUGCCCCUGCCACGAGAAAGCAAUUCCUAUUGAUUUAAAUUUCAAAUAAAACGUGUAGGCACUGAUAUUUACAUUAAUCCGAUGUUGGAGAACAAGCCUGAUUAAAGGUAGUACAGAAUAUUUAAAAAAAUAAAUAUGAUAUAAUGUGAAUAUUGUGUAUGCAAGGAGGAGUGUAUGAACUGUUUAUUUGAAGUAUAAAAGUCAUAAAAUUAAAAUAUAAUACAAACAUAAUAGUUACCCACUGACACACACACACACACACACACACACAUUCACUGACAGACACAUACACAAUCUCUCACACACACUCGCAGUUUUUUCUUAUUUUUCUUAUUUGUAUUUAAGUCCACUAAACUCUCUACCUUUGGGAGAGCUGAAGUGGAUGCUUACCCUGGAGUCUAGUGUGGCUGCUGUCAUCUUCAUUGUCUUCUUUCUCUCUACACGUAUGCCAUAGGUCAAACAACUGUGUGAAUGCAAUUAGCUUAAAAAGGAGACUGCUAAAGCCUGAUUUUUCAACCGGUGGUACACAUACCCUAGGGGGUACACACACCAAAAGCAGGGGGUACACAAAGAGCUGGCUGGAUGGACACCUUAGGACCCUCUCCUCCCUCGCAACGCUGUUUAGUGAUGGUGGUGCUGGAGUGACUUCUUAACCCUACUUCCGGCAUCACUGCAGAGUGUGUAAGGUAGCAGUGCUGGAAGAGCUACAGCCUCCCCCGGACACAGUUUGUGGACUGAGCAGGCACCUGCCAUCCAGGAAAGCAGAGGCCUACUCUGCCUUAGUGCACACUGGCCACCUCCUGGUGGGCCCUAAAGUGGCCAGCUGGCCAGCUCUUUGUGUACCCCCUGCUUUUGGUGUGCGUACUCCCAGUAGCAAAAAUAGGCUUUAGCAGUAUCCAUAUUAAGCUAAACAUUCAGACAGUUGUUUGGCAGUAUCCUUAUUAAGCUAAACAUUCAAACAGUUGUUUGGCAGUAUCCUUAUUAAGCUAAACAUUCAGACAGUUGUUUGACCUAUGGCAUACUUGUAAGGAAAGCGACCGCGAGGCUCAAGUAUCAUUAAAUCAGUGCAGACGAUGAAGAAGUCAGACAUUGUGAUCUCAUGGAUCAGAUCUCUUAUGCCGAUAUCCUGAGAUUGAUUUUAGAAACGUCAUUUUCUGGGUGAAACCCUGAAUGUUCUAUGGAGAACAUAUACAUAUUUUACUUUAGACCAGAAGUAGCCCUCUAGCAUCUUAGCCAGUGCCACAUUUAAAAAUGUGCAGAUCUUAGUUUAGCCUUUCAGAAAGAACUGCAUUAAUCAGGCACAUUGUUUUAUAUUCCCCCGAAUCUCUGUGAAUUAAUGCCGAAUGAUUGAUGGGCUCUGUUCUCUGUCAUUUAACCUGAAUUGCACAAUGACUGUUCCUCUUCGCCUUCUACUGCUCUGUCACAUUUUUCUAUACAGCUGAGUCUUUGAUACCUGCCUGUCAAUCCUCUUAUUUUUCACCCCCCUUUUAUUACUCUUAACAUGGAAAUUGCUUUUUUUUUGUCAUUCUGUCCCAUCUCAUCCCAGUGUUGCUGUCAUCGUUUCAAUCAGACAUUAUGAGUUAUUCUAAAAAAAUGAACUUGGCAGAGUUUGAGUUACUUUUCCAACUGAGCUAAAGGAAGGAGAAUUCUCUCUCUUACUUCCAUACGCUGAUUGCUAAAGACUAUGCUCAGCUCUCUGAUUGAAAGUUAUCAUAAAAUAAGUGCUAUAGGAGCUAUAUUUGACUAUGAGAUAGGGCACAAUUGGGCACUUUGCUAUCUUUAAUUUGGGUCUUUUAUCUCUAACUGUCAUCAAUAUAGAGUGUUGGAUGUCAGGCAGUUUCUAGUGAAUAGCCUCAAACAGGGUAUAAUAAAGUGAGAAUUCAAUAUAGCUAAAAUUGGCAAAUCUCUCUCUAAGUCAGAUAUGCUUUGCUUUCAGCUACUCUGUCCUUAAAUUUGAAAUUCACUUUAAAUUCUAAUUUUAGUAAUUAGACCUGUUAGUAAUUAAAGAGGAACUGUCACUAUUUUGGAACUUAAUCCAUUGAAUAAAACACCAAAAAUCGCCUGUAACUUAUGUAAAAAUUUUUUCAUGUGAUGAUUUGUUUUGUUUUAAAUAAAUAUUAAAGCUUUAGCAGUGGACAUCACAAUUCUGUUUAGUUAAGGCUCAGCCAUGGCACAUUCUGUUUCUCCUCCUCUACCUUUGUUGCCAAUCGCAAGAUGGAGUCACUCAGUUGUAGGUGAGGGUGUGUGUAUACCUGCAUUCAUUUUAGAUCCUACAUUAUGUUGUCGACAACUGUUUAAUAAGAUGUUGUGAUAUCCAGCCCAUCUGACAAUCCAAAAGGCUGAAAGACCUAAAUUGGUCUUUCAGCCAAAUUUACUAAUACUAAGUAAAAAUUACUUAGUAUUAGUAAAUUGUGCCCCUACUCGCUAUACCGCGAGUAGGGGCAUGUCUAUUAAACAGUGAGCAGCCACUGUUAAAAAUGGGUCCCCCCUCCCGAGCCCACCUGCGACACGCGAGUGGAGGCUUUUAAACUAAAGGGGGGGUCUAUUGCCCCCCCCCAGCCCCCACCCUUGAGCGGUGGGUGCGGGCCCUAAAUUAGAAUGAGGGGGGGACCUAAUGUCCUCCCCCCUGGCCCCCACCCCUGAGCAGUGGGUGAGGGCCCUAAAAACUAAUUAGUGGGGGUGGGGGCCCUCAAUUAGAAUGAGGGGGGGAUCUAAUGUCCUCCCCCGUGGCCCCCACCCCUAAGCGGUGGGUGGGGGCCCUAAAUACUACUUAGGGGGGACCUAAUGUCCUCCCCCUGGCCCCCACCCCUGAGCGGUGGGUGGGGGCCCUAAAUUAGAAUGAGGGGGAGGACCUAAUUUCCUUCCCCUUGGCCCCCACCCCUGAGCGGUGGGUGGGGGCCCUAAAUUAGAAUGAGGGGGGCCUAAUGUCCUCCCCCUGGCCCCCACCCCUGAGAAACUGUUUCUGAGAAACUGCUAUGUUUACAUCUGGGGUUAAGCCAGCCUCUAGUGGCUGUCUUCCUGACAGCCACUAGAGGCGCAUCGGCAAUGAUUAAGGCAUAUUAUGCCUCAAUCGCGCAGAGCGUCCAUAGGAAAGCAUUGAAAAAUGCUUUCCUACGGACAUUUUGAAUGUGUGCGCGGCAGUGGUGCGCAUGCGCAUUCAACGCCGGUGACGUCAGACAAGGAUGCUGACGUUGGCGGGGGAGGAGAGGUAAGGUAGCCUGGCGGGGGAAAAGGGUGAGUAGCUGAAGGGGUUUUAACCCCUUCAGCGCCGCGGGAGGGGGACCCUUAGGGUGGGGGCACCCUCAGGGUACUAUAGUGUCAGGAAAACCCUUUAAUUUUAUGACACAAUGGAGGGAGGAUUGAGACCAGGCACCAAUAGGGAAUCAAUGGAUUGUGUCAUUGAACACACUAAAGGGCCUUCUUGCUAUUGCUAUUCACAUGAUCAGGCACAUAAAAACUAGUCUAUAGAUGGUAAAUGACACCAAGCCGACUCAAUAAGGUAUAUACCCACUUAUUUCCCUGUUGCUGGUGUUGUGGAGAGAAAGAAGGAAAUAUGAUGCAGAUUUGGUGGGAGUGCAGGGUUAUCAAACCUUUGUGGAGAUAAGUCUCAAUUAUAUUGAGACUAUUAAACAUAAAAGACAUUCCAGGUAAUUCAUGUUAAAACAUGUCUUUUUAUGUUAUUUCCAACUGGACAGAGCAGAUAACAGUUAUAGUAAAUUUAGCAGCCAGAAACCUUAUAGCAUGGAGCUGGAAACAAGCCACCUGUCCAACACGUAUUCGAUUGAUUGAUUGAUUGAUUGAUAAAAUAAGACAAUAUUGUUUAUAUGAAUAUGCAGCUGCAACAUCUAUGAGAAGUCAAAUCAAAUUCAUAGAGGUAUGGAAACCAUGGCUAGACUUACUGCAUAAAGACAUUGGAAUGUUAGGGACUAGCCAAACAACUGAGCAGACAUAGGUUCACAGGGAAUACUGAUAGGAUCAGGGCUCUAUAAAGCUUUAUGAGGGAGCAUUAGAAUUAUUAAUGGUAACAAUAGUAUUAUAGAUAUUACUAUGAUUAUUACGGUUAUAUUUUUAUCUACAAUAUGCAUCAAUCUUUGUAUCUUUUUUUUCUUUUUUGUGUGUGUAUUUGAUGGUUUUAUGUGUUUUUUAUUUUAUUUUGUGGGACUUUUGUCCCUUUUCUUCAUUUGUACACUAUAUAAAUAAUAAAGUAUUAAUGUAAAAAAGGUAUUAACCCAGUAUGUUCUAUAAAUGCAAUGCAUUUUUGUGCCAUAGAGGCAUUACAUUUUGUAUUUUUUUUUAGAUUUUACGUUAUAUUUUGCUAUUUUGCAGUUUUUCAAUAAAGCAGAAUGGAAGACAGAAGUCUAGAAUUUUAGCAAAAUGGCUGUUUUCAAAACAUUGCUCAAGUACUGCAUUUCAGUAUAGGCUCACCACAGUCCGUAAACCUUUUUAUGGCAGAUGCCAAGUGAUCUCUAUAUUUUGAUACCCAAACGACAGUCUCAAAAAUACUGGUGUGCAUCUAUACAUUGCCCAUCUACACAGAUCAAGAAAGCCAGCAGAAAGCCCCUCAUCCACUUUUGAAUUUUUCACACGUUAAAAUUAUUCCAAAAACACUCUUAUAGACUGUUUUGGAACUUCACGAAAUUACACUGCAAAGAGUAGAUAAAAGACAAAGUAACAACCAAUUAUUAGCAAUUCGUAGAAGUAGUCACAAGUGUAAGAAAAUGUUUCUUCUUCCUCAAAGAUAAGAUUGGAGAAAAAUCCCAUCGUCAUCCCGGAUCUAUGAGAAGCAUUGCACAAAAGUAACCAUUACUAAUGAUGCCAUCAGAAGUGGAACUGGUGCGGGGUGAGGGAUGCGGGGUGAGGGACGGAGUUGUCUAUCUAGGCCAGUCCUGAAGACCCACCAACUGUCCAUGUUUUGUCAGUAUCUCCAUUGGAAUAAAACAGGGUAAUAAAUAAAUCCUGGAUUGUUAAUGGGCCAUGAGGACUGAUUUGGGAACCACUGAUCUAAACAAUAAUAGGAACACUCUAAUCUUAAAAACAAAUAUGUAUUUAAAGUACAUUUUCUAUUCCAGAAUUACAGAGCAUAGAAAUAAUUUAUGUAUCUGAUUUUAGUCUCUGUUCUCUACAUCCCUGUACAUGCUUGUAAAUAUUCUUCCAAUUCUACGUGUCUGUUUUAUGUCUGUAUAUUUAAUUUACCUACGAGCCUGUAUUGCUAGUCUCUUGGAAAACAAAAGUUGUCAGUAUUAACAUGCGUUUCAUUUGAUGUGAAAUAAAGGAAAAGUAAUUGGUUUUUGCUAAAAUAUAAAUUAGCUGCAUUGCAGUAUCUAAAGUCAAGUUUGCUUUGAUGUGCAUUCAUUAACACCAAUAAAAAAACUCAUAGAAAUUCACUUUACUGUAUAAGUAAAUAAUUGGAUUUUUGGAGCAUUUUAAAACAAAUGUAGUCUUUGUGAUCAUUUGUCAACGUAAAUGGAAUUUACACACUUUCAUUCCUUUCUGUGCUUUUCAAACUUUCAAGAAAUAUUAAAAUUUUAAAGCGACAUCAUUUAUUUUACAAACUUUUACUUUUUUUCCAAAUGUUUUUCUUUUUUAAACAACAAAUUAUAGUAAGCAAGAAGUACCCAAGACAUACAGUGCUCCAGUUUUACUGUGCGUACCAAACCUGUUAAUGAUGUUGGAUUUUGCUAUAGCCAACAUACUCAAAAUCUAGAAUUUUAUUAGUUUACAUUAUUGUCAGAAUUCUGCCUGGCUUUUCUGAGACGUGAUUUUUACUGCUUUUUGUACACUCGUCCAUGUUACUGACAGUAGCAUGUCUCAUCUAGAACAACACAUUCAGAGUUUGGGGGGUUUCACCAAUGUUCUGUGUUCUGAAACAUGGUGUGAGGAUGUAAAAGGGGAGAAGUUACCGAUUUAAUGUGCCCACAGAUUUAAAUGUUCAUUGCCCCAUUUUUAGUACUUUAGACCAUUUUUCAAAGCACAACACUGUAAACACAGUGUGGUGCAGGUGAGAGAGCCAUGUGAGUCAUGACACGUUCCCUUUAAAAUGUUGAUUUGGUAGGAAGCCAAGAUAAAGGCACGCAGUUCCAGGUCAGAGGUAAAUACAGCAGAGUGGCUUUCUACAUAUUAUUUGUAACAUAUUUGCCAAAUAUAGAGGGACAAGUUAACAUAGUUGCAAAAAUCAUGGGAAAUGACUGUUGCCCUUUAAGAGCCCAUUGAAUACAGUCAGAUUAUACUUUUGUUUUUAUAGUAAUAAUGCUUCAUUGAACCUGGCAGUAAUCACUUCCAUUAAAUGUCCUCUUUACACAUAUAAAGAAGUAAGAAAACAGUGGAUAGUAAGUGUCAUACUAAAAAUGUAAUACCACUGACUAAGUCGUAUUUUGUCAAGGGCUCACUUGUUGUAGAUGAGAAUAUUAAUUCAGCUCUUUGACCAUCAGGUAGAAGCCAGAGACCUGGUGUGUGCGUAUUCUCUCUCUUUGGUAUUUAGAAAAAGUUGUAUUACAUCACCAAAUAAUUUGUUAUAUUUGAUAUUUGACUGUUGACUGUAAAUAGGAACACUAGAUAAGUGGCCUGGUGGAUCCCAUGUAAUAAGUCAAACUGUAGCAGGUUGUCUGUAGUAGUUAUGGUGCUUGGGCUACGUAGAGCAGUUUAUUUUUAUUUUUAAUUUCUAUGCACUAUUUGUCCAAUAAUUCAGCAGGGUCUGACAAUGCUUGUAUUUUUCUCAUAUUAUACAUUACUACAAUAGCGGAUUACCUUGAUUGUGGAAGUUAACGUUCUUUGCUAUAUCAUCUCGAUGUGGUUUCUGAGAUUAAAAGAGAAACAUUCAAAUUUUUGUUCUCACAUCCAUUAUUUAUCAGUUAAGGCAGUUACUCAGGUUCCCGUUACAAAGCAAGAUUUUCUCAGUAACGUCUGUGAAUUUACUAAUUUACUAGUGUUUUUUUUUUAAAUUCUAUAUUUUUCGUGCAAUAGGGUUUACAAACAGGCCUGCGAUGCCACGAUAGCAAAAGCGGGCGUAGUGAGACACAAAAUAUCACGACAGGAAUAAGUUGCACUUUUUUUUUUUUUUUUACACAGAAUAUGUACUCAUGGUCUGCAAUAAAAGAGUAAGUAUGGUGGCAGUUGCGUUGGACUUGGAAAAGGCAAAACAAGCGAGUGUAACCUUUGCCAUAACAAUUAUUAAAAUAAUAAAAACAUUAAGUUGAAUUGAAUUGGGGUAGCAGAAAACUUAGAUUGUGCCAAUAAACUCACUGCUUGAAGGCAAGUAAAUGGUUAAGGAGUUAAAGUAUAGUUCAGCAGUGGGAUGUUAACUAACCCCUGCACUAUGCACGCUAUUUAAGCUUGGUAUCAUACUAUGCUACGCAUGGUUUUACAUUUACCUGACAUUAGGUUAUGCAGUAAAUAUAUGUGAGGGACCUUAGGCAAACAAAUAUACAAUGUAAACUAGAUAACUCUGCUAUGCCUAGGUCUGAAACUCUCUCCCUGCUAAUUUACUAGUUUUCACUUUUAUUUUUGUAAGUAUCAUAUUUAAUAUAUAUAUAUAUUAAAAAAAAAAUAUAUAUAUAUAUGUGUAUAUAUAUAUAUAUAUAUAUUUAUAUUUAUUUGUGUUUUUGGCAAAAUGCCUUAAUGAGUUGCAUAGUGGUAUAUGCAUGAUACCUUCAAGACUUCUCGAGGGCUGCACCGUUCCUGUGGAACUUGCUUCCCUCCUCCAUUAGAUGCUCACCCAGUCUUCACUCCUUCAAAAAAUCGUUAAAAACCCACUUCUUCAUAAAAGCGUAUCGAUUAAACUGUUAAUAGCUCCUGACUGAUUCCUCUGGAGGGAGGGGCAUGCAAAUCGCCAGACUAGUAACGGUAUGGGAGAUAGAAUGGGACCCAAGCCCCUCCCACAACUACAGGCCUAACCUUAAAUAUAUAUAUAUAUAUUUUUUUUAUUUCUUUUUUAAUCCCAGUUUAUUAUUUUUUUUUAGUACAAAGAGUGCAUUGAAAUAAGUGAACAUUGAAAGAUAGCAUUAAGCAGUAACAUGGCAAAAUAGCAGUCAUAAUUGGUAGAGAACCCAAUGUAUAUAGCCAUCAACUGUACAAUAAAUUCUAAAAAAAAUAGAAAGAAAAGAUAAGCAGAAGAAAAAAAGAAGAGAAAAGCAGAAAAAGAAAAAAGAGUAGAAGGCAGGAGAAUAACAAUAUUAGAGUAAAGAUAUAGAGCAGGGGAUAGACAAGGAAUCAGUGGAGGUAAGGAAGGUACAUUGAUGCUUCUAUAGAAAAGGGAAGAUUACAAAAAUAAUGUAAUUAGUAAAUGAAGCUAAAUAAAUACAAGGCAGGUAAGUUGGUGUUGUGUGACAUGUUCAUAGCCGGGGGUCACACAUUUAUUAAAAAUGUUCCACAGAGUCACAAGUUGUAAUAUUUAACUUAUUAGAAAUGUUCUUGUUGUGUAUCCAUUAUAAGGAUUGGGUAGAAGAAUUCAAGAACAAUCAAAUAAAAAUAAUCAUAUAAGAUAAUCCAAAUCUAGAACGUAUCACACUUAAUGAUGUCUAAGAUUUUGGAGAUGUGAAGUUGCCAAGCUGGCAUGCUAAGCUCUCCCCAUUUAUUGCUACCUCACCCUUGCUGGUGUCAUGCAUAAACUAAGGGACUGACUCUCUAUGUAUUAAAAUAUACAUCAUGUAGAAAAAAAAGUGUAAUUUAUAUGCAUCUAAUAAUGUACUCUUUCCUACUCAAUGUCAACAUUUGUUAUACUUCCAAUAUUCUCAAAUCAUAGUCUUAGUCAUCUUAGUCUAGAUGGAGUCAUUUGUCCCAGUGGGCUUAAUAUGUUCUGGCAAUAUUUGAUUUGACUGACGUGGUUUCAUUGUCGCUUGUAUACACUUUUCCCUUAGAGUGCCAAACCAAAAUACAUGUGUUGUAUUUUUGGUCGGUGGCGUCUUUCCCAGGGCUGAACCUUGUUGGUAUCUUGAAGUGACUGGUCUUUAAAACUCAUUGUUCAUACUAAACAGCAGACUGUCUCAUUUCAGUUGGGGCGAUUUAUCAAAGUGCUGUGCUCUAAAAAAUGGUGCAAAAAUGUAAAAAGGGUGGAGUCACCAAUGGAAAGUCCCUAGUGGUUUCACUGGUUUCCAUGGUGACGGCCCAACUUUUAGAACUUUACACCUUGUCUUAGAUUCUGAUAAAUCUCCCCCCGAUAUGUGACUUAGUUGUGAAAGGGAUUUCUUCAUUGGUGUGCUUCUGGGAAUAACUGUAUUGAUCAGCACUUUUUAAAAUUGUACUUGAUAAAUGUAUGACCUUGGGAUGAACAAGAGUGUCAUUAGGGAAAUACAAAUAAACAUGUUUUUCAGAGGUUACAUUACUAUGGUACUUGGACUUACCAAUACUGCUUGUAAAAAAUAUAUGUGUGAUCACUGAGCUCUGGCCCCUGGAGUCAGUGGCGGAUCCAGGGGGGGGGCAACGGGGCAAUUGCCCCCCCCGAGAAUUCCGCCGGUCUCCCUCCCCUGCCAGCCCUGCAAUGUGCCUGUGGACCGGAAGGGAGAUCACAGAUCUCCCUCCCCGGUCCGCAGGCACUGUGCUGGCGGCCGGCGGCGGAGGGAGUGAGAUAGAGGGAGGACCCGGAGCUCAGGCUGCAGCUCCUCCGGGUCCUCCUCUCGUGAGAUUUGAAGCGUUGCCGCGGUUACCACGGCAACGCUCCAAAUCUCACGAAAGUGAACUCUAGCCCGGGAGCGCGGGCUAGAGUUCACUGUAACCACUGGGACCACCAGGGAAUCACCACUGGGACCACCAGGGAAUCACCACUGGGACCACCAGGGAUCGAAAGGGAAUCACCACUGGGACCACCAGGGAUCGAAAUAUGUCCCCCCUCCUCCCCAGUAAAGGUAAGAAGGGAGGGGGGACAUAGGAUAAUAUUUAUUUUAAUUAAAUAAAAAAAAAUAUAUAUAUAUAAUAAAAAAAAUCCAAACACACACAUAUAUAUUGCCCCCAAUACUGCCCCCCCAAUACACACAAACUGCCCCCCCAGUCACACAAACUGCCCUCCCCAUUCACACAAACUGCCCCCCCAUACACAAACUGCCCCCCCAUACACACAAACUGCCCCCUAUACACACAUACUGCCCCCCAUACACACAUACUGCCCCCAUACACACAUACUGCCCCAUUAGAAAACACUUUGCCCCCAUUCACACAAACUGCCCCCCAUUCACACAAACUGCCCUCCCAUUCACACAAACUGCCCUCCCCAUUCACACAAACUGCCCCUCCCCCUUCACACACAAACGUACCUCCCAUACACACAAACUGCCCCCGCACACACAAACUGCCUCUAUACACACAUACUGCCCCCACAUACACACAUACUGCCCCCCCAUUAGAAAAACACUGCCCCCAUACACACACACUGCCCCCCCACAUACACACACACACACACUGCCCCCACAUACACACACACACACUGCCCCCACAUACACACACACUGCCCCCCCAUACACACAAACUGCCCCCUAGCUACACACACACACUGCCCCCAUACACACACACACUGCCCCCAUACACACACACUGCCCCACAUACAUACUGCCCCACAUAUACACACUGCCCCCCAUACACACACAAACUGCCCGCCAUACACACACAAACUGCCCCCACAUACACACAUUGCUCCCCCAUACACACACACAUUGCUUCCCCAUACACACACACACACACUGCCCACCCAUACACACACACACUGCCCCCCCAUACACACACACUGCCCCCCAUACACACACAUACACUGCAUCCCUGACAAACACUGCCGCCCUCACUCACACACUACAACCUUCACACACACACACUGCACCCCUUACACAUUGCACCACUCACACACACCACUGCUCCUAUGCCCUACUACAGCCCCAUUUCCCAGCAGAUCUCAAGUAAGUUGUCAAACUGUUCUAAAACGGUUUGACUACUUACUGUGGGAGGGGGUCCCGGCACUAUUGACACCAUAACCACUACACUGAGCUGUAGUGGUUAUUGUGUCUGGAUUAUUUCUUUAAAUAAUCUACAAGUGCCCCUCCCGAGAUCAGGCUCUGGAUCCGCCACUGCCUGGAGUGCCAGGUGAUUCAUGAAGAAACAAGGCUAUUGAAUAUAGUACUGUGCAAGUAAUUGAUAACACUUAGGGGAAAACAAACUCUUUGCACAAUCCCAUAAAGGGUAUUAUUUAUUAUACGGUUUAGCUAGAUUAACAAAAAAACAUUUUCUUUGAAAUCUACAUGACAUCUGCAGAAACGUAUAAAAUGACAUUAUUAUCAGUCCUGAUUUAAUCUCUCAUUUCUGUCUACAAUCUUUCAAAAUUAUUUUUAUUGAACAUUUUUUUUUCUUUAUGAAGACACAACAAAAAUAAUUUAAAACAUGAUUCUGUGUAUAGUCUUAAAAUAAAUUGAAUGCAUGUAAUAACAGAAGGGACAUAUGCAAUAUAUUUAUUGUUCAGUGUCAUUGUUGACUUUUGAUAGUUGAAUUUAUUGGUUAGUGUUUGCUUUGGUAACACAUUGUUUUUUUAAAUCUGAUUUAAUUGGAAGCCAUACUUUUCCUAAGUUAAAGUAACGCUACAGUGUCAGGAAUGCACUCAUGUAGUCCUAAAACUAUAGUGUUAAGCUACCUGUUUAGUUUCCCAGCCCCCUUCAGAUUGCUUUGAGGACAUUUCUACCACGCUGUGCCAGUCUCAACGCGUCGGGCCCCAUCACCAUGGCAUGAGGCCUUAAUGACCUCAGCCAAUCCAAUGCUUUCCCAUGGGAAAGCAUUGGAGGAUCUUGCGCAUGCAUGGCAAAAUGCUGCGCUGCGUCAAUCAGCAUCUCCUAAUAGAGAUGCAUUGAAUCACUACAGCUUGAAUCAUAUUACGGUGUAGUGGUUCUGGUGACCAUAGUGUUUCUUUUAAAUAUUAUUGUGUUUUGGAAAAUAUUCACAACGUGGCAUAAUUUCUCUGUGUUGUUGGCAGAGUGAGACUGUCCAUUGAUUAAAGGGUUACUCAAAGUGGUUAUAGUACCUGCAGUCUGUAUGUGCAGCAUUUUGCUAUGAAACGCUGCAUGUGAAACAUUGAACCUCUCUGCUGCCAGAGAUGUAACUCCACAUCUGGUAACUUAACUGGAGUGUCCUCAGCAGCCCAGUAUGAGAAUUCACGGGUUAGCUAAUGUCAUUCUGUGCAACUUUCAGCUGUCAGUCAUCUCACAAUUUCAGCCAAUGAAUAGCGAUGGCCACGGCUUCUGGCUUCAACUCUGCAGAAGCUAAAAGUGUGUCACUGGACAACCAGGGAUAAUCAGAACCCAACAGGGACCCUGAUAAUGGGAAAAAACAUGGCUAAGUGGAUUACCCAAUUACCGAAGAACUGGGCCAGGGUACUUCUCACAUCAGAAUCACUACAGCGGCCUGAAAGGAACCAACAGAUGUCGUUAAUUAAAGAGCAUGAAAGAGGAUGAAAACAGUUUUAUGAUCAAAGCUCAGCGUUCAAUGACCUUUCUCCUAUAGAUGCAGACUCGUCCAAACCUAUCGUUAAAUAUGCAGUAGCCAUCUCUUCACAACACAGGUGUAUCCAUUCCAUUAGUCUGCAUUGUUAAUGUAAACACGAUUUAUAGUGUUUGUAAAACUUUUACCUGCGGCCUUUGCUAACCCUUUCCUUUAUCACUGAGUGCUUGAUUGAACGGCCACAUGUACACUUUGUUUAGAUACAAGUUAUUAGACAUGAUCUUAUUUGGUGCAAACAUUUUAGCAUAUAUUCCAUUGUAGAUUUGCAGCAGUCGAGUUUUGUAACUCCUUUUUUUUUUUUAUCAUUGUAACAAAGUCAUACAAACCCAUUACCCAAUGUGCAUUAUGUGAAUUAUAGCAAACCAUACAUUGCUCCGAGGUAGACAAAAUAACACGACCUGUACUGAAAAGAAAAAGAUAAAUGAGCAAAUGAACACAAUAAUAUAAUACAUAAUAAUAUAAUAAUAUAAUACAUAAUAUUAGAAACAAUAUAAUAAUGCUUGUAACUAUGACAGGAAAUAGUAGGUGUGGGAAGGUUUUGGAAGUCAUUAGAGUGACGCGGUCGAAGUUUUAUGAGAGAGUAGAAAACGUGGUGUUACUAUGUGACCAAGGUAAAGUGCCAUAAGGCAAUAUUUACAAAUCUUAUAUAGGAUAAAUUUAUGUUGUAUUGAAAUAAGUCAAGCAAUGUGUCCAUGUCUUGGUAUAUUGUGAGUGUCUGCCAUGUAUGCAAAGAGUCACAUUUUAUGUUUGUCAGAAUGUCUGCUUUGUUAGCGACGUCUACAAAUUAGUAAUCCCACCUGCAGUCACACAGUCUUCUAAUCUGCAGCAUGUGCCACAGCCAAAUAUAUGGAAGGACAGGGCACACACAGCUUACAGGUUAUGUGUUAUUGGGCUUCAGGAAGGUUUGUUUAGAAAUGGUUUAUAGUGGUUGGCUGAGUUAUAGGACAAAGGUAUUUUAUCACAGAAUAUUGUCACAACAAGGUGAACACGGUUACGGCAACAUUGGCUUGUUCUACAUCUACUGGCACCUUAUGGGGAUAUUGGCAGAAGGGAGUGCAAGUGGCAGGAUUAGUGGAGGGAUCUAUAUGAAGUGCAUUUCAUAGAACCUGAGUAUUGUUCUUAAAGGGACACUCCACUUCCCAAAUACAUAAUCAAUACAAAUCACUGUUUAGUAUAUAUACACCAAAUGAAAACAUCUGUGCAUUUAAUUAUGCAUUUUUUUCAUUGGGGGUAUGGCUAAAACCACAUUGCAUAAAUUGCAUAUCUCUUGUCUGCUGCCUUUGCAAGCCCUCCCCUCUAACCCCGCCCAGACUUUCUAUGGCUGUCCAAUCAUAGACUUCCCAAUGCAGUUCAAUGAGAAGUCUUUGCAAGGCAGGUGCUCUUGGCAAUUGCUGCCUCUUCAGGUCAGUGCAAAUAAGCUCACUAAACCAGGAAGUAACAGGAUCAGUUGUCUGCUUGAGAUUUUCGAUUGAAAUCUGCACUUUUUUCUAAAUGAAUAAAAAUAGGACACACUCAUUACGCAUAAAGCUUUUCAUCAAGCUAAAGUGCUUUAGGGUUCUGGAGUGUCCCUUUCAAUGUGCAAACUCUGUGUGCCUCAUAUAUUUAGUUCUCAAAAUGACUACUAUGGUUUGUUCACUUUCUAUUCAUAGGUAAGUGUAUCUAUGAUCUAAAAUAUGUACUCAGUUAUAUUUUUUGAAUCUACAACGCUUUUUCAUUUAGUGUAUACAUUGAAGUAAAAAGUGGAGUCUACAGAAAUGUGGGAUGAAACAUUGAUUUCUGGUGUUAUUUGCAUGUUUUGCAAUGUGUUCGGGGUGAACUGUUUGAACAUAGAUUUUCAGGAUGCUGAGAUUAGAGUUCUUUAAAAAAAGAAAAAACCUUAUGAUAUCUCAUUAUGGUGUAUCAGUCUGUUUAGAAUGUAUUUACUCAGUGGAGAGAAUUGUUUGCUGUAAUCUGUGUAUUGUACUUGUAACGUUAUUUGUAGUUUUUUUUCUGUACUUCAACCAUUUACCUUAAAACAUGUGUGUAUGUGUCGGUGUCUAUAUUAAUUUGUGUGUAUGUGUCGGUGUAUUUAUGUGCAUGAAUAUCUGUGUAAGUAUGUAUGUAUGUAUGUGGUAGUGUAUGUGCAUACAUCCAAGCAGUCAAACACCAGCACAACAUACAGGCACACUCCUGCAAUCAAACAUAAAUAUUACAUACAAAUACACCCCUGCAUUCAAACCCCCAAAAUAAAUAAAUAUAUACAAACACACCCCUUUACUCAAACACAAAUACUUCUCACAAAUGUACAUCUGCAUUUAAAAGUGAACAUUCAGACACACCCCUGCAAUCAAACGCAAACAUUACAUACAAACACACCCCUGUAUUAAAACACAAUAACUAUAUACAAGCACCCCUUUAAACACCAACACUGUACAUUACACUAUAGUGACAGUAAAUUCUGCAGCGCUGUACAGAUAUACAACCUAGAAAUUUCGAAUUGGGGUGCCUUGGAAAAAGUGAAAUAUUUAGGGCGCCUUGAACCUAAAAAGUUUGGGAACCACUGGUCUAGACAUAGCAGUCACAACUCUCCGAUUUCCAUGCAAUAUAUGCACAGAAGCACGGAUGGCUUUCACUUUUUCAGAUUUAGAACUUGCAUUUCUGUACUUUUCCUUUGCUGUGACCUAGUGUUUUACAGCCUAGCGUUUAAUGUCAACACACAGGUUUGGAUUCUAAUGAGUGAACAGAUGCCCAUUCAUAGACUGUGUCACUCUCUGGGUCUCCUAGAUCUGGUUUCAGCAUUGUUGGAAAUAUUUCUGACAGCACUUUGGGUGAGUAAUUGGUUCUAUCUUUAAAAAAAAACAAAAAAAACCUUUAAAGGCAGAUUUGUGGCAAAAAUAGAUUUAUGUUGAUGUGUGAACAUUGACACUUCAGGUCCUAUGUGCUCACUCCAGAGUGACAGGUGGGGUUCUGCACAAAUGCAUAUUUUCGGUUAUGAGAUGUAUUCAGUGUUUAGAAAAAUAUCGGAUAGAGAACUGAGGAAAAUAAUGAGAAGCAAAAAUAUUGGAAUAUAAUCAUGCCAUAUAUAUAUACAUGUGACAUAUUACAAAAUAUACAUUUUGUCAUAAUGCAUAGUUGUAAAUCUAUCUAGAGUGAGUAUGCCUAUUUAAAGCAUUCUGUUAAAUUGAGACUAUAUGCAUAAAAACUACUUUAGCUUCAUGAAGAAGUUUUAGUGUAUAGAUCAUGCCCCUUCAGUCUCGCUGUUCAAACCUCUGCCAUUUAGGAGUUAAAUCAGUUUUUUGUUUCUGUUUAUGCAGCCCUAACAAACCCUCCCACCGGCUGUAAUUUGCACAGCCCGCUUGCAAAAAUGGUUCCAUUCUCAUGAGAAAUUAACUUGCUUUAGAGGUUUUUAAUUUUCUGCUCUGUAAAAGGAACUUUAAUCACAUACAAGAGGCUCAUGCAGUGUCUAGAAGGCUAUUGAUAUAGAAGUAAAUAAGAAACCUCUUUUUACAGGAAGUGUUUAGAAAGGCUGUGCAAGUCACAUGCAGGGAAGUGUGACGAGGUGUGACUAAGUGAUUUAACAACUAAAUGGCAGUUAGUUGAGUAGUGAUACUGAAGGGUCAUGAUCAGGGCCGGCCUUAGGCAAUUAGGCGCCCUGUGCAAAAAGUCUUCACGGCGCCCCCCCCCCCCGCCUCCCACCAAGUUGCCUGAAUACAGUAACACACACAGGCACCGGGGACGUGUGUAUCACGAGGCAAACAAGGCAUCUGCCUUGGGCGCCACUUUGCAGGGGGCGGCAAAAAAAAGCAUCCCUCCAAACCCCCAGGCAGAUCCCUUGCUUGCCUCGCAUCCUGGGGGGCUCAAGAGCUGACCGGCUGGCCACUUUUGAGCCCCCCCAAGGCUGGCAGCGGGCAGCGAAGGAGCAUACUCACCUGAGCUCUUCCUGCUCAGCUUCCUCUGCGCCGCUUAAUGAAGCCGGGAGCCAGAAUAUGACGUCAGUCCGGCUCCCGGCAUCACUAAGCGCUGCUUACUCAGCCUGUGCGCCCCCUGCCUGCCUGCCCAGCAGCCACACUGGACUGCUGGUAAGAAAUCCACUCCAGCUUUCCCAGGGAGGCUGGGUGGAUUUAAAAUAAAUGUAAAAAAUAUUAGUUUGUGAGUGUUAGUGGAAAUGUCUGUGUGUGUGUCUGUGAGUGUUUAUUUUGAAGUGAAUGUGUGUGUGUGUGUGUGUGUGUGUCUGUAAGUGUGUAAUUGUGUGUGUCUGUAAGUGAAUGUGUGUGUGUCUGUGAGUGAAUGUGUGUGUUGGUCAGUGAGUGUAUGUGUCAGUCAGUGAGUGUGUAUAUGUCGUCAGUGAGUGUGUAUGUGUCGUCAGUGAGUGUGUAUGUGUCGUCAGUGAGUGUGUAUGUGUCGGUCAGUGAGUGUGUGUUGGUCAGUGAGUGUGUGUCGGUCAGUGAGUGUGUAUGUGUCGGUCAGUGAGUGUGUGUCGGUCAGUGAGUGUGUGUCAGUCAGUGUGUAUGUGUCGGUCAGUGGAGUCGUGCAUCUUUCAGUGAGUGCUUGCGUCUGUCAGUGAGAGUGUGCAUCUGUCAGUGUGUGUCCAAGUAAUAGUGUAUGUGUGUAUGUCAUUGUUUGUCAGUGUAUAUGAGAGUGUGUGUCUGUCAGUGAGUGUGCGUCUGUCAGUGAGUGAGCGUCUGUCAGUCAAAGUGCGGCCUUGACAGGAAGGGGUGGGGGAAAUUUAAACUCGGUUACAGGCAUGUACACACACACUCAGUUAAAGGCAGUCACACAUACAGGCACAGGCACAAACAAUGGCACAGCUACAGCGACACACACAGACAGACAGUCACAUAGGCAGUCACACACACAGACAGACACACAGUAACACACACAUAGACAGUUAUACACACACAGGCAGGCAGUCACACAGAUAGAAAGUCACACACACAGGCAGGCAGUCACACACAGACAGUUACAGACAGACACACACAGGCAGGCAGGCAGUUACAUACAGGCAGUCACACACACAGACAGUCACACACACAGACAGUCACACAGACAGACAGUCACACAGACAGACAGUCUCACACACACAGGCAGUCACACAGACAGUCACACACACAGGCAGUCACAUACAUGGGCAGUCACACACACAGACACACGCACACAGACAGACAGUCACACACACACACACAGACAGUCACACAAACAGGCAAACAGUCACACACACACACUUACCUCUUUCCAGUGGAUGCAGUUGGCUGAUGGGGAAGCAUCUUUCCCUCUUCCUGUACAGCAGGGGCUUCGGGAGGUAUUAGCCCCGUCUCCGCCUCUCGAUAAGCCCCGCCUCCGCCGCUCGGUAAACCCCGCCCCCUCUGCCGCGAUUUUUUUUUUUUUAAAUAGACCCGGGUGGAGAAUAAUUAAUCCUCCAGCCAGGUACCUCUUUUAGCUCCCCUGCACUCCGGCCAUGAGUGAGCUGUGUCGGCCACAGGGCGCCCCCUGUUCCAUGGCGCCCUGUGCGGUCGCACAGCUCGCACACCCCUAAGGCCGGCCCUGGUCAUGAUCUCUACAGCCAGACUGCUUCAUUAAACUAAAUUUGUUUUGGUGACUGUGGCGGAUCACCGCUGUAUGACCGCUGUAUCACCGCCAAUAAUCCUCUUUCCUGUAGUAUUAUAGCUCCUUCCAGUUAAAGUAGUGCUUAUACCUGGUAUAGUUUCUCCCAUACAUUAGCCGAGACUUAAUGUUGAGUAGAUCUGAUUUUAUUAGACACAGCAUAGUCAUUUAUACACAGACCCCCAGCAUGGGGUCCCUAUUCAGUAACAAAUAAUCCUGACCUGGUGCCUCUGUGUCUGGGAGAUAAUUGUAUUGCUGCUCGCUAAACCAAUUAUCUCCCAGAGUACAACACAAAAACACCCCAAAAACAUAAUAAAACCACACAGGAAUAUUAUACAUUCUCGGAUAGUUCUGAUCCAAGCUCCCAUGUUGGCAAAAUAGCGCCUGGAUUCAUGACGAAAUAUUCACAUCGCCAAUGGGGUAAAGUUUUGACCGACCGCACACAAGUUCCAGCCCAAAAAGUUACAGGGAAAAGGGAUGCUUUUAGUUAGUUGGCCUGGAGGGAAAGGGGAUGGGACCAGGGGUAGUAAAAAUAGUCUCUUACGGGACAACAUAUGGAAAAUCAUCAAAACAUUGAUGGUGACUGGGUGGUUUGUCACAGUGACUAUAGUGUCCCUUGAAGUGCUGCUAUGAGCAUUGGACUUUUGCCAGUGUUUGGCUCUAGCAGAGUGGCAGCCACACAAAUACUAAAUGUUCAUUUAUUUAGUUACUUUUUAAGCAGUCAGAUUGCACACAGCAUGCUUGAGGAGGGCUUGGGGCUUUUUAAUGAUGUUUAGAAUUUGGACAUUUUUCUUUGGUUUGGAAUAUUCGAGGCAUGUGGCAUGACAUAUUUUACUUUCCUGGCUAAUCAUGGCAGCAUAUACACAUGGGUUAGCUCCUCCCCUACAGCCAAUAGGACAGGAAAACCACCAAGGUUUUAAAAGGAGGCUCCAUCCCUAAGGUCCUCAGUCUUUUUCCUGUCCUACAGCCCUUAGGACGUGAGCAAUUUGCUCCCUUUACUUACGGACAUGUAUGUUGUUUUAUCUUCAUUACUUUAUUUGCUGUUUUUUUUUUCAAUUUGAAAUUUUAUUUUCAUAAAGACAAGGAAAUGGGGUACAGAAAAGAAGGGGAAACUUCAAAUGUACAUAGUGGGGUCGUACAAUUGCUAUACAUUUUUCGAUAUACAUUUGUAAUUAAGGGGGGGAACAAAUAGGAGGAAGGGGGUAGCUCCCUGACACAUUGGCCUUCCUUAUUUAGUAUUACCCUGAUGUCAUGGUGUUACAGUAGAUGAUGCUCAUGGGGGGGGUCUCUGUCGGAUGGGGAGUUCGCUCAUUUAGUGCGUGGAUUGUCGUUAUACUAAGUUUUGCGAGUAUGGUUUAUUUCGUUGUUGUUCGAGGUCCCUUGUCUCCAGGGGGGAAGGGUGUCAUUGUGGGCAGGGUGCCUGCGGUAUGUCGAGGGUGUAAGGUGAGAGUGGGGGGUCCCCGUGAAUUGGGGGCGAGUAACAGGUGGAGGGGAGUAGCAGCGUGGUACCGGUUUGUGGCUGUUGGUGGGUCCUAGGAUCGUGACCUCUAUGUCACAGGGUGGGUUGGUAAGUGUGUAGGGUGGUCGGUGUUGGUUUUGAGGGUGGUGUCGUUUCGGUAGCCAGUGCUGUGGCCUCUUUGCGGGCUCGUUAAUGACUGUGUUGGUGUUGUGUGAGCUGUUGUGUGUAGUUUCGCCAUAUUGCGGCGGUGUAGGGGCUCAGUUUCCCGAUUUUUGCCUGCUUCCACAUGAUGAGUUCGUACUCCAUUGCUUGUGUUACUUCUGUUACAACUUCUCGGAUGGAGGGCAAGUCCGUUGUUUUCCAUUUCCUGGCUAUUAGUAUUGACACCGUGCCCAGUAUGAUGUAUAUCAAUUUCUUGAUCGGUUUUGGAAAGUCGUCUGGGAGCAAUCGGAGCAGGAUUGUUUUAGGGUCGAGAGCUAAGUGGAGAUUCGUGACACUUCUUACAAGUCGGACUGUAGCUUUCCAAAGAUCUUGCACACUAUCGCAUGUCCACCACAUAUGCAUCAUAGUUCCUUUAGUUGCAUGGCAACGCCAGCAUAGGUCUGAAGUGUUGGGAAAUAUGGUGUGCAGACGGGUCGGUACCAUGUACCAUCGGUAUAGGAUUUUCCUGGAUGCUUCCAGGUGUGCUGUACUUGUUGUGAGCCCUAUAUGAGAAGUGAAAAUCUUUUCCCAUUCGUUUGGGGAUAUUGUCACCUGGAGGUCUGUCUGCCAAUCCUGCAUAAACUUCCAUGUGUCGCUGUUUUUAGGGUUGGCAAGGUGGUCGUAACAGAUGGAAACUGUUUUCUUUGGAGGGUCUAGGGAGAGGCAUUGUGCUUCAAAUUUCGUUAUGGACGAUCUCAGUGAGUGUUCCAUGUCUUUGAUUACGUUGUGGGUUAUUAGCGCUUUGAUUUGUAGAUAAGCAAAUGUGUAGCUUGGAGGGAGGGCAAAUUCUUUCUGCAGGUCUGGGAACGGUUUAAGACCUGCCUUGGUGCACAGUUGGUAGACAUGUGUAAUUCCUUUUUCUGCCCAUUUAUGAUGUGGAAACAGGCCAUUGCAUUGGUACAGGGUCCGAAUUGGAGUUGCCAGGGCCCACGGGUGUGCGGAGCACAGUUGGUCCCUGUAGGUGUCCCAUAUUGUGAGGAGGUGUUUGGUGGUGUUCAGCAUGGUUGUAGGUUGCUGUCGCAGGUGCCGGGGUAUCCAGAGCAUUGUAGGCAGGUCCUGGUUCUUACUGUGCAUAUUCUCUACCUCUACCCAUUGGGGGAUGUACUUGGCCGAGUGAACACUAACUACAUUCGCAAGGAUGGCUGAGUGAUAAUACGCUUUGAGAUUAGGGAGGCCCAUGCCUCCAUGUUUCGUAUUUCUCAACAGAAGUGAUUUGGGGACUCGGGGGUGUUUGCCGUCCCAGCUGAAUCUGAGGAGGGUAGCCUGUAAUUUUGUGAGGUAGCUUUGUGGGAUCUUGAUUUGUAGUGUCCGGAAGAGGUAGAGAAUUUUAGGUAGAAUUGUCAUUUUCAGUGCUGCUAUUCUUCCGACCCACGAUAGGUACAGGCCCCUCCACGUUUGCAGCUGGGUGUCUAUAUCUUUGUGCAGCUUUACGUAGUUGGUAGGGAAUAGUUCUUUUUCUCUGUGAGUUAUCUUGAUCCCUAGGUACACCAAGUAGUCUUCUCUCCAAUCAAAGCAAUGGCCGGAUCUCAGGAUUGUUUCUAUGUGUUUUGGUGUGUUGAGGCACAUUGCCUGUGUCUUAGCCACGUUGAGCUUGUAAUAAGAUUGUUGACUGUAUGCAUGUAUUUCUUUGUGUAGGGAGGGGAGUGUUAUAAGUGGUUGUGUGAGUGUGAGAAGAAUGUCAUCGGCAAAUAGGCUUAGUUUAUAUUCUGUUUGGCCCACUAGUACCCCUCGGAUGGAAUCGUUGGAUCGAAUUGCUAUUGCCAGGGGUUCUAAGGCUAACACAUAAAGGAGAGGGGACAGUGGGCAACCUUGUCUGGUUCCGUUGGUAAUGGGGAAGGCCUGUGAACUAAAUCCUGAGGUGAGUACCGUCGCCCUGGGAUCACUGUAUAGGGCACUGACUGCAGAGAGGAAGGGUGCUGGGAAUCCAUAGGCUUGUAGGGUUUCCUGGAGGAAUUUCCAGUUCAGGCGAUCGAACGCCUUCUCGGCAUCUAGGGAUAGCAUGACGCUCGUUUGUUUGGUGUUUUUCAAUAUGUUGUAUAUGUCUAGUACUUUCCUGGUGUUAUCCGACCCUUGCCUUCCUGCUACAAAUCCCACCUGGUCUGUAUGAAUUAGUGUUGGUAGUAUGGACUUGAGUCGUUCUGCGUAGAUUUUGGCAUAUAGCUUUGCGUCUGCAUUCAGGAGAGAGAUUGGCCUGAAGUUUUGGCAUGUGGUCGCGGGUUUCCCCGGUUUGGGGAUAGUGAUAACAUGUGCCGCUAAGAACUCGGUGGGGAAGGUUCCCAGUCGGGUGGCUUCAUUGAAGAAGCGUGUGAGGUCUGGGGCAAUUUCUGCCUUGAAGGCCAUGUAAUAAGCGUUAGUGUAGCCGUCCGGUCCUGGGGCUUUAUUUUCGGCAUUUUGUCUAUUAGGGUGAGCACUUCGUCUGUGGUGAUUGGUGCUGAUAGUUGUGCUGCGUGCUGUUCAAGGAGUUUGGGGAGGGCAAUCUGUGCCAGGUAGUUGCGAAUUGAUGUGGAUGUAGGUUGGGCCAGGGAGUGCUGAUCUUUCAGGUUGUAUAAGGUGGUGUAAUAAUGUGCGAACUCAUUGCAGAUUUGUGCGGGUUGUAUUAUCUUAGUCCCGGUGUGUGAGUUUAUGAAUGGGAUGCGGGCUUGUGCCUGCUUCAUCCGGAGUCGCUGUGCCAAUACUUUCGUUGCUUUGUUUCCCAUUGAGUAGGAAGUUGCUUUGAGUUUUUUUAAUGCUAUGUUGGCUUUCUUGAGAAGAAUUGCUUUAACUUCGUCUUGCGCUGUUUGCAAUUUCUGUUGGAGGGUCUUGGAGGGGUGCAGUUGGUUUUCUCUAUGGAGGUCUUGGAUCCGUUUGAGAAGGUUCAGCAAUGCAGUAUGUGUUGUUUUCUUGAGGUAGGACGCUCGGCUGAGUAAUAGCCCUCUGAUGACCGGCUUGUGCGCGAGCCACAGUGUGGCGGGGUUGAUCUCGCCGUUGCCAUUGGUUUGAAAGUAUUGUUGUAUUUCUUCUCGUAUUUUGUUGGUAAAGUCUGCGUCACUUAGCAAGUGUUCGUUCAGCCUCCAGGGGCUGCGAUGUUGGUAUUGGUAGGAAUCGGCUAGGGUGAGAGACACUGGGUUGUGGUCUGAGAUUGUAGAGGCGUCUAUCUCACAGGAUUUGAUCUGUUGUAGUUGUGAGCUGUGCAUUAGGUAGCCGUCUAUGCGGGAAUAAGUGUUGUGCACCUGUGAGUGAUGGGUGUAUUCCCUAUCCAUUGGGUGGAGGGUUCUCCAAGCGUCGUAAAGCCCAUAUGAUGCUAGUGUUUUGUGCAGGGAGAUGCAGUGUUUGCGUAGGGCCUUUUUCCUCUUGUGUGUGUGUGUGGCUGUGGAGUCUGCAACAGGGUCGAGGAUAUGGUUAAAGUCCCCACAGAGGACUAGGGUGCCCAUCUGUAUUUUCUCGAUCUUAUCUAGUAGCGUGGUCAUAUAUUGGGGUUGGUUCUCGUUUGGGAAGUAGGAGUUAACUAUUGUGUAUGUGUUGUUGUUUAGCGUGCAGAUGAGAAUGAUAUACCUUCCUUGCGGAUCUAUCUGGAUUGUUACUAGGUCAAAGGCCAAGGUGUGGCUCACCAUGAUCGACACUCCCCUGCUUUUAGAUGGGGACGUGGCAUGGUAUUGGUAGGGAAAAUGUUUAAGCCCAAGGAUGGGUUUAGAGCCAUGUUUGAAGUGGGUUUCUUGCAGGCAUAUGACGUCUGCUUGUGAAGUUCGGAUCUCUUUGAGGAGAUUGUAUCUCUUAUGGGGCGCGUUUAGGCCUCUCACAUUAUGGGUGUAUAUUUUCAUUGUCGCGAUCAGUGGUAGGUCACUUGGGUUGGUGCAGAGAUGUAGGUUCUGAGUUGGGGGUCGGUGCUUUGUUUGUAUCUCAGGAAGACCCUUCCGUAUAAUUUGUGAGGUCUAGGUUGGGUUGGGUGUCGGUACCAGGGGUGGGGGCUAACAGUAGGGGUAGGGUAUUAAUACCUGGGGGUGUAUAGUUAAACAGUAAACUUUACAAAAAAUUGGAUGUACAAAGGGUACUUUCGGGGGUAUGUGCCGGUAUGGCACUUCUCAAACGGGGGUAGUGUAGUCGGGUCGAAUCCAGCUGACAGCUAACUAGGGCCUAUCUUGUGCAGGCCCCACCCGUAAAUAUGUUAGUUUAGCAAGUGUAUGGGUGCGCUUGGUUCUCGCCCUGUCUUAGGUGGGUUGUUGGGUGAACGCCCCGGUACAGACAUAUAGGGUGGCGCAUAUGGCUUGAGUCGUAGUGGGCAACCCGGGGGGGUUUUGCUCAUAGGGCCCUCUAAUCUGCAUGUCGUACCGGCAUGGUGGUCUAUCUGUCGGGGUGGGGGGCGGUACUUUGCUAACAUUUUGGUGGUUUUGUCCCCGCCAUUAGGGUUGCUGUGGGAGUAGUUGCGGCCUUUUUGAGUGUGUCUAGGCGCGUUCUGGGUGCGUCGGACAGGUGCAUGGAAACAGUAAAACAUAAUCAAACAUAUAUACAGGUUGCAGUUGUUACAUCGCUUCCUCCAUUCUGGCAAAGGUGGGCUAUGAGAGAUUGACACCACUUAAUCUUACAUGGUGAUCCAGCAAGCUGAAUCGCAUGUAGUCUAAUACAAUCAUAUACUCGGGAGGGCUCUCUAAGGAAAUAGAGAGGGAGUAGGCGUUAGGGAGAUUAACAUUGGGGCGUCAGCAGGCCUCUAAAGCCUUUAAUCGGUGCACGAAAGCCCAUACAUUAUGGACUACAUACGUGGUCUCUAGGGGUCGUCUUAAGUCAAAUGCCACGGGGAGGUUAAGUGUGGCUGAUCCUGUGGAUCAUUAGUCUUGUCGCUUAGUUUGUAUCUUACUCUGUUCCUGCAAUAUAUAAGGAAAAACUUUUUUUUUUUUUUGUAUAUGUUUUACAGUAAUUAGAGGUCGCCUGCAAUUUGUCAACCCUUUUGGGAUGUGGUUAUUCUAGUCAGCAAUUAUUUUUAACAUCAAUCUAUAGCUAAACAUGUUUUAGGUUUUGAAGAAAGUAGAAAACACUUGCUAUUCCAGGUAUGGCUAGUGGUCAUCGUCCCUGAAGGUAGUUCGCCGUUGUCGCUGAGGGCGGCCGUCGAUAUUCUGUGUCUUGCGCGGGCCUGGUGUUUGUAGAUUUGGGGCUAUGUCCCAUUUGUGCAGCAGCUCCAGGCCUUCUUUCGGUGAGGCGGCUAUGAGUUGCUUCCCUCCUUUGGUGAUGAGGAGUUUCGCUGGGUAGCCCCAUCUGUAGGGGAUGCGGUGGUGUCUUAGAGCCUCUGCUACUGGUUUGAAGGAUCUUCUCCGCCGGAGUGUCUCCGCCGACAGGUCCGUAAAGAGGAGGAUAGGUUUAAAUUUAUCAGGCAGGUCUUUCCUAGUUCUAUGUGCACGGAGGAUUUGGUCUUUUGUGUGGUAAUAGUGGAGCCGCAUGAGCACGUCUCGUGGCACGGUUGGUGGUAAGUGUUGCGGUCUCGGGAUUCUGUGGAUGCGAUCUAGUAAGAGCAUGUCUGCGGGUAUGUCUGGCAGGACCGCGCGGAACAGCUCCAUGGUGAAGGCCGUUAGGUCCUGGGCUUCCACAUCUUCUGGGACCCCUCUGAGCCUGAUAUUGUUGCGGCGAGACCUGUCUUCUGCAUCUGUGAUUUUGGUUUCAUGCAGAGACAGUUUCCUUUCGAUAUCCUCUAGCCUGUCUUCGAUAGCUGCAUGGGCUGUGGCGUUUACUUCCAUUUUUUCCUCUAGUUGGGAGGUUCGUGCGUCCAGGUCGGUGAUCUCGUUAUUAAUUUUAGCCAGGGCCGAUGUGAAUGAUGCCUGCAUUUUCAGGACCGCUGCGUCUAACAUCUUUUGUAGUAAAUUCGGGGUCAGCGGGGUGUCCGCGCUUGCCUCGUGUGUGUCGGCAAAGUCCGCGUGGAGUUCAGCCUCGGCGCCAUCUUGGGCCUGUAUUUCAGCCUGCUUGAGGUGUGGAGUUCGGCAGCCUUCGUCCUUCGUGUCCACACAUUUCUUUGCGCGGUGUUGGGACAUCGUGACCCGGGUCUGGGAGUCGGGUGUGAGCCAGUAAUAGUGGGUUUUAGCCGCGUUUAGGAGCCCUUAGCUACGGAGCUCUUUCAGUGUGCUGCCAGCUUCAUUCGGCGUCCGGCCACGCCCCCCUUAUUUGCUGUUUUACUGUAGUACAUUAUGCAGUUGUGCUUUUAUGCUGUGAUGCAUUUAAGCUUUGAUAUCUUUAAACUAGUACAUUAUACAGCUGUACCUUAUUUUUAAGAUUGUUGUACAUUAUGCGGUUGUGCUUUUGCUAGGAAGCAUUUAAGCUGUGUUGCAUUUAAGCUGUGUGGCAUUUAAAACUGUUUCAUUUAAAUUUGCAUUUAAUACUGUUGCAUGUAAUACCGCAAGUCAUUGGAAACCGCAGUACAUUUGGAAAACUGCAGUGCAUUUGAAGACUGAUAUAUUUGAAAAACUGUGUUAUAUUUUGGAAACUGUUAGAUUUGAAAAAAAAAAAAAAAAAAAAAAAUUUUAGGUCCCAGAACAAGAGCAGUUCCAGGGACAAGUUUCGCCUCUCUUCUGGUGCUAAGAGGAAAAGCACAUGAAAGCCUACACUGGACUUAAGAGGGGCCAACAAGAGGCUGAAUGUUAGAGUCUUCGGGAUGGAGUCAAUCAGAUGCAUAUCUCAAGCAAUCUGGAAGGAUAAUUUCCUUACCUCUAUAUAUCUCAAGGAUGCUUACUUUCAGUCCAAUCUGCAGACAUCUUCGGCAUUAGCUCAGAAGAGAACUUCCAUGUUAGUGCCCUACCAUUUGGCCUUAAUGCGGCCCCAAGGAUCUUUCUAUCUGCUUAUAGUGUUAUUGAGAGUCCAGAACUCCACCUGGUUCCAUUAUCUGGCGGAUCUACUUCUGAUAGCCUUAGACCCUCAGAAGGCAGGCACACAUAGGUAUAUAGUUCUUUCAUAACUCCUAAAGUUUGGCUGCUUGAUGAAUAUCAAGAAAAGCAGCUUCAGACCAGCUCAGUGGUUGACAUUCCUGAGUGGAAAAUUCUAGGCUCUGCUUUUCCCUAUCUCGGGAACAGUUCCACAGAUUGUAAAGGUUUUCUCUCCCAGUUUCUUCAUUUCUGCUUGGUAACAGCAAGAAAAUAGAGGCAACUACUAGGAAUCCUGGCUUCCACCAGCAGACUUGUCAGAUGGGCCCAAUGGCAUCUCUGGAUUCCUUACAGAUCCUUCCUAUCUUGGUCUAACAAGAGAAAGAUUAUUGGAGCCAGCCACUUACUAUGUCCCCAUCAGUGGAGUUGCACCUUACCCUGGCAGCUGAAAGAGGGAUUAGAUCUGAGUUUCCAGUGAACAGAACCUCAUUGGUCAAUUAUUAGCUCGAAUUCCAGUUUUUAUAAGAUUGGUUACACAGUGUUUGGACCAUGUUGCACAAUAUUUCCAUUCAUUUGUAUGGAAUUAAGAGUCAUUUUCAAGACUCUUCUUCACUUCAGAGGCUUGCUGAAGAACGAGUGGGUCCAAAUUUGCUCAAAUAUCAAUGCAACUGUAUCCUAUAUCUACCAAGAUGGGUCUCACAGAUACGUAUUGAUGGAAUUCCAGCCCAUAAUGAUCAGGGCACAGAAGAGCAACCAGUGGCUCAGAAUACCAUGGCUGUUUGCUGGAGCCGAAUAACUGUGGACAAGGUGUAUUGGCAACCAUGUCCUGACGUAUCCUCAUGGUUGACGCAGAUUGUCUGAUACCCUACAUAGAUCUUAUGGCCAUUUCUUGGAACUACCAGGUCCAGAAGUAUUUUUUACAUGCUAGGACCAGAAUGCUCAGGUUCAGGAUACACUGGCUCAAAUUUAGAAUUUUAGUCUGAUGGACAUAUUUUCCUGUUUUCGACCUUAAAAAGGCAAUGCAAAAUGUGACAGUGGAAGACCGCGUUGACUCUAAUUCCUAUGAUGAAUAAGAUGAUUCUGGAACCUCCAAGGGAAGUUCCUGUACGUCCAGACCUAUUACAAGGCCCCAUGACACACCAGGAUCCUCAAGUUCUGGUGUUGAUGCGGGAGUCCAUAUUAGUAUAGGCAUCCCUGAGACGGUCAUUGAGAUCCUCUUACCAGGGCCGUCUUUAAGGAGGGGCAAAAGGGGCAGCUGCCCUGGGCCCAGUUACUCCUGGGGGCCCUAAGGCAGCUGCCCCAUGGGCCCCCUGCAGCACCUGAGGUAAUCAGGGGCCACAGCCCUUUAAUACUGCUCUGGACCGGGCCCUUGUAAUAUGGGGGUUGGCUGAAUACAAACACACAGCUAGCCCCUCACACACUGCCCUGUGAUCCCUUUUCUUCUCCGUGGCAUGCUGGGAGGCAGUGAGGUCAGAUCACUUCCUCCUCAGUGCCGCUGGGGAGGAGGCACACACCACACGGAGGAGGAUGCAAGCAUUGUUGGGGAGAGGGACUGAGAAAGCUGAUGGCAGACUCCCAUCAGCCUGGGCCAACAAGCUCCCACUGGACCCCAGGGAAGCCACCUUUCUGUACCCAAAAGGUAAGGAGACAGGAGGGUGGCUAAAUAUGUUUUGUUUUUUUGUUUUGCUUAUUUCUGAUAUCACUUUUAUUCAAGUGUUGGUGUUUGUAAUGUAACACACAGGGAAUAAGUACAUGUUAAAAAUCCUAGAAGAACCUGACAGUUCCCUAUUAAAUAUAAAUUUUAAAAGUAUUUAUUUUAACAUAUUAUUGCAUCAAGUGUUAUCAAAGGCUGUAUACCAUUUCCAAAUGUCACUUUUGCCAAAUUCUGGACCAGGGUAUGUAAGAACAGAGUUGAGACAUUAUUAUGGCCAAGGUUGCUGGGAGUUGCUGUCCAAGAGCUGCUAGAAGGCAGAGAUUAAAAUAUGUAAAUGUACACAUAUAUGUGUGUGUGUAUCUGGCUGUGUUUAUGUCCUUGUGUGUAUCUGGCUGUGUUUGUGUCAGUGUUUGUAUCUGGCUGUGUUUGUCUGUGUGUCAGUGUUUCUGUGUGUAUGUAUACCUGUGUAUGUGUACUUGUGUGUCAGUGUGUAUGUGUACCUGUGUGUGUGUGUGUUUGUUUGUGUGUGUGUGUAUGUAUGUGUCAGUGUGUGUAAGUGUGCAUCUGAGUGUGUGGUAAUGCAUACAUCCCAGCAUUUUAAUGCCAACACAAAUACACUCCAUCUCUAGCACUGUACACAUAUACAGCCCUGCAUUUAUACCUUUAUGUAUGUGUGUAUCUGAGUGUGUGUGUACAUACCUGUGUCAGUGUGUGUGUGUGUGUGUACCUCUGUGUGUGGAUGUGCCAGUGUGUGUGUGUAUCAAAGUGCUUGAUUGAAACACCAAUACUACACACAAAUGUACACAACACUACAUCCAAACAACCCCCUGCAUGCAAAUACAAACAUUACAUACAAACACAUUCCUCUAUUAAAACGCUAAAAUUAUAUACAAACGCCAACUCUACACACAAAAGUACACCUGCAUUUAAAAGCCAACACUACAGACAAUCACACAUUACUGCAUUCAAACGCAAACACUACACACAAGUACACCACUGCAUUCCAAUGGUAACAGUACAUACAAAUACACCCCUACAUGCACACAUACACUCUAUACAAUAACAUGCUGACAUUCAAUUGCACAAACACUGCUCAAAAAUACAACCCUGCAAGGAUGGUAGAUCCCCACCUGGCAUAGCAUCGCAGGAGUUGUAUGACAGAUGGGGAUCUAUCUUUUCUUUACUCUUGUGCUACAGGGCAGGCCUGAAUUAUUAUUAUUUUUUUUGCACCAAGGCACUCUCUACAUUAGUUUCGCCUCUAGGUUGGGGUGGAGGGAGUGAUUGCAUGCCCAGGGGGCCCAAGCAGAUGCUUGCCCAGGGUCCAAUCAAUAUUAAAGACGGCCCUGCCUCUUACAAUCCUAUACAGGCUUUACUAAGCUUGACAUGCUUUUGUCUGUUGGAAUUACUCCUCGUUCAGGCCUUGAAAGGUUCUGUGUUAUAACACUCUAGAGGAACACUUAGCUGCACUUUGCUUCAUAUAGGCAUUGAUUGAAAUCAUGCCUCCACUAAGUGUGGUGAAGCCAAUAUGUGACGUACCAAUGGUCACACGGGCCCUGACUGAACCAUUAUUCGAACCUCUAGAAGGAGCUUCCAUGGUGGUAGCACAGAAAGUGCUGGUGGCUGGUACCCCAGCAAGGAAAAUGGGUGAACUCCAGGCUUGAUCCUGUGAACCCCCUUUCACUACUUUUCAACAGGUAUGGUCGUCUUGCAUUUGGCACCUGAAGAUCCUGCCUAUGGUGAAUGCUUAUCUAUGUCAUUCUCUACCUGUACUGAAGGGUACCGAUUGAGCAUUGAUGCCCCUAGUGCUUUGCUUCAUGUAAGCAACAAUUGAACUCAAGCCUCCGCUGAGGGUGUUGAUACCAAUAUGUGACGUACCAAUGGUCUCACAGACUCUGACUGAACGUCUAGCAGGAGCUUCCAUGAUGUUAGCCCAGACGUUGCUGUUGACUGGUACCUCAGCAGGGUGAAUGUGUGCGCUUAGCUGCACUUUGCUUCAUAUAGGCAUUGAUUGAAAUCAUGCCUCCACUGAGUGUGGUGAAGCCAAUAUGUGACGUACCAGUGGUCUCACGGGCCCUGACUGAACCAUUAUUCGAACCUCUAGAAGGAGCUUUCAUGGUGGUAGCACAGAAAGUGCUGGUGGCUGGUACCCCAGCAAGGGGAAUGGGUGAACUCCAGGCUUGAUCCUGUGUACCCCCAUUCACUGAAUUUCAACAGGAUAUGGUUGUCUUGCAUGUAGCACCAGUGAUCGUGCCUAAAGUCAGAGCCUUUCAAUGCCGUUCUCUACCUGUAGCAAAGGAUUUGGGGCAUUCUCCACUAGUGCUGUUACAGCAUCUCGUGGGCUUCCAUGGCAAUGGUCUCUGCUGAAGCUUUGUAAAGUUGGUAUUUGGACCUCUUUGAACUAGUUUGUCCUGCAUUACAUAUUGGACAUUGAAGCAAUUAAUGAGGCACAAUUUGGACGUCACGUCCGUUCUCUACCUGUGCUGGAGGGUAUCAGGGCACUCUCCUCUCAUGCUGUUGCAGCAUCAUGGGUUGCCAUGGCAAUGGUUUCUGCUGACACUUUUUGUAAGCUAGCAUUUGAACCUCUUUAGACACGUUUGUCUGGCAUUUCAUACUGUUCGUUAAAACAGUCUAUGAUGCACAAUUUGGUACUCAAGUACUUAACUCAGUUCAUUCUUCUAUCUAUGUUGAAAUAUUCUGAUAAUUUGAUUGGCUAUUCUGUCCCUCCCUUUGUAAGCUUGGGUAUUCCCCAUGUGUAUAUGCUGCCAUGAUUAGCCAGGAAAGUGGAAAAUGUAUUCAUACUUACCGUAAUUUUCUUUUCCUGGCUAUUAUUCAUGGCAGCAUAUACUUCCCACCCAUUAAUGUCUCUAUUUAUGUACUGUAGAGCUUGUAAACUGACUGAGGACCUUAGGGAUGGAGCCUCCUUUUAAAACCUUGGUGGUUUUCCUGUCCUAUCGGCUGUAGGGGAGGAGCUAACCCAUGUGUAUAUGCUGCCAUGAAUAAUAGCCAGGAAAAGAAAAUUAUGGUAAGUAUGAAUAAAUUUUCCACUAUAUAAUAAUGGACUUCUAUUUGUUUUGAAAAUAUUUUAGCACCUUUUAAAUAUUUGCUCAUACCAUUCACCUUUUGAUUGCUAGUAAAUCAUAAUACAAAUUGUAGUGAUAAAAAAAACUUUAUUUGUAUCUUGUCACUUUUCAACCUAUGUUGUAUAUAUUUUUUGUUCACUUAUACUUGUUUGAAAUUGUAUACAUUUUAUGUUUACUGAUACUUGUUUAUACAUUCUAAGUCCAGGCAGGGUAAUAACUGCUGAGUAAUGAUUGUCUGAAUUGUUAAACUUGAUUAAAAAAAUACAUAAUUAUUUAAUGAAAAUGAAAUGAUUCUCAAAUUAAGAUAAAUGGUUCCUUAAAUGCUGGGUGAAUCAUUUAUUGUUCUCAAAGGGGCACAAUACUCUCCAUUACAACUGCAGUUGUUGUUUUGGUGUCUCUAGCCUGUCCCUGCAGGCUUUUUAAUGAAAACACAGUCUUUUCAGACAAAAGGCAGUGUUUUCAUUGCUGCCUAGUAACACCUCUAGUGGCAGUCACUCAGACGGUGUUCUUGGUUCAGUUCUGCACAGUGUGCAGCACUGGUGUUCGGCAUCCCCACGCUCUGCACGGAGACACUGAACAUUCCUACUACAUUUCCUCAACUACAUUGAUUUAAUGCAUCUCUAUAAGAAGAUGCUGAUUGGCCACAGCGCGGCAUUUUGCUGUGCAUGUGCAAUAGCCUCCCAAUGCUUUCCAAUGGGAAAGCAUUGGAUUGGCUGAGAUUUUCAAAUGUGCACCAGAGGCAAUGUGAGGCAGGGCAAGCCAUGGUGAGACUGGUGUAGCACAUAAAAAAAAAGUUGCGUAAAAUAACCUUUUUUAAAAAGGGUGCAAAGGUUGCUAAAUACCGAUUUUACCACUAUUGUUUCAGGGAUACAUGUUUUUGUUCCUGACACUAUAGUGUUCCUGUAACUACUCAAGAUAAGUAUAUGUGAACUAAUUAUUUAUGUUUUUAAGUAGAUCAUUAAAAUGCUAUUAAUGCAUCCAGUAAGCAUUAGUUCUUUAUUGCCGGCCAGCAGAAUUAAUUGAAAACUAAAGCAAAACAGAACUAGAGGACUAUAUUUCUAUGUUUUGUGAAUGUUCACAAAAAUCGCAUCUUUGAAAACAAGUUUUACAAUAAGCUGACUCAACCACUAUAGGAGACUUAGAUCCACUUUAUUAAAACAGGAUCAAUAGAGGAUUGUGCAGAGUAAGAUCUUACUGUGGCUGCUUACACAAAGUGAAGCUUGAAUUAUUUGUCUGAACAUUAAAUAUUUUUCGUUUUUUUACAAAGCAGAUUCUGCAGACUGUGCUCAGCUUCUCAUUAGUUACGGUAAAUUGUGUGACUCAAAAGCUGCAAAAUCUUACUAUGAAAGACAUCACAGAACCCAUGCUUAGAUCACAAGGAAUCAUAAAGCGAGUGAAAACGAUCCGUGUCCCGUCUUUCUGUCUGUUAUUCUAACACCCACAUAUACAAACGAACGGCAUAUACAAAAUGUACAAAUAGUGCUAUGUAUGGGUUCUGGAGAGAUCAUAAAUAAUGAGACCUGAAAUUAAGAUGGUAUAACACCCAUUAACCUGUUUAGGUAAGUUUCUAUUAAUUACAUUUUUAAAGUAUUUUGGUAUUCUGUAGUUUUGCUCCGUGACAGUUCCAGUGCCCAUUGUGGAUUGGAACACGUACACAGAACCAUGCACACACAGCAUUAUAAGCACAGGUAGAUACUCAGAUACACACACACUCAUAUGCACACACCUGGCCACCCAGUAUUUGUUUCCCUUUUGCCUUACAUUUUGUGUUCCUGUGCUGCACUUUGAUGUAGGAACUUUGAAAUCAUUAUGUAUCUCCCCACCAGAAUAACAUCCAGAUUUUGUUAUAUAUAUUUAAAACUUAACAUACUUUCUGCAAAAUUUUGUCCUGAUUCAAGGGAUUCUAUAGUUAGGAAUAUAAAUCUGUAUCUCAAAAACUGCAAUUGGUUACAUUGCAAGACUAAGGGGGACAGGGGCAUUGCACCCAGUUCACUUCAUUGAGCUGAAGUGGUCUGGGUGCCUAUGCUGUCCCUUUAAAGGGACACUAUAGUCACCAUAACAACUACAGCGUAUUGACUUUGUUCUGGUGAGUAGAAUCAUUACCUUCAGGCUUUUUGCUGUAAACACUGUCUUUUCAGAGAAAAUGCAGUGUCUACAUUACAGCCUAGUUAUAACCUUACUGACCACUCCUUAGAUGGCUGUUAGAGAUCCUUCCUGGGUCAUGGCUGCCUAAAAUGCAUCCAAACAUUCAAUAUCUCCUCCCUCUGCAUGCAGACACCAGGGCUGUGUUUGAAUCAUGCUGGCUCUGCCCCUGAUCUGCCUCUUUGUCAGUCUCAGCCAAUCAUAUGGGGAAGCACUGUGAUUGGAUCAGACUACCACUUCUGAUGAUGUCAGCGGACUGCUUGUUUUUUUUAGGCAAACAGCAUGCAGAGUUACAGCAUCUGGCUUGAAUACAGUAAGAUUUUGCUAUAUUUGUGGCGGCAUGAGGGGCCCAGGAGGGCUAGAUGGUGGUUUCAACACUAUUGGGUCAGGAAUACAUGUUUGUGUUCCUGACGAUAUAGUGAUCCUUUAAGUCUGCACUACUUUCACUUGAAAUGUUGUGGCAAAGAGCUAAAUAACUUGUAUUUUUUUUUGUUGAAAUCAAAUUAUCCUAUUAUACAUGCUGUCUCUAGGCUUGUGCAUUUUAUUUUUUUCUUUCCGUCUUUUUGAUACAUAUGUUUGUGAUCACCUUAUUAUAGCAUUUAAUUUGUGUAUUUUCACUUCCACUCAUACCAAUAACUAAGAGCCUUUAACAUAUGAACUAAAUUGCAUUUGUUGUCCUAUCUACCCCCUUGUUGUUUUCAUAAGAGGACAAUUCCUUUCCAGGUUUACUUAUCCCCUACAUUUAACAGAUGUGUGUCUGUGCUCUGAAAAAGUUAAUGGAGAGAUCCACACUGCUACAUUUACCUCUAUUCUGGAAGUUCCUCUAUUCUGGCUCCUCCCUUUGCACCUGUCUGUCAGCUUAGAGAGAGGAAGAAAAAUAAAUACAAUGUUUCUAUUUCCUCCUCUUUCAGUGCAAUGAGUGCCUUGACAGUGCCAGGAUGGAACUCGAUCGUGAUAUUGGUUUCUAAAUCUUUAAUAUACGUUUUAAAUAAAAAGGAUCAGAAAAAAAGGCAAAAACACAACGUUUUAGGUGAUUUUCAAUAAUUUAUUCAGUAUUGUAUUUAAGUUAUGGUAUCAUCAUAAACCUUGUAUUUAAAUUUUUACAUUAUUAAUAGAUUUACUAUUAUGAAUAUAUAUAUACAUACACACACACACACACACACACACACACACAGAAUGUAUAUUUAAAAAAACAAAAAACGAGCAUCACAUUCUCAUUUUUGCUUUGUUUUCUGAUGAAAGCAGGAACAUAACACGGUUCACAGCAGGAUAUGAUUGUGUGCGCGAUAUUAUGCUUUGUAAAGCGUAUUUAAUUAAGAAUAUUUCAAUAUUUACCUUUUUGCCAUGUGGCUGCUCAACCUGCAUAUAUCAUCAAGACUACAGUCACAACAGCAUUUGCAGUGUGAACAUCACAUAACUCAGGGUUAUUCACUGAUCGGGAAUUCAAAGUGAAUUUAAAGGGAAUUAAACAUUUUAGACUGAAAUGGCUGAACUGGAAGCAGAGCUGACCUUUUCUUCCAGUUCGUAUAUUUUGGCCUUAAUACACUUUGAAUUCUCAACAACUUUCACAUUACUAAAUUACAGACGCUCCUCACUUACCGAUCGGGCUCCGUUCUUAUGACCCAGUCAUAAAACGAAUUGGUCGGUAAGUGAUAAUGAGAUACAGAGCAAGUGCACCAGUGCAGGUCUAUGUUCAGGGAAAUUUCCCCGAACAUAGACAAACGCACCAGAGCAGGGAAUCCCUCAAAUCUUUGUUUGGGGAAAUUUCUCCGGACAUAGACAAACGCACCAGAGCAGGCAAUCCCUCUUAUUUAUGUUCGGGGAAUGUUCGAGGGAUUUCCUGCACUUGUCUAUAUUCUUUUCUAUGUAGAGACCAGCUCUCUAACGUGGGGAAUCCCUCGAAUCCCUGUGCUAGAGAGCUGGUCAUAAGUCCGAGUCGUUGUUAAACAGGUCAGUCAUAAAGUGAGGACUACCUGUACUCUGAAUGUGUGAAAUACUGGGUGUUUAAAAUGAAUUCAUGGUAAACCUUAACUUUAGAAGGCAAGGAGAGAAAAAACAUAUUAAAUCUCUGUUUACUGAGAAAGUACAAUCAUAGCACACGUAUCUUUCAUGUAUAUAAUUAUUAGAAUGUUUGUUAAAGGUGUUAACAAGGAGGUUAAGAGGGUCACCGGUGACAUGAGGCUCCUGAAAUUACAAACCUAUGUUUGGUUUGAGAUAAACCUCUUAGGAAAUGGUAGCCUUGAUUUUGCUUCCUGUGUUUUAAAAAAACACUAUGACACUAUAAUCACUUCAUCUCAUUAAGGUGCUUAUGGUUCCUGUAGUCCCCUGUUGCCUUCCCUACAUUCUCUUUCACACAGUUUGCAAACCAUUAAACACACAAAUGAGGUUCCCUGGCAAUCUGCAGUCUGGUCUCUGAUAGCUGUAUGGCUCAUUAAGAUUAAACUCUGCCUUAACCCAUACCAAUUUAUACCAGCAUUGGAUGACUGUGAUAGGCUGAGAGUAGUCAGCUGACAUUGUCAGCCAAUCAUUGCAGCAGCAUUAGCCUGAGCUGCACAGAGGCUCCGUACGCUCCGGGUAACCAUGAUUUCUUGCUUGUUAAAAAAAUGAGGGCCGGCACUAGUGAAUUACAGGCACCAUAACUACUUCAACAAUAUGAAGUGGCAAUUUUGUUUAAAGCUUUUGUUGACAAAAUUAAGUAUAUGUUUAGCUUGCCAAAGUUGAAAAUCAAAGUUAAACAAACGCAGGAGGAACACAUUCCAUUUAAUGACACAGUACAAAUCAUACUGUUCGUAAAUAGAUAGAGGAACUAUUUAAAGAUGACAUUUCAAAAAGAUAAAUAUUAUCAUUAGGAAAAUACAUUGUAUUCUUUAAGCCAUUCCAAAAGGAUUCAGUAUUAAAAAGGAAGAAAUAUCUCCCCUUCGCUUGUAUAAACAAAUGAAGAAAGACGUGAUUAACGUAGAACGGUGAGAUUGUAUCUUUAGUUUGUCUCUUCUUUAGAUAACUGCCUUUCUUGGUGAUCCUACAAUUAAAUGGGAUCCUAAUAAGGAAAAGUUAUUGAGAAAGCAAAGCAGAACAAAAUACCCCAAGAACACAGAGUAAUACCGUGAAGAAACGAGGAAAGACGUGGUGGAACCUGGCAGGCAAUCUAAAACAUAACUUACAAAUCUUAGCAGUCUAGUAAAUUUGCCCCGAGCUGUCCUAGUUCCCUUUGAGGAUUCCAAGUAAGGGUCGAACAUUUUGUACCAUCUAAAAUACUGGUAAUAAAUCUGAGACCAUGCUAAAAUAUUCAGUGGUGCAACAGUGAAAAUGUUUCAUUUAAUCUGAGCAUGAAAAUCGAAAUAAUCCUUCUCUGAUAAUAGAAUUUGAUAUGUAUGUGAUAAUGUUUGGAACAAUCUGAAAUAGAAGAAAUUAAGGAACACUAACAGGGUUAUUUACUAAAGAGAGAAUUUAAAGGGAAUUUCAUAUGUAAUGCCAGAGUAGCCAGACUGAAAGCAUAGCUUAGUAAAAUAAUUUUCCCAAUUUGACAAUUCUGACCUCAAAUUCAUAUUGAAUUCUCACCUUAGGUGUACUAUAAAUGCCAGGAAUACAGCCUUGUAUUGAAUUCCUGGCACUAUCGCUCCUUCUGCCUCAACCCUCUCCCUUUCCUCCUCCCUGCCCUCCCCGCGUCUGAGUGAAUAAAGGGUUAAAAACCCUUUAUUUACUUACCUUUUCCUUCGAUGCUGGGACGACACUCCGCCCACUUUGACGGUGUGCACAUUAGACCUCCCCAUAGGGAAAGCAUUGAAUCAAAGCUAUCCUAUGGGGAAGAAUCUGACACUGGAUGUCCUCAUGCAGAGCGUGAGGACGUCCAGUGUCAGAUAAUGGACCAAUGGCCUGUUCACUUACUUUGAAAUGUCACAGAAUGAAGUUCAUGCUACCCUGUACCUCUACAAAUACACAAGGUGUUUGCUAAAACCCCUUUUCUUUAAACAUCUACUUCACCGCUCUGUGUUUGUGUCUGUAGAUUUAUUCAGGAAACUUAACACUAUGUAGUUCUUUUGGUGAGUUUAAUAUCUCCCUUCAGGCAUUUUCAUAUAAACACUGCAUUUUCAGAGAAAAGGCAGUGUUUACAUUGCCCCUAGGGACACCUCCAAGUUGUCACUCAGCAGAUGGCCACUGGAGGUGCUUCCUGGCUCAGUGCUGCACAUUAAGCAGCCCUGCCGUUCAGCGUCCCCACGCUCUGCAUGGAGAUGCUGAAUUUUCCUCAUAGAGAUGUAUUGAUUCAGUGCAUCUCUAUGAGGAGGUGCUGAUUGGCGUUUGGCCCGUCCCAUUGCAGAUUUUAGCCAAUUGGCAAAAAAUCAGCAAUUUUGAUGAUGUUACCAAGGGGGCAGAGCCAUCGCUGACGGACCCAUGGAGAGCUGAAAAUAAGGUGAGUUUUAACCCAUUCUGAGGGGGCCAAGUAGGGGUAAGCCACCUAAAUAGGUGGUUUUCACUAUAGGGUCAGAAAUACAUGUUUGUUUUCCUGACCCUAUAGUGAUCAUUCAAGGACACAUUGUUUUAAUUAAACCUCUUGAAAACGGUCUGAACCAGAACAGGUAUCUGGGGUCGGCUUCCUCGCCGAGAAACGAGCUAUGAGAUAUAGUGGUUAUGCUGUUCAGGCUGCCCUUUAAAUGCCUUACAACAGCUCAAACCUGGGCUGUCCUUUUACGUUCACUGAAUAUAUUCUACAAAUGCCAGUGUUCAAAGAGCGUUUACUGGUUAUAUUGUGGAGCUAUCGAAAUACUCGCCUAUGGUAGAUGGACGUGAAAUUUGGUUUACCUCUCCUUUUCUCUAGCAGGCUUAUUAUAAUGUUGACAUAAACAUCAUUUUUAAGAAUUAUUUUUUUGCGGUGUGUUGGUAGGUCGGCAAGUCUUGCCACAAUAUAAACACUGCUGUGGAAUCAUAUUUUGUUUCAGGGCUCCUUGACAUGGCUCACUAUAAACUAUAUUUUACAUGAUCGGUUCUGACAGUCUUCCCAUUGUCACAGAGAAUACAGCGGAGAAAACCAGAGGAAUCAUUUUAAUAGGAGGCCCUUAUUUAUUUGUUUUGAUCAGUAGAAACAUAUCACAGCAGGAUGUUGUUAGCAUACCAGCUACAGCUAAGAGUAUGUAAUACUAUUUAAACAUUUAACUAAGAAGGAUGCAUUUAACUUUAAAUAUAAUCAUUUCGUUUACUUUGGAGGAGGAAAAACUGGGCUGAUCUUGCCAUGAAUUAAACAUGCACUGUUGAGUUACUUUAGCUGGACCAUUAAAGGGUUAUCUCAAUGAAAUGGUCUGGGUGCAAUAGUACGGUUAUUUUAGCCCUGCAGGAUAAACACUGCAGUUUUGUAGAUUGUCACCAUUUGUUUUACAAAUGCAAAUGGUUUUAUGAAUUUUUCUGCAACUUUUUCCGACAGAAAUGACGAGGAAUUUUCUUAGCUCUUCUGAAAUGGGCUUUUGUAGAACAUGGCAGAGAAUUGAGCCUACCCCUGUGCCUGGCUAGUAUUAUUAUUUUUCAAGUACGAUGUGUUCCUUUUAAAUAAAAAUAAAAAUGUAAAAAGUGAUUACUGCAGAGGAACAGUCUGCUCACCGCAAGAGACUUGAGAGGCAUGAUCUAUACACAAACUGCUUCAUUAAGCUAAAGUUGUUUUGGUGACCAUAGUUUCCCUUUAAAGUUGUAUGAUUAGAAUGCCUUAUACCAUAACGACAAGCACAAAAAUGGCCUGCCUGGUUGACAAUAUCUUGAUUUAAAGGGACUCUCCAGUGCCAGGAAAACAUAUCUCUCCCUCCCAGCCCCAAUCCCAUGUUGCUGAAGGGGUUAAAACGACUUCAGUGACUUACCUGAAUACAGCGCUGAUGUUCCUCGGCGCUUGGUCAGGCUGUGUCCACGUUCCUCCCACGCCGACAUCGGCCGGUGGGGGAGACCUAAUGCGCAUGUGCGGCAAUGGCUGUUCAUUAGAUCUCCCCAUAGGAAAGCAUUAUUCACUGCUUUCGUAUGAGGAUUCUGGCGACGCUGGAGGUCCUCAUGCAUAGCGUGAGGAUGUCCAGCGUAGUUUAAAACACUUCAAAGAACAGAGAUGUCCCUCUAGUGGCUGCCUGAUAGAUAAAAGCAUACGUUCCUUUUAGAAGUUGAUAUAUAUGCCACUGCAAUUUAAAGACAAUUCUUUUUGAGAUGGCAAUAUAAUAAGAAUCAUUAGCAUUUUAUUUUGGAAAAUAGAGAAGGAGCUUUUAUUAGAUGCGUAAUAGAAGGGAAUAGGUGAAAAAAAUAGGGAAAUGGUAGGAGUAAGAGGAAAUAGUAAAUAACAACUAUGUAAACUUUUUAGGAUAAGGAAUAUACGCUAGGGUGGCUGGGGUUUAGAGUCUGUAAUAGUGAGGGUCCAUAGUGAAAAGUAUUUAUAUUUGUUACUGAAUGAAAGGGCAGGGGUGGGAGAUAUGGUUUUGUCAAAAAGGCAAGAGAAUACACGUCUGAGGGGAGGAAGAGGCUAGAUUAGCCAACAUUAUGACGAUAAGAUAAGUUACCAUAGUCUGAAGCUAAGAUGAAGGCCUGGAGGUGAUCCAGAAUAUUGAAAUAACUAUCUAACAAUGAAUUUCUAUGUGUAGGGGAAUCCUGAUUAAGCGUUGGGGUUUAUAGAACAUGCUUGAAGAUAUAAACAAUAUAUGUUUCCUCACUGUCUGUGUAUGUGCUUGGGAAAUUCAUGUAGCAGUUAAAGUUAUAAAACAGCAUCUUCAAUUCUUUGGCAAGAGGCAUUGCACUUACAAAUAAAUCCUGUGUGGUAGAUGUCAAAGGGAACAGAAACAGCAAUUUAAAAAAGGAAAGAAACAGACCUUUCUUUAACUUGUUACAUUUUUUUUCCAUUUUUUUUUUCCAUAAGUUUUUUUUUUUUUUUUUUAGCUAGGAUUAAAAAAUAAAGUACUCUUUGUGUCACCAUGGACUGACUUUCUAUAAGUAUAAAUCAAAACACUAUUAUUCAGAUGUAUUCUACUGGUAAAAUGCUGCUUCCCAGCUCUAGAACAUCAGUAACUCAUGAAAUUGAUCAGUUAUGCCCAGGGCCGGUGCAAGGAUUUUUGCCGCCCUAGGCAAAAGUAAAGUUUGACGCCCCCCUCCUCCCCCCCGUGACAUCGCAAUGCCCCACCCAUAUGACCUGCCAUGUUAACUAACGCCAGUGCUGCAGUGCCGCUGUGUUUACAAUAAAAGGCAUGCAGGGACAGGCUAUAGACACCAGGACCACUACAUUAAGGUGCAGUGGUUCUGGGGACUAUAGUGUUUCUUUAAUGUGAGGUAAAUUAGAGAUUAGUGCCACAAAUAAUAUACUAGAUUACCUACUUACAAGCAGAUGAGGAUGAUGAUGGGCUCUAGCUGCAGUCUGGCUCCACUGGUCUGGUGUAUAACAGGAUCUCUGGAGGCUGUUUGUAACUGUGGUCACACAAAUCAAUGUUCUGGUAGAACGAGAAGCAGCUCCAUUUUUUGGGGGCCCUUUACACAGCUCAAGGUCUGGGUCCCAGGGUCCACCUUCAUUUUCCACCAAUGAGUUUGUUCACAGGGGAUGGAGUGUGUAGGGAAUGUCCUGAUUUGUGUGUAAGGAAUGCAUUUUGUGAAUCUGUGUUUGUAUGUGUAAGGGCUGCAAGGUGUGUUUCUGUGUAUGUAAGGGAUGAAGUGUGUGAGUCUGUAAGGGGUGCAUUGAGUGUGUGUAAGGAAUGCAUUGUGUGUUUCUGUGUGUGCAAGGGAUGCAUUGUGUGUAAGGGUUGCAUUGCGUGUGUGUGUGUAAUGCAUUGUGUGUGUAAUGCAUUGUGUGUUUUUCUGUGUGCAAGGGGUUCAUUGUCUUUGUGUGUAAGGGGUGCAUUGUGUGUGAUUGUGUGUGUGUGUGUGAUGGAUGUCAAUCUCUCCCCCCUCCCUUGUCACUCUCUUCUCCCCCUCCCUUGUUACUCUCAUUCCCCCUCCCUCCCCUGUCACUCCCCCCUCCCUGUCAAUUUCUCUCUCCCCGUCAAUUCCCCUCCCUGUCAAUGUCUCCCCCCGUUAGUUUCUUCCCCCCCCCACCUCCCUGUUAGUUUCUUUCUCCCCCCUCCCCUGUCAGUUUCUUUCUUCCCCCUCCCCUCCCCUCCCUGUUUCUUUCUUCCCCCUCCCUGUUUCUUUCUUCCCCCUCCUUCCCUGUUUCCUUCUCCCCCUCCCUCCCUCCCCUCCCUCUUUUCCCCUCCCUCGUUUCUUUUCUUUCCCCCUCCCUCAUUUCCUUCUCCCACCCCUCCACUCCUUCCUGUUCCUUCUCCCCCCUCCUCCCUCUUUCUUCCCCUCCCUCCUGUUUCUUUCCCUCCCUCCCCUCCUGUUUCUUUCUUCCCCCCCUCCUUCCUGUUUCCUUCUCCCCUCCCUCCCCUCCCUCUUUUUCCCCCCCUCCUCUGCUUUCUUCCCCUCCUCCGUUUCUUCUCCCCCCUCCCUCCUUCCUGUUUCCUUCUCCCCCUCCUCCCUCUUUCAGCUCCCCCUCCCUCCCUGUUUCUUUCCCCUCCCUCCCUCCUGUUUCUUUCUUCCCCCUCCUCUGUUUCCUUCUCCCUCCUCCUGUUUCCUUCCUCCCCCUCCUCCCUGUUUCUUUCUUCUCCCCCUCCUCCUCUCUUUUCUUCUCCCCUCCCUCCCUCUCUUUUUUCUUCUCCCCUCCCUCCCUCCCUCUCUUUUUUUUUUCUUUCUUCUCCCCCCUUCCUCCCUCUUUCCUCCCCCUCCCCUACCUGUGUGGUAGUGUGGCCGAGCCCAGUAUAGUCCGACCGGUACAGGGAGCUGUUGUUUCCUGUACCCGGCCGGACUAACAGGAAGUGAACACUCAGUGUUCACUUCCUGUUAGUCCGGCCGGGUACAGGAGACAGCUGCUCUCUGUACCGGUCGGACCAUGCCAUAGAGGGCUCGGCCACGCUACAGAGAGGGAGCUGACAGGUGGGAGCGCUGAGCGCUUCCCUCCUGUCAGCCUCUCCUCAGGCUGCGCCCGGGCGGUGCGGUCCGCCCUCAUGGACGCACCGCCCGGGCAAAGCUGCAGCCGCCUGAGGCUCUCUACAGAGCGCUCGGGCGGCUGCAGCAUGAGCGGGGCCGGCGCUCCUGGCGGCGCCCCCUCCCAAGGGGCGCCCUAGGUGGCUGCCUAGUCCGCCUUACAGGUAGCGCCGGCCCUGGUUAUGCCCACAAUACAGAGAAAAUAUUCUGUUGUAACAAGACGAGUGAUUGACUAGCUUAUAGGUAGGCAGCCUUCAGCACGCCAGAUGUUGUGGACCACAUCUCGCCUGAUGCUUUGCCAGCAUUAUAAGUUUAAGAGCAUUAUGGGAGAUAUAGCCCGUAACAUUUGGAGUCCCGUAGGCCGCCUACCCCUUAAAGGAACACUGUAAAAAAAUAUAUAUAUAUUACUUUUCAAGUACGAUGUGUUCCUUAAAAGGGCUUCAACUCUUUUAAAUGAAGAAAAAAAUUUAAUUUAAAAAGUGAUUAAAUGCACCUGCACAGUAACAGUCUCCUUGCGACAGCAUUUUGUGUGAUCAAUACUGAUGUGAUCCAGUCAAAUGGUUUUCUGCAAUCUGAAGCAUUGCCGACUUAUAACGCAUGUACAGCAUGAUCCACCUGUUCAGCACUGAAACCAUUGCUAAUCUAAGCAUUCGUUGCAUUCGCUGUCACAAUGCUAUACACAUGAUACUGAACGUGAAGACCUUUGGAAAUCAAAGGUCGAAGAGCCACUAGAAGCGUGUUCUCAGACAAAUGGAAGGAUUCCCAUAGCUCAGAAAUGGCAAGGUUUUACAUUGUCCAAAAAGAGGGACAGGGUCUUUGAGCUAAAAUAACUUUAUAAGGAUAUCGAAGUUUUGGUGCUUAGAUCGUCCCUUUAAUAGAAUCAAAAGCAUUGUUCUUUUUGAUUGGAGUAUUAUUUACUCAGCUAAUAUUUUUAGGGUUAUUUACUAAAUUAAUUUCAAACUUGCCUGGGUCCACCUCAGUCUGAUACUCAUUAAAGAUAUCGAUAAAGUCAAUAUUUUUACAGCCAUAAGAGCUAUAUCAAUUGUGUGGUUUUUUUUAGCCAAAAUUGGCUUGGCUUAGAAUUGAACAAUACCAUGACAUUCUUCAGCCAGUGAAUUCCACCCAAAUCUGGACAGAAUUGAUGUUGCUAAAAUUAAAGGGAACUGAUGCUUAAGUGAUAUCUAUGAAGAUGGGCCAGACUGUGGGUGGUCCAGGACCCAGGUAAUCUUCACUCCAUUCUAAAAUGGUUUGACUCUUAACAGUGGGACUGAGUAAGGGGACACCUGGCACCAUAACCACUAAAGAGCAUUCUCGUGGAGCAUGGCCCAAUGUUUCCAUGAGAAUAUUGCUCCUUAACUUAAUUUAAAAAUAUAUUUCUGCUCUAAUUGAUGUUGCUUUAACAAAAAUGUAAAAAAAAAAAAAACACAAGUAGCACUUAUUUUAAUACAGCUCUGUAAUAUUAAUUCUCUUCAACCCUUCAACCCUUUAUGAGUCAUCCUUAUCAUGCUGUUCGAUGAAAUGAUAAUUUUCUGUUUCUUAAAUCCUUGUUAACAGUGUUCAUACAUACCACCCUGUGAGCGAGAAAACCAGAAGAAUUCAGAAAAUGUUCUUCACUGGCAGGAAUACUGGAAUAAAGAGAUCGGGUUCCAACCUUUCACUUGCUAUUUUAAUCAACACAGAAGGUAAUUUUUGUAUUUUUUUUUUAUUCUUUGAUAAAGCAAUUCAUUUCUGAUUUUCUGUGGAUAUUAUUAAUAUUUCUAUUUUUGUAUUUUAUUCUGUAUACUUAAAAUAAAGCCUCUUUUGGCAUCUAAAGAAAUCUAAUUUUGAGAAUUGGUGUAUCAGUUCUUAUCGAGUAACUUAUUGGCAUUGAGAUCCCUAAAUGAACUUGAACUUCAUAAAAUGUACCCUAUCUGGUGAAAUAUUCUGGCUUUUAUUAUUUGUUUAUUUUUAUAUUAAAGGAAAUACAAACAUGUAUCCUGUUACACUAUCUCUUUUGAAAUAUAAAAGAUAAACCCCAUUUCCUCCAACCCCCCCCCCCCUCACUAAUUUAAUGUGAUGUGGAAAGUACACAAUGUGAAGGUAAAAAAUAAAUGACCUAGACAGUCAAUACUGUAGAUCAAUCAUAUAAAACUCAAACGCUAGCAUGGGCCAAAUAAAAAAGGUUUAAGUUUAUGUGGGCCAACAUAAUAAUAAAAAAAAAAUACAUUUUCAUAGAAACUUAGUUUUAUUUGGAAAAGUACAGUGGAAAAAAACAAUGCUAUCCCCCUCUUUAAACCCUAGCACCCUCCUCCACUAAACCCCAGUCCCCCCUCUAUACUAAAUCCUAGCAGCCCCCUCUAUACUAAAUCCCAGCACCACUCUCAACUAAACCCUGGCCCCUGUUUAAAAAAAAGCAAAAACAUUUUUUAGCCAACAUUUAUACUCCACUCACAUUGCCACUGCCAGUAUGCGACUCCGGAGUCCAGCCCCAAGGUAAAAGUAAACCCCAAUGGCGCUGUCCGCACCUUGUGUCAAAGUGGAUCCUCCCACUACUCCUUGAAACCCUGUGAAGGUGGAGCACAUUGACGUCACGUCUGAAUGUGACCUGGCGUUGUGUGCCCCCGUGCACCUCCAGGUCCUCCACUGUCCAGCCACGGCCAUCGCAAUACUGACCAACACGCACUCACUGACAGACACACACACUCACUGAUACACACGCACUCACUGACACACACACACACACACUUACUGACAGACACACACACACACGCACACACUGACAGACACACACACAUUUACACAUUCUUGCACACUCACAAAUCAGUGUCUUGCUCCUUACCUUUGGGAGCUGGUGUGGAGCCUGUGACAGAACCAUCUGUCUGCUUGGAUUUUUACUACGUUCGUCUGUUUGUCCCCCGUUCGUAUGAAUGGCUGGUUUCUAUAGCCCAGCCAUUCGAAUGACUCUUUUUCCCGAACAAACCUGCCGAACGAACGGCCACCCAAGUGAGGAGUGUGCUGCUGGUUAACGAAGUGAUCCCAAUUAGAACGUUGUGGUUAACCGCAGACACUUCUCAAUUAAACCGAAUUCAGGGUGGUCGUCGUUCGUAUGUCGACCACGAGGCAGCGGCCAUUUUAAAUCAAGCGAACGCCCAGCGGUGUUUGGCUCUAUUUCUAUGGAACUGAAAACGGACACUUUUUCUGCCGAACACCGCUGAAACAACGGAACGCCUGGCUGCCUCCACGAAAGCAUGCGAACACCGGCCGUUCGGGAGAUUGAGAGCAUACGAAAAGACUUAACCCAGAUAGCCUUCCCAUGGAGUCAUUCGUAUACCGAAAGACUGUAAGAACUUUGACUCCAUGGCGAUUGAACUAUGUGUGUGGGAUCUGAGCGCUAUUCGCUAAUAAUAUGCACUCAGAUCCAGGCUAUCUGGGGACAUGUAAUACGAAUGGGAAAUGUUCAGUUUUUAUGUAGUUAUAUAUUUUUAUGUCUUUUAUUAUUUUAUGUCUAAGAUGGCGACUGGCUUUGUCCUGGAGUUAAUUGAGUUACUUGGUAAUUAACUCCAGGGCAGAGGGGAGGGAAUCAUAAUGCACUGUGGGUAAAAUCUGUGACUGUGUGUCUGGGAUGUCCCCAGAUCUGUCUGUAAUUUAAGUCUCCCAUUUGGUCCCCUAGGGGAGUGUCCACCAAGUGGGGGACCUGCAUAAAUACGGGCAGGUAGCCCACAGUAAAGCCGGAUUAUGUUUGACCCUCAAUGCGGAGCUUCUGUCUCGUUAUUGGGGAGAUUUCUUCUUCACGUUUAGAGACUGCUGGAUGGAACGAAAGCCGCUUGGGGAAUAUUGCUGUUCGACGGUUACCAGCAGUUCGUGUAUUGCCGUUCGGGAGUUUGGAGCCGUUCACGGAUCUCGAUCGGGAGAUUGUCGCUUCCCCUGCAUUUGGUUCGUGUGUUACAGAGUAAGCGAACGGAGACUGUGCUGCAGCCGGGGAAGGUCUACUAAACGGCGGUUUGGCUUAAAGACACUAGAGGUGUCUUAACAGAGCCUAUCCCUGGGGACUCCCUUCUUGCUCCUUACGUGCACAGUUUAGUGAUGCUGGGCCGGAAUGACGUCAUAUUCCGGCACCCGGCAUCACUACAGACGGCGCACACGAGGGAGCAGUGAGGAGCAGGAAGACUGAGCUUCCUCACUGCAUCCUCCUUCCUCUUCACCUGGCCGGGUAAAUUUUAGCAGAGUAGGCACUUGCAAUGUGGGGAGCAGAUGCCUACUCUGCCUUAACAUGUUAAACUCGCAGCUCGCUGGGCCGCAAAUAUAUUCAUUGUGCGCCGCAUGCUGAUCGCGGGCUGCAAGUUUGACAUGCUUGUUGUUGAUAAACCAUAGGACUUCUCUAAGUCCUCAAAAGAAAAAAACAAGAUAUCUACAGUAGAAAAAAGGAACAAAAUACUCAUAGGGUAGUAUGGGGCAAACACCAAAAAGUGUGAACACUAUAUAUUGCACUCACAAACACAGAUUGUAGGCAUAUGAAAUGGUGUGGAGAUCUUCAGCACAGAUGGACAAACAUAUGGGAACAAAAAAUGAAUUCCGUUUGUAGCACAUCAAACUUUUAUUUAAUCAUAUAAAAACAUCAAAUUAAUUAAAAAGUAUAAAAUAAAAGUUCCCUUUUAGAUGUCAAAACCCUCAUUUAAAAGGGAACUUUCUUUUAUACUUUAUAAUUUAUUUGAUGUUUUUAUAUGAUUAAAUAAAAGUUUGAUGUGCUACAAACAGAAUGAAGAGUGGUUAUCUACAGGAAAGAGAACAAAGACCACAGCCCAGUGGAGAGAUCAUCUAUUUGGUUUGAUGUGCCUGUUAUCGGCAGUGAUCCUGUAAGUGUUACUUAUAUUAAAGCGCAGCUCUUCUGAAAUUAUACAUUUCGCACUAUUAUUUCUUCAUUUUCUGUUCCCAAAUGUCUGUCCAUCUGUGCUGAAGAUUUCCACACCAUUUAAUAUGCCUACAAUCAAUUUGUGUAUAUAGGGGGACUGAGGUUUAGCAAUAUAUAGUGUUUACACUUUCUGGUGUUUGUACAAUUCUGUAGAUACUGUACUAUCUAUUUAGAGUCAGUCUUUGAUCUCUCCUGUCAGCCUAGACCCAUGGCCAUCGCGGCCCACCUGGCAUUUGCCCGGUUUGCCUGAUGGCCAGUACGGGCCUGGUUACAGCUCAGUGCCAAACUGCAUUUCCUCAUAGAGAUGCAUUGACUACAGGGAGCGUGCAGCGUCUCCAUGCAGACACUGAAUGUCAGUCCUACAGUCCAAGUUGGACCACCUCCAGGAAGUCCUUUGAGUGACAGGUACUAGAGGUGGUGUUAGGCAGCAAUGUAAAAGUCAGCAUUCACACUGCUCAGCCUCCAGGGACAAUCUCUGUGCCCCAGAAACAAUACAUUACGCUGUAGUGGUUCUUGUGCCUACAGCAAGCAUGUCAAUUUUGCAGGCCGCUUGCUGCCCACAAUGGAUAUAUUUGCGGCCCACCUGCCCCUGGGGCACUUCAGAAAAAUGGCACUUCGGAAAUUCAGCAAUUUGGACAUUCGGAAGCAUCCGAAUUGCCGAAAUUCAUCUGAAUGUCUAGCCUUUCAGUUUGACAUGCUUGGCCUACAGUGUCCCAUUAAUGAAAAUAAGGAAAAAUAGUUAUAUGCUUAACUUAAUUGCAUAAAGUUUUGUCAGGGUGGAUUUUUUUAUACCCUUUAUUUUAUGCAUCAUGCAUUAAAAAAAAGAAAUAAAUCGAAAUGCUCAACUCUAAAUCUCUCAAACAGUUGUUCUUAUAAAUGUGGAACAUCAUCUUUGCAUUUAACAGCAACUAAGAAAUGGCUGACAUCUGUUAGGUAACCCUGGAUCUUCUAUUUAUUUAGAAAAGGGAAUUAUUAAGCGUGUGUACGUGUGGCUACACAACCAUGAUUUGUAAUUAUUAAUAAAACAGAGUGCACAAUUUCCUGCACAAGACAAAAAACAAACCCAAACCCAGCAGGCAUCCACACCUGGGUGAGCAAUAUUCACCAUAAAUCAUGUCAUACAUGACCAUCUGAUAAUGAGCAACUGUCUACGUUUGGUGAGCCCUGCAAAAUUAUAGAUUCUUUUACGUAUUUAAUGUCAAGUGGCAAGCAUAAAAUCAUUUUUUCCUAUAGUGCAGUAAUUUGAAUCUGCCACAAGGUCCUGGCCAUCACCAUAUGCUUGCAUUUUUAUCUGAACAAGAAUAUAUACACUAGAUAAAUGGUUUUCCUCCUCGAGUGUACAUCAUUGACCAAUGCUUGUCCACAUUGCUAUGUAUCAAGGACUAUUCUUCUCCCUUGGUUUGCUUGGUACUUUGCUUUGAAUUUUGUAACCCAGAAUAUGGUUUGUGUUAGAGAUAUUUCUACCAGCUCAUCUGACAUCUCUAGGGUUCUGUUGUAUAUUGGGCUGUCUUCAAAUGCUACUUAUCACAGAGUUUAUUAUGACAGUGUUUGGAUAUAGGUGGUAAAAGGCCAGGCAGUAGGGAUGUGCAUGAUCCAAAAAUUUGGUUCGGAAAUUCAGGUAAGAGAUUUUUUUUUUUAAUUUCGGCAAUUCAGGACUUCGGCACUUCGGUUCGGCACUUCUGAAAUUCGUGAAGUCGGCAAUUCGGGACUUCUGUUCGGUUUGGAACUUCGGCAAUUCGGUACUUCGGUUCGGUUCAGGACUUGGGCAAUUCGGGACUUCAGCAAUUUGGAAAAUCUGUAGGGCUCCCUAAUUCUAACCCUACUCUACCUCUACCCCUAACCCUUCCCUAACCCUACCCCAUCCCCAGGGGUCAAGUCCUGGGGAAUAAAGUGUGGGAACUCUCCCAAGAUCCCCCCUCCACCCCCCCAAAAAAAUAAUAUACACUUGUAUAUAUAUAUAUAUAUAUAUAUAUAUAUAUAUGCAUGCACACACACUGACACACACACAUAUAUACACGCAUGCACACACACACACAUACACUCACAGACACACACACAUACACUCAGACACACACACACAGACACUCACAGACACACAGACACACACAGACACUCACACACUCACAGACACACACACAGACAUACACAGACACACAUACACUAACAAAUAAUUUAUUUUAAAUUAGAAAAUGUCCACCCAGUCCCCCUACCUGGAGAGCUGGCGUGGAUCUGUCCCUGGGGUCCAUUGGGGCUUCAGUGCGGGAGGGAGUUGUGUUCUCUCUGCUCCCCCUCGGCGUCUGGGCUGUCUGCUGAUGCCGGGAGCCGGAAUAUGAAGUCAUAUUCCGGCUCCCGGCAUUAGCAAAUGGCGCGCGGCAAGAGGGAGCAGAGAGCUUCCUCGCCGCAUGUGAUAUGGAGACAGAUGCCUGCCGAGGUAAGGGGGUCCAUCAGGUGACCUCUUGGGCCCCCAUGACAGGUGGAACACGGGGGGCAUUUGGGGGGGCAUUUUUUGCCGCCCCCUGAGUACCUGCAGCAACAGCCUCACUCUCUUGUUUUGCCACUUUUCAGAAAUCCGAAGCACUUCGGCACUUACGAAUGUCCGAAUUUCCUGUAAUUCGUGCAAAUUCACAUUCAGACUGAAACAAAUUGCACAUAUCUACCAGGCAGUGGGUAGGACUAUAUUUACUUUUCUUUCCUGCAGAUUAUAUGCUUUUUAUGUCGCGCAGUAAGCUAAGAUAACCAGAGCAUCCACGGAAAAUUUCCCUGACCCAUCUUUCUUGGAAUCUGAAGAUCUUCACACAUGAAAUUCACCCAUACAUGACAAUUUCUGACAUAUAUUCACGUAAAAGUCUUCAUAAAGACUAACUACUUUUUAAUUUAUUUACGAAUUUGUUCGUUUUUUGUUUUUUUUCUAUGAUGGAACCUGCUUAAAGAAUGUUAGCUCGUUUGAGCAGGGUCCUCUCCAAUCUAUCGUUCCUGUAAGUUUUUUGUAAUUGUCCUAUUUAUAGUUAGAUUCCCCCCUCUCAUAAUAUUGUAAAGUGCUACGGAAUCUGUUGGCGCUAUAUAAAUGGCAAUAAUAUUAAUAAUAUUAAUAAUAUGCAGUCCAUCUACUCUUAAUUCUUAAAUAGGAACAUGUUACCCUGAGGAGGAGUAUAGGCUUUUACAACCAAUUAGAAGAUAUCCGUCAUAAUUUCUUCUGAGAACUCCCAUCUCACUCUUUAUGCGUAUUUUCAAUAACCUUUUUCACUCUGAAAGCAGCCUUUUCCCUGUUUUGUAAAGUGACCACAACAGCAUUAAUGGAUUGUUUUGAACAAAUUUACUACUUUAAUCAUUCCUUGACUUUUAGACUGUUAGUGAUUAUUUUACUUCUACUUGAUAAAUAGCCCUCUCCACUGCGGGAUUAACAACAACUGGCAUGAUAAAGAUGAGAAUUGAUUUAUCCUGCUGGUUGGCGAAUGGCUUCUUGCAAUUAAUGUUUCAAGAACCCAACAAGAAUUAUUAUAUAUAUAGCACGUGUUUUCUAAUUUUAAUUCUAUAAUUGUGUCAUAAACCUGAAGAACAUAUUAAGUUCAAUUCUGAAUUGAUUAUGAAAAAUAAGAACCUGAUUUUUCAGGUUUGCCUUACUUCCCUGUCAUGUCCUUCUUCUUUUUGAAAACACCAGGAGAGAAAGAUCAAUUAGUUGGUUAUGGUUGCCACGUUCAUGCCAAUAUCCGAUGUGCUUUGCAUGCCCAGUAGACAGGUUUUUGGAUGGCACUGUGUCUACUAGACAUGUGCAAUUCGUUUCGGUCCGAAUAUUAAUUCGGACGAAUUUCGGGCAAUUCGGACAUUCGGGUACUUUGGAAUGGCCGAAGUGCCGAAUUGCCGAGGUCCCGAAGUUCAGAAAUUACUGAAUUUCCGAAGUGUCGAAGCUCCGAAGUGCUGAAGUGCCGAAGUUCCGAAGUUGCCGAAGUGUCAAAGUGCCGAAGUGCCAAAGCAUAGUAUUGUCUAAGUACUAAUAUACUUACCCAGUGAAAGAAGAAGAAUGUAACAUUCUAUACAAUUUUAAAUAAAAAGUAUACAAACAUAACCAGGAUUCAGCUGUAAGCAUUUGCAACACUUACAACAAUCAAGUAACAUACAUUCAUAUAAAAUGUAAGUUACUUAGCCUGUCUAUGUAAUGACAGGAAUGAAUAAAUAGAUAACUCCCUAAUUCCCACGGUAUAAGGGAGCUAUCUACUAAAAGGCUGAAAGACCUAAAUUGGUCUUUCAGCCAAAUUUACUAAUACUAAGUAAAGAUUACUUAGUAGUAGUAAAUUAUGCCCCUACUUGCUAAACCGCGAGUAGGGGCAUGUCUAUUAAACAGUGAGCAGCCUGUGGCAAAAAACCCCAAAAAGUCCUGCCUCCCCCUCCUAACCUGAAGGGGGGACCUAUUGCCCCCCCCGGCCCCCACCCCUGAGCGUGGGAAAGUUCUUUGGAAUUUUCCCACGCUGUGUAAUUUGACUCAUAACUCUCUGAUUGGUGGAUUAAGUAACCAAUCAGAGAAUUAUGAGUCAAAUUACAGAGCGUGGGAAAAUUCCAAAGAACUUUCCCACGCUGUGUAAAAUGACACAGAGCACUCUGAUUGGUGGAUUUCAAGCCAACCAAUCAGAGUGCUGUGACAGGUAAAUGUAGAGACUUACCUGUCAGUGCCUUCAUUUACCUGUCAGAGCACUCUGAUUGGAUGGCUUAAACCCACCAAUCAGAGUGCUCUGAGCCUAAUUGCAGGGCGGGGCAAGGCUUUAUAAGCCUUCCCCCUGCCUUGCAGAGCUCAGUCUGCGCAGAGCCCUUGCCGGGUGAAGAUGGAUUAUUAUUUUUUUGAGCUCUUUUUUAAAAAAAAAUUUUUUUUUUAAAUUGCGUCGGUUAUUAUGUUUUUUUAUUUGGCCUUUUUUGGGGCUGAAAAAAAAGAAGAUUUUCGAAGAAUGAAAACAUCGAAUGGUAAGUUUUAUUAUUAUUUUUUUUUUUACAGGUACUUAGUUAACCCCUUAAGGACAGAGCUUCAGAAGCUUGUCUUUCACUUAAUGACAACAGCAUUUUUUUCAUUUUUUGCUGUUUGCGUUCAACUGCAAUUUGCAUUUUUACUAAUUUAUUGCACCGAUACAUAUUACAUAUCGUUUUUUAAAGGACAGAAAGGGCUUUAAUUUGAUGUAACACACAGAUAUAUAAAUGCUUAUUUAUUAUAAAAAAUACAGAAAAACGCAAAAAAAAAGAAAAGUUUAGUUUUUAUUUUUUUACAGUUUUUGCAAUAAUAAUGUGUGCAUAAUUAGUGCAGGUUAAGGAAAGUAAUUAAAAAUAAAUUCAUUUAGUUGUUCUGAUUUACAGAAUAUAUAAUGUGUCUGGGAUUUUAAGGUUUUUUUUGGUAGUCACAGGUCACAAAGCACAAGGAGUAAAAUAAACUUUUAAUGUGGAGCGAUUUUAGAAUUUGGUAUUAAUAGCCAUAAAAGAAAACAAACAAAAUUGCCACACAAAAGUAUAUAUUUAUAUAAAGUAGACAUCACAGGCUAUUUACGUAGGGUUGUUUUGACACUUUCUACGUAGCCAUUUCACCGCCAACCUCUGCUAAAUAUUGGAGUAAAAUUGUGUUUUUCUUAAAGUUGGUGUGUGCUAUUCAUGUACAAAGUUUUAGUUUGUGUUCAGUUACAUCUGCUGAGUAAAAUGACACCCCCAUUGUAUGUCUUUGGCACUAUUUCGUGAAGCUACAGUGUCAUUUGGAGACCUGUCCUUUUCAGUAUUCACAGUAGUAUUUUGAGAGACGGAUUUAAUGAGCCAAUGCUUCCAUUUGGGGUAUUAUAUCAGUUUAACUGUUCAAAAAAAACCCACAAAGGCCUACCAUUCGUAAAAGUAGACACUCCAGGGUAUCUCAUAAGGUGCAUAUUGUGCCUUAACAUGCCCCCAUUGUUUCACCAAUAUAUGCUAAAGUAUGUGAUAAAAAAUAAUUUUGUGCGUUUUUUUCAUAUGGAUUGCAUUUUUGCUGGGCAUUUUGUAUAUUUCACAUGUGCCACUAAGUUCAAACCCCCCAAAUUAUGCUCGGCUAAUUCCUCUGAGUAAAAAGACACCCCCAUUGAAUGUCUUUGGCACUAUUUCGUGAAGCUACAGUGCCAUAUAGGAGACCAAGCCAUAUCAGUUUUUACCGAACUUUGAAUUUUGACGCUGGGCCCAUGUGCAAUUUCCAUCUUAGCAGGGUUUAAAUUCAAACUACCCCACAAAGGCCUACCAUUUCUUAAAGUAGACACCCCAGGGUAUUUCAAAAGGUAUAUUUUGAACCUUAGUGUGGGAUCAUUUUUCCGCUAGCUUGUACCAAGUGUAGUGGUAAUAAGUGUUUUUUCUGCCUUUUUGACACACAAAGUGAGUUUGCACAGUAUAUUUUGCAAACCUUAUGUGUGCUACCAGUGUAUAAUACUUCAUAUGUUGCUCAGCUAUGUUGGCUGAGUACAGCAAUACCCCCGUAUGUACCUUUGCCAGGUAUAUGUGGACAUCGGAGGGGCACAUUUGGGGCACAGCCAUUCCAGUUUUGUUUUUCAAACUUUACAUUUUUACGCUGUGCCCAUGUCCCAUUAUAGAGUAUUUUACCAGGCUAUAUAAUCCAAAUACCCCAUAAAGCCAUACCAUUUCUUAAAGAAGACAUCCUGGGGUAUUUAAAAAGGCAUAUUUUGAACCUUAGCGUGGGAUCAAUUUUCCACUAGCUUGUACCAAGUGUAGUGGUAAUAAGUGUUUUUUUUCUGCCUUUUUGACACACAAAGUGAGUUUGCACAGUAUAUUUUGCAAACCUUAUGUGUGCUACCAGUGUAUAAUACUUCAUAUGUUGCUCAGCUAUGUCGGCUGAGUACAGCAAUACCACCGUAUGUACCUUUGCCAGGUAUAUGUGGAUGUUGAAGGGGCGCAUUUGAGAUGCAGUCAUUCAGUUUUUUUCUAACUUUAAAGUUUUACGCUGUGUCCAUGUUCCAAUUUGGAGUAGGAUCCCCCCCUAUUGGUAUUUAGGGCCCACACCCACCGCUCAGGGGUGGGGACCAGGGGCGAGGACCUUAGGUCCCCCCCUUUUUAAUAUUUAGGGCCUCCACCCUCCUGCUCAAGAGUGGGCACCUGGGGGGAGGACAUUAGUUCCCCCCCCUUAUUCCAAUUUAGGGCCCCCACCCGCCGCUCAGGGGUGGGGGCCGGGGGGAGGACAUUAGUUCCCCCCCUUAUUAGUAUUUAGGGCCCCCACCCGCCGCUCAGGGGCAGGGGCCAGGGGGGAGGACAUUAGGUCCCCCUCCUUAUUCCAAUUUAGGGCCCCCACCCGCCGCUCAGGGGUGGGGGCCAGGGUGGAGGACAUUAGGUCCCUCCCCUUAUUAGUAUUUAGGGCCCCCACCCACCAUUUAGGGGUGGGGGCCGGGGGGGAGGACAAUAGGUCCCCCCCAACAUUUUACUUUAGGGCCCCCACCCGUCGCUCAGGGCAGAUCAGUGCUGCUCACUGUUUACUAGACAUGCCCCUACUCGCGGUAUAGCGAGUAGGGGCAAAAUUUACUAAUACUAAGUAAUUUUUACUUAGUAUUAGUAAAUUUGGCUGAAAGACCAAUUUAGGUCUUUCAGCCUUUUGGUAGAUAACUCCCUAAUACCGUGGGAAUUAGGGAGUUAUCUACUAAGUGGCUGCAAUAGAAGUCCCGAAGUGCUGAAGUCCCGAAUUUCCGAAGUACCAAAUUUCCGAAGUGUUGAAGUGCCGAAGUCCCGAAUUGCGAAAAUCCAGAAUUUCGGAAUGCCAAACCGAACCGAAAAUUUGCCCCAUGCACAUGCCUAGUGUCUACUCAGCUGCAGGUGCCUGGCUGGCCAACAUUCCUCCACAUUAGGACAUACCAGCUAUCGUCAUUAUUAAAAUAUACCUCAUUCUGUAUGGUUACCCUUGUGAUCCUGUAGAGGUAGAAGGAGAUAGAGUCACUGCUAAUGAAUUGGGAAAAUUCAAUAAUAAAGUUCCAAUAAACAUAGAAUGUGAUAUGACGACAGAAACAUUCGGCCCAUCUAGUCUGCCCAAUUUUCUAAAUACUUUCAUUACUCCCUGGCCUUAUCUUAUAGUUAGGAUAGCCUUAUGCCUAUCCCACGCAUGCUUAAACUCCUUUACUGUGUUAACCUCUACCACUUCAGCUGGAAGGCUAUUCCAUGCAUCCACUACCCUCUCAGUAAAGAAAUACUUCCGAAUAUUAUUUUUAAAGCUUUGCCCCUCUAAUUUAAGACUAUGUCCUCUUGUUGCGGUAGUUUUUCUUAUUUUAAAUAUAGUCUCCUCCUUUACUGUGUUGAAUAAAUUAAAAUUGGGUAAACUGGAGGAAUUAUUAUGCCUGAAAAGCAGUCAGUACAUGGCAUUGUUUUUUUAUACUAUGAUUGUGUCUUGACUGUUUAACUCAUGUUUCAAAUAAAGGUUAUUUUUUACACUAAAUGAACUCCCAUAACAACUUCCUCUCAAUUAAGUCAUUAAUUGCAGUCCCUUGGCAUCCUCUUACCUUACAAGGUUUAACAGUUUUAGUCCAACGAUGCCUCCUCUGCCCUCCUCCCGGUCGCUGAACUGAUCCAAAAGGUUUGCCUGAGGUGCCUGUAGCCACUCAUUACAUAUAACAGUAUAUAUAGUUACUCAAAUCUGAUACACACUGACACAAUACACGUAUAUACUAACCCGUACAGACACAUAUUCACACAUACAUAUAUUUAAUAACUAUAAUAUCCCUUUUCUCUUCCCUGAUACAUCUUUUACUCAGUGAGAAAGUCUUUGUUCUCCUUUGGUGUGCACCUGUACAUAUACGACCAAUGCAGGCCAGGUUAUGGCAUCACAUCCAGGCACCUGCCUUCUGUCCUAGUAAUAGCUUGUGUUUACUAUUGUACUUACUGACAGUAACUCUGCAAAGUUGCAUUGAAGUAUCUGGUUGCUAUUAAUGCUCUUUCCAGUACCCAUAAAUGCCGGUGUGAUAGCCACUCAUUUGCAUCGCUCACACCUGUGAAAUUCUCCAAAGUGCAGUACCUGGGGUGAAUGCCCUGCUCACCACUUCCAAAAUACAGGUACAUCUGAUCUGAAUGCAGGCUCACGGUAUAUUUUUACAAUAGUCGUUCCUCUACAUAUUCUUGUGAUUUAUUUUCUAUCCUUAUUUCCCAAAUCAUGGUGAAAUGAAACAAAAGAACAAAGACAGUAAUACGCCUGUGAAAAUAUAUGGAUUUAUUAAAUGCUCUGCUGCUGUUUUACAGACUAUACUAAAAAUUCUAUCUCACUUAAUUGUAUUGAACACAUGUAUAGCACGCGUUUUAUCUUACACUAUAUUGCUUCAGCUGUGAAAUAAAAAUAACUGCAGACAAUAACGGUGCGUUUUCAUCUCUUCAUCCUUGAUUUCAGAGAAUGGACACAAAAGAUGUAAAUCUGUUAGCGGAAUUUGAUAUUGCCUUCAAAGCCUUCUUUUUUUUCUUCUGAAAUGAAAACAGAUGUGACCUUUUCGGCUUCUGACUUACUUUCUAAAUCUAACUGAAUAUGAGAAGAGAACUUUUACGUUUGAGAUUUAAUUGCUAGAGGGAAAUGGAGUGGUGAAAAACAAAAUAGAUUCCUAUGGUGCUGCUUUUUCAUUCUACGUUUGUGUUUCUUUGCCUGUGUAGAUGAACUCAUGGAAACACAAGUUAAUGGUCGUUCACCACGGCAUGGUUGACUCGUCUUUUGUUUUGUGUAUGGUUUAGAUGUCCAUUACUGUCGUUAUUCCUUUUGGACAUCUGACACAACUGCAUUACGUUUUUAUAAAAUGGGUGUUUGAAAACCACCAAUCUCGUUAAAGCUUUAAACUUGUCAUUACAAACAGCAAGCAGUAUAUACUGCAACCUGUUUUAACUGAUAUAUUUAGAUCUUUAGCAGUUUAAAUGUGCUAUUUUACAAACAAAUAUGUUUUAAAAAAAAUUAGCGAAAAGACAUGUUAUACAACUUUUUGGGUCUCCAUUUUCCUAAAGGACCCUCAAGAUUGGGGUGGUCUACUCAAGAUCACUCAGAUUUAGUGUGGCGUCAAUAAAAAUGAUUUAAACAAACAUAUAUUGAAAUCAUUAGUUUGUAAAUAUUUAAUAAAUGACAAUAAUAAACAAUACAAUUCUCAUAUUAAAACUUACCUAUGAAUGUCAUCUCAUUCACCUGUCUUUGCUGAUCUCCUGUACAACUUCUGAAAACAAUGGGAGAAGCCACUCACCCAGUACCACUCACACCCUCACUUACUCAACACCGCUCAGAUCCUCACUUACCCAAUACCACUCAUACUGUAGUUAGGAUUGCAAGUUUUUCUCUAAUCAGUCUUUAAAUUAUAACACUGAUUAAUCAACAUAAUCAGACAUUUAAUCAUAAAAAAAAGUAAAAAUUAUCUUGAUAUACUUGGGCAGUAUCUAUUGGUGUUUUUUGUAAAGACUUAAUUUUAGUGAAUUGAAAAUCAAACUCCAGUAUGAAAUAUUCAAGCUGUGACUAUAGCCGUGUUGGUGAUUUUUUUCUGCAUAAACUGCUUUAGACUGAAUUUUGUUCAGGUUAAUAUUUCGGUACAUUUCACUAUAAUUCCGCACGCACGCACGCACGCACGCACGCACGCACACACACACAGACACUGCUGCUAAUACAAAUGUGAUGGAAAGGUCUAUGACACAAUUGCUGUGGAGCUGAAUUGUUACUUCUUUGUGACAUGUUUAAAUGCGGACCAUUUGUGAAUCUCCCUCUUUGGUUUUCCUUCCAAGACAUUUUUUUAUAUUAUUUAAAUGCAACUUAAAUAGUGUUCUGAUGGUUCCUUAAUAUUUUCCAUAAGGUCAUUCACAUCAUGUAUCAUAUGCCACUGCAGUGCAGUCUCGGUAUCAUUGCCACCUAACCAUUGAAGAAGCUGACUGUAGGCUAAAUCCAAACCAUUUAUAAAAAGAUACUGUUAGAAGAAGAUAGGAUUGAUUCAACCCCAUCCGAUCAUCACUAACAAUGACACAGCCAUAGAACUGAGUAGCCAAAACAAAAUAUAUAUAUAUAUACUUACAUAGUGAAAUAAAUAUAAAUUGCUGAAACCAUUAAUAAUCCACGUUUUAUACCUUCCUGUUCUAAAUCAGUUUAAGAUAGUAGCAGUAUGCCAGCAGCAAAUUAUUUAUUGCAGAUCAAGGACGGGUACACGUGCAAUGCUUGGCAGUAAUCAGCUUCUGUGCAUUGGCAUGGAACAGUUAAUGUACUUACCUACACUAAGCAACAACGAGCCAACAAACUCAUUUCAAAUGAAAUAUUUUCCUAAAGAAAUCUGAUUUUCUUAUCAAUGCAAGUAAUAGAAACCAUUCCAAACCCCUAAAGUCGUGGCGAUUGCUGAAGUAGUUUAUUGUUAAUAUUGUCUCCCCCUCUGUCUUAAUUCAUAAAAGUGGGGGUUUCAAGAAAAACUUGCAUUUUUAUAAAGCUGGCAGUGGGGCACACACUUUGAUGUCAGGGUGCCAGGAGGGUUCUCUCCCUCACAUACAUUGCCCACAUGCAUAGUGCUGACAAAGCUCAUAUUAAAGGAAAUACCCCAAAUUAGUGUGUUAAAUAAUGCAUUUGAACUGCACUUAAAGGGGUACUCCAACUACCAAAACCGCUACAGCCUUCUAUAAUGGUUAUGAUGGUAGGAUUACCCUGUCACUGUUCACCUGUAGUGGAGCAAAUUAUUUUACUGUGGUUUGCCCUCUUACCGGUCUCCUCUGCAGCAGGCUUAUGAUUUCUGGAUUCUAUAUAACAGAAGCUGGAUGCCGAUCCUCUCAUUCGUUGGCUGAGAGAACCAAUUGAUUGCUCUCAACCAAUAGCUGCCCCCAUGCAUAACAAUAUGCACAGAAUUGACAUUAGCCAGGCUUCCUAAUGAUACCCCAAUGACUCUACCCGAGAUGGAGCUACACUGACAGCAGUGAAUGGGGUUAAGCUCAAUAUUUUCAGCGUUUCCUAACAAAACGCUGCACAUACAUACUUCAGGCAUCAAAACCACUUCAAAACACUGAAGUGGUGAUGGUGCUCGGAGUAACCCCUUUAGGAUUGGGGUCCAGAGUCAUGACUUUUGUGCUGAAUUUAUAUCAGUCUUGACAUCAUAUGUGACAUUGUUUUUAGAACAGAAAAGGUGGAUUUAUUGAGCAAAGCUAAUUACUGUUAAAACGCUAAACAUGAUUAAUAAUAAAACACCCAGGAUAAUGCUGUAAAUCACCCUACACUUUCCACCAAACACGUGUUAGUGUCUGGAGUACCCCUUUAACCCGUUAAGGACACAUGACAUGUGUGACAUGUCAUGAUUCCCUUUUAUUCCAGAAGUUUGGUCCUUAAGGGGUUAAUUGCUUGAGAUAUUUUUCCACUCGGAUGGGACAAUCUGUGACCGUGGUUUUCCUGUGGGCCAGCACUGGCCGGUGGUAUAAGAAAGGCUGAUUGAUAUGAUUGAUUUUCCUUGCAGCCGUCUCCUCCUGUUUAUAAAUGGGCCAGUGACCACAAGGGAGGCAACCAGGUUUUUAUAGAAUUUCUGGCCUAUUUCUCCUUGUAGAGAAAUUUGUUUCUCAGGAAAGUGCAGAUGGAGUUGAGAAAGAAAGGGUUAAUGUAACAGUAUCACCCACUAUCCUUUUGCAUAAUAAAGAGCAGAUAAUAUAUCACAUGGGAACUGAUUUUGCAGAUGCCUUUCCACAAUCGAAAAUCUGGUACUUCCCGUCAUCUAAUAAACCCUCCAGAGCCUUAACAAAGAUACGUUGUGCGUUUAAAAAAUGUUUUUAUUAUUAACAUUUAUAUAGCGUCUGCAUAUUAUAAAACGCAUUUCAGUUAUAGAAAGGGGAUAUUUAGAGGUGAAGAAAGCCCUGUUCAAAUAAGCUUACAAUCUAUGAAGAUUUGAGCUAGAUGAAUAUAGAAAUAUAUAUAUUUGACUGAGAUCAUCUGACCAGUUCUAGAGCAGUGAUAAGUACUUAAACCUUAUCCUUUAAAGGGACACUAUAGUUACCUGAACAACUUUAGCUUAAUGAAGCAGUUUUGGUGUAUAGAACAUGCCCCUGCAGCCUCACUGCUCAAUCCUCUGCCAUUUAGGAGUUAAAUCCCUUUGUUUAUGAACCCUAGUCACACCUCCCUGCAUGUGACUUGCACAGCCUUCCAUAAACACUUCCUGUAAAGAGAGCCCUAUUUAGGCUUUCUUUAUUGCAAGUUCUGUUUAAUUAAGAUUUUCUUAUCCCCUGCUAUGUUAAUAGCUUGCUAGACCCUGCAAGAUCCUCCUGUAUGUGAUUAAAGUUCAAUUUAGUGAUUAAGAUACAAUUAUUUAAGGUAAAUUACAUCUGUUUGAAAGUGAAACCAGUUUUUUUUUUCAUGCAAGGCUCUGUCAAUCAGAGCCAGUGGAGGUGUGGCUAGGUCUGCAUAAACAGAAACAAAGUGAUUUAACUCCUAAAUGACAGUGAAUUAAGCAGUGAAAUUGCAGGGGAAUGAUCUAUAUACUAAAACUGCUUUAUUUAGCUAAAGUAAUUUAGGUGACUAUAGUGUUCCUUUAAUUUGGUAUUCAUGUGCAUUUACGGAUGAAUGAUCAACCAACAAUUUUCUAAUCAAGAUAAAGUUUUAAAGCAAAUAUUUACAUACUUUCAGCACUGCUCAUUGUUUUUACCCAUUAUGACUCACAGCGUCGCUUUUCAAACCAAGCAGAUUGAACGGAAGAACAAAAAGAGAUUCAAAUAUUGUCCAAAGUCCCUUUCCAGGCUUCCCCAAACUCUGGCCCUCCAUAUAUUGCUUAACUACAACUCCCAUGAUUCUCAGCCUAUCUAUUUCAUUCAUAGAAUCAUGAGAGUUGUAGUUCAGCAACAUCUGGAGGGCCGGAGUUUGGGGAAGCCUGCGACAGUUCGAAGUCAGGGCAUUAUCUGUGCUGGUGUUUGACCACCGGCAAAUGGAAUGCAAGAAGCAGUGUUUUCUCCUUUUCCAAAUCACAUCUUGUCCAAAGUUCCAGUAGACUUUUCUAGCUUAGAUUUUCUUAUUUUCUAGAACUGAAUGGAUUGGGACAAAGCAGUGAAAAGGGACUUUGUUUUUUUUUGUUUUUUCAGUUCCAGUCGAUCGUUCUAGUGUGGACUUAUCUUAUUUCUUUCCAGAACACCAAAAUUGGAUUAGGAUAAUGCAAUGAAUAGAGAUUUUGUUUAGUUUUUGCCUUUCUGUUUGAAGAGUCUGUUGGAUAUACUCAGCACCUGCUGAAGAUAACACGAUUGGCCUAGCGAAAUAUAAAUAUAAAUAUAUGUAUAGAAAAGUAUGUAUAAAAAGUCACAGGAGAUAAAUACGUAACCAUAACAACAGACAGAAGUGUGAUCUUAUGGGAAGAUACAUUUAGGGGUUCAGUGCUCAGUGUUGGUCCUAAUAAGCAAGUCUAAUUUCAGUUGUCUUUUACAGAAUUGGUACUAAGUGAUGGGUAGAGACAAACUUGUGAGAGGGACUACUGGGAAGAAAUGUGGAAGAAAUAUGUUCAUAACAAACUUUGUGUUGCUACUCUGACAUGUCUACUACAUUCCCAAUGUGAGAGCCAAACAUGUACUGCAUCAUUUCUAUUCUUUUUAGUUAAAAUUUAAUUGGAUUUCCCCCCCUGUUAUUGCUCUACAGCUGCAAUAAUAUUAUUACAGUUACACUCCAAUGCCAAAAUACUAAAUUAAUAAAAAUCACUUUUAGUAGAUAUAACCUAAAUGAAAACUUGCAUGCAUCUAGUUAUGUAUUUUUUUAUUUAUUGGAAUUACAUCUAAAAUAAGCUUGUAAAAACUGCAGUUCUCUUGUCUGUUGUCUUUGCAAGCUCUCCACUUCUAACCCUCCCAGAAUUUCAGUGGCUGUCCAAUUACAGACUUUCCAAUACAGCUGAGUAAGAAGUCUUUGUAAGUCAGGUGCCUCGCGGCGAUUGCUGCCUCUUGAUGUCAGCUGCGUUAAGCUAACGAAACCAGGAAGUAACAUGACCCGUUAUCUGCUUGAAAGCCAAGGGGUGUAACCAGGAUAAUUCAUAAAAGUGUAAAUUUCUGUGGAAAUCUGCAUUUUUGCAAAAUGGAAAAAAAAGGACACCCUUUGUAUUUACACUAUUUUUACUGCGCUCUCUUGUCUGUACAUUUCAUUAAACUAGGAAUGUUUUGUUAAUUGUGGCCACAAGCAGUUUUUAAGCUUUGCUAAAGCCGCACUCACUGCAUUCAUUACAUUUUUUUUUCUCGUUUUUUCACGUUUCAUACAUCUCUGCCAUAUUUGUAUAUGUUUUCACACUAUCAAUAUUUAAUCUGCAUAAAAUAAACUACUUGGUAUAAAUCAAUCUGAACAUUAAGGGGUCCUCUGCCAAGAAAUGAAUGUUUCACAGUUCAUUAGUAACUUUUCUAUGUGAUUUUCCAUUGAUUGACAUCAAUGUCAAUCCAUUUUAUAUAUUCUUGUCUAGCAGUUGUUUUAUACUUCGCUAAUAAAAAAAAAGACAAAUUAAAAUGGCUGACACCUGUCAGUGAUUUACUGUGGAAUCUCUAUGACGUUACCCAAUUAAUCAAUUACUAUUCCCACACACCCAUUAAAAUGGAGAAUACACGAAAACUUACCUGCAUAUGUGGUGUGGCCAUCCUAAACUACAUGGUUCAGGGACCUGGUGGCGGGAGUCUUGCCGAGACCAGUGGAAUUGAAACCGCGGACCUACUUACUAUUAUACAGACAGUAUUAAUUGGCCGAGGGUUUCAGCUAACACUGGAAUACAAAUUUCUAAAAUGUAAAUAUUAGUUAAAGGAUCACUAAAGGAACCCAGACCACCUGGGGUGCAGCAGCGUUUUAGUUUAGUAGAUAUGGCAUGUUAUGUUAUGAUUGGCGAGCACAGUGAUUUGCUGCACAUGUAAACCAGCCUUCUAAUGCUUCCUUGUUGGUUGGAUUGAAUUGGCUGAGAUCAUGAAUUUUGAUGAUCUCAGCCAGGGAGGUAAGGCACCACGUGAGAGAGGUAGGCACACUCCAAAAUAGGUAGGAUAAAACUAUAGUGUUUAUCUAUGAGAUUGUACUUCUAAAACAAAGUACAUAAUUAUCUUAUAUUUUGCAAUAAAUAUUGAGAUUUUAGAAAUGUGCAAUGUGACUACCAAUGAUUGAGGGUCACCCAGAUUUAGUGAAGUGGUCAAAUGUGUGCAGCAGAAAACUAAUCAAUAUUCAACAAAUUAAUCUUGAUUAUCCUAGAUUAUGUAUAAAACACAGGGUCUGAAAAUAGCCUAAGAAGUUGUGCAGUAACAGAAAUACUCAGCUGAAGUACCUGCAGGAUGUUACAAUUGUAGGCAAGCGGUGGGAUCACUUCUUGGCUAUGAAGCACAUCCUAACUACCAUGGACAUGGAAUAAACUGUGAGCAAUACACCAGCUUGAAGAGGGGUACCCUAGAAGGCUUGAUGGAAGCUUAUUGUUUUGUAGCCCGCAAUCUGACCAAAAAAGGCUUAAUCGAGAUACUCAUGGAGGGCGACCAAAUUUGAUUGGCUGAUGAAACAGUGGCUGUGCUACUAUGGCUCAAAUCUCUCCGAAGCAGCCACCGGAGAGGUCAUGGCAGAUGUCUUAAGGACCCUGGAGCAGCAGUCGGAGAGAGGUGAGAGAAACCCCUCAUGGUGCGUGGAGACAUCUCGACAGACUGAAUUUGAGGAGAGAAACCGACUGCCUUGCUUACAUUGCAUUUAAGACUUUCAAUGAUGUGGAGCGAGAUAUCGAUGGACAUCUAUGUGAUCAUAAGACUAAAUGUGGGUUACAACAGUUGCCGAAAGAGGAUUGGAUCACCAUACUGAUGAGCAAACUCUCAGGUUGGGCAGCCAAGCCCUACUGAACUGUGUCCGAUGAGGAGUACAACGAUUAUGAUCGUGUGAAAGCAAGACAUAUAUAAGCAACAAUUUCGGAUCUAAGAAACACUGAAGGUCGAACCUUCACAGAGUGGGGCCGCCAGAUGCAGCAGGCGGUCGAGAGCUGGAUGCAGGGGUGCCAGGUAACUACUGUAGCCAAGACGGUUCAAAUCAUCCUAUUUGAACAAUUUCUCAACUCUGUCCCCCCUGACAUCCAGGAUUGGGUUCAGGAUCACCAGCCCCGGUCCCUCCAAAAAGCAACUAACUUGGCAGAUGAGUAUCAGUCAGUCAACCCAUAUCACCUCCCUCAAGGAAUGUCAGCACCGGUCCCAAUCAGAGACUCCCUUCAGUCUGAACUCAUCUGCCCAGGCAGGCUGGACCCUGGUUCUAUAAAUGGGACAAUUGUGCCAGAGAUGCCCAAUCUUGUCACAAGUUGCAACUGAGACCUACCUGGAGUCGGGCAACCCUCCAACCGAGCCGGGCUUGGGCUCAACAUCGCUAUGGAGGAAUCGCUGUUUCUUGAAGAGGACUGGGGAGUACUUUACGAAGAUGACCCAGUACAAGCAGCAUCUGGCGACAACCAAUACCGUCAUCGGAAGGCCAAAUGGGUGAAUGGGCGGGCUUCCCAAGGGUUACGGGACAUUGGGACUAGAAUUACACUGGUGCAACCUUGAUUGGGAUGUGGGUGCUUUGGAUGUGAAUGUAUCCAACCAGGUAGUUGAGUGCUGCACACUAGUAUCUUGAUACACUGGGGCUCUAUGGGGGAGGUCCGCUAAUCCCCCAAAUAAAUCCAGAAAUAUAGAGUCACAGGCUACACAGUGCAGGGUGAAGAGUAAUUUAUAUUUAAUUAUGGCCCAAGAGACAAAACAAAGAUACAGUGUUUCAGCCAUGAGGCCUAAAUCAUGUAUGUGGAUGUAGGCAUUAUGAGUAGCCUGUCUGCUGAAGUACUAUUGGGGAAUGACCUAGGCUGGCUUACCACCUAGUACCAACCGGACCACCUCGCAACAGGCCUGCAGAGCAGUGGAUUCCACGCUGGAUAGGACCCGGGUUAGAUUGAUUUUCCAAGACCCUACAGUGACUGCCCGGCCUAUGAAUUGGACAUCCCAGAUUACUUUAUAUGUGAGAUGGAGACAGACCCGACCUUGGCAUCCUACCGUAGAUGGGCUGAGGUGUCCCUUGGGGGAAGGCGGAGGAGGAAGCCAUGGUCUGGGAAAGGGGGUGGCUAUAACAGGUGACUGAUGGUAUGGUGCUGGGGCUGUGAAAAUCCCCAAGCAACAACAGGUUUUAGGCCUGAACUUUUUCACAUCGCCCAUGACAUUACCCUAUCAGGACAUAUAGAUACCAAAAAGACCUGACUCUGACUGACCCAAAACUUCUUUUGCCGGGUGUUACCAGUGAAGCUAGAGUAUUAUUGCUGUGGAGCUCUGUUAGACACACCAGCAACAUGGAAUCUAGAAAUAAGGUGCAUUAGGAUAGAACAGAGGGACAAAGAGAUUUGGGUUCAAAGUAGGGACUGUAUUGUACCUCCUAAAUAGGGACACUUGGGAGGUAUGGUGAAUGUCAGAGUUUAGAUCAAAAUAGCUAAGCACAAACCUAAAUAUACAUGUAAAAGAAAAUGGUGCAUCACAGGAAAAAAUUGUUAAAGAACAACUACAGUCACCAAGACCACUUAAUCUCAAUGAAAUGGUCUGGGUGCAGUGGUCUUGUCAUUUUACUCCUUCAAGGUAAAACAUUACCAUAUUGCAGAAAGGGCAAUGUUUAUCUUAAAGGGUUAAACACCUCUCUUGUAGCUGUCAUACUGUGAUAGCCGUUAGAGGCGAUUCCGCUGCAACGACUGAGUAAAACUCUGUCGCAUGACGUGGAAACACAAUGCUUUGCUCUGAGUAGUAUUGGAUGAACACACAGCGACCAUUGCCAGAUGAGACCUUAACUCCUCAAUGACGUUGUUAGAGGAGGAAAGGUGAGCAGCACAGCGCUUUAAAAAUGCACACAGUGGGGAUCUGUAUAUACCUAGGGACAGGGGCACUACAGUGUCACUAACGCUAUAGUGUUUAACUUAAUUUUGAAUGUUUUUAAAUGUUUUUUUCCAUUAUUUUAUUUCUAGAGAUUUGAUGCUUUAAACAAUAAAAAAAGAAAAGAUAUUAUGCAUAUUUUAUUUAUUUUAUUCACAUUCAUUAUAUCUCUCCAAAUAAAUAUUAUUGCAAAUGUAGCAUAUGACUGCACUUAGACUUAUUUCAUUAAAGCAUUUAAGUUUAAUAUAUUAUGAUUGUUUAUCAAGUUUAUUUGGUGCAGUGUUUUUUUUAUAGCAGUCUCAAGAGAUGUACAAACCAGAAUGAGGUCAGAAUUUUUCUUUGCCACUAAGUAAAUAUUAAUGGACAUUUGCCUCAGUUUACAACUUGUCUCCUUUUAUUAAAGGAAUUAAUCACCUUGGGUCCUGACCGCUUUUAGACAUUUUUCAAGAAAACGUGAUUUUAAACUCAAUCGCAGCUGGAUUACUGUCUGUUUUCAUAUUUAAAGUUUUACUGAAUCCCACCAGAAGUUGUCCAACAAUUUUUAAUUUUUUUAAAAUUGCUUUUACUAAGAAUUAAUAAUUUUACAAAUACUUAUUAUUGGUAGUCACCGAUUCUUAAUUGGUCACAUUUAUUUAUCUACUGGACAAUAAAUGUAUUCCCUAGAAAUAAUGAAUCCCUCGAAAUAAUGAAUAUAAUCUAUGAAUCACUUACUUGGUUAUUCUUUAAACUGUAAUUUGGUGGGAAUUGCCUUUUAUAAAAAUAUUUGGACAAAAUUCUCCAACUUUAAGGCAUUCUUUAACAAAGCUGUUUUCUUGGCACUAUAGUUUCUAAGGUGCCCGUCUUCCUCAUGCCCCCCUCCAGUGGCGCUGUUUAAACCCCUUCAGUCAUUUACCUGAAUAGAGCGCCGAUGUCCCUCAGUGCCAGGCUCUGCCCCCGCUACUCCCCCGCCGAUGUCAGCAAUGGCCUCGCUCGCAUUAGGAUUUACCCGAUGGAAAACAUUAUUAAAUUGGGAAAAAUCUGACGCUGGAAGUUCUCAUGCAGAGCAUGAGAAUGUCCAAGGUCAGAUAACGGACCAAAGGUCCAUUUCGGAAGUCUUCUAGUGGCUGUCUGGUAGACAGCCACUGGAAUGUCUGUCCCUUUAAGUAAGGUUCUGGCUUAGCUAUUUUUGGCUUAAAAUUUAACAUUCACCAUACCUCCCAAAUUGAAAGCAGGCCAAAUGCCUACUAAAUUGUUUCUGAACAAAUAUAUAAUUAGUUAGCCCUGUUGAUACCAUAAACAGUCAGUGGGCUCAAUAAAAACAAUAAUUACACAAAACAUGGAACCUUAGGACCACUCAUAUAUAUGAGACAGUUGAAUGGCUCCUUAUUUUCUUAUACUAUCCAUGUGUAUAAAUAUACCCCAGAGUUCCACAUCAAUAACUAUUACGGUAACCUGCACUGUGUUUAAGUGCUUCAAAGAGCUCCACAUUAAUAGAGCUCACAGGAAUGUGUGUUGGGUAUUAAUGGAUCACAGAGCUCCACCUCAAUAAAUAUUACAGUAACCUGCACUGUGUAUAAGUGCUUCAAAGAGCUCCACAGUAAUAGAGCUCACAGGAAUGUGUGUUGGGUAUUAAUGGAUCACAGAGCUUUACAGCAAUAAACCUUGAAAUUCUGUGCAUUGUGUAUGAAGGUAUCACAGAGCCUCACUGCAAUUAAAGCUAUGGGACUGGGCCCCCAUUACAGAUUCCUAAUCACCACGGCCCCAGUGCCCAUUGUUGGCACCUCAUACACAGUAAAGCCCUCUCACCAAGGGCACCUGCCCCUCCACCCAUGAGAAGCAAUGACUAUCAUAGGGCCUUCCUAAGCCCACCAAAGAGACCCCACUCCCAUCACAUCCUCACUCUUGUCCACUUUAGAUUUGUGGCCCAUUUUGUAUGUUUUUGCACCUUCUCAUGUUCUGCUGUGUGCAUCCUGUUACACUAUAAUUCUAAAUUCAUUGUGCAGUCUGCAGCCAGCCUGUAACUUAACCUGCCAAGUACUUACAGGUACUGGCUACUAAUGGCAAUAGUCAAUGUCAAUGCUGGCAAUGCAUCAUGGGAUUUUUUGAUUCUGCACUGUGGGGCUACCUUUUGGUCGUUCCUGUAGGCUGAUGCAUUUAAAUUUAUAAAAAAAAUUUCAUUUUAUUACUAUAUUUAUUUUUACUUUAUGCUAUAUACUUGUAAUUUAUUGUACACUUGAGCUGUUCUGACAUUGGCUUGGCUGUGUAUUGACUACGAGUUUAGCAGUAAUGAGAAGAACACUUGCAAAUAAAACAAAUUAAGUGAAGGAUGUAAUCCAUAAUAAAUGUCAUUUUACAGAGCCACAAAUAUUUGAGUUACAUAUGUUUCUAAUUAGCUCUCGGUCCCUUACUAGUGACCUUCUUAAAUACACAGUGACAUAGACCACUCAUCAAUAAGUCAUGAAGAUAAAUAAUACAUUAUCCAUCAUCAGGGCCCAUUUAAUAGACAUACGCUGCAUGAUAUAAACAUACAUACGUUGUAGUCAUUAAUGCAGCAUUGCCAUGCCACAACUCGCAAUAAAUGGCAUUGCAAUCUAUAAAAAUAUAGUAUAUAAACAUUUUUAUUAUAACAGAAGCAACUAACUGCUUAUUGGUUAAUCUGUAUCUUUAUCUAGAGAAUUAAAUAUGUUUCCUAUUUUAUUUCCCCUAAUCAUUUUGUUGGAAGAAAGUCUGCCCUUCCUAUUGUACCUAAAUUCAGGCAAUAAUUACAUUUUGAUCAUCUUUUUUUUUUAGUAGUUUUGGUGCCUAGAUUGCAGAUUAUGUACACUUUGCCUACAUAAAGUUGUAGCUGCUCAGCAUAAUAUAUAUUUAAAGUGAACCUGUUUUUGAAUUUUUUACUUUGCUGUGCAGUGCCCAAAUAAACCGUGUUUUCACUACCAUUCAAUUUCUCUUUUUUUUUAGCAAUACUCACCUCCUGCUUAAACCUUCCUGCGCUGCAGUCACCCCUCCUUCAUGGGCUGCAACCAGCUCUCAGCCACAGUCCUUCUUUGGGAAGCCUACUCUCGCAUCCCAAUGCCUGGCACAGCCCCCUUAUAUAACCCUGAAGUGCUGGCUUCAGACUUAUUACAUGAUCAUAGUGCAUGCACGCUUACAAUGCUUGAAGACAAGCAAUGGAUUCGUGCUAACAGACAUUGGCAUAGAGUCUAUGCCAAUUAUCUGAGUGACAGAAGUGGGGGCCGCCCAAUUUUUACAGAACUAACAAAAUGCAUAGACUGUUUUAAGAGAGGAAUUAAACUAUAUUAAAGGGACACUGUGGUCACCAAAACAACUUUGGCUUAAUUAAGUAAUUUUGGUGUGUAGAUCAUGCUCCUGCAGUCUCACUGAUCAAUUAGCUGCCAUUUAGAAGUUAAAUCACUUUGUUUAUGCAGCCCUAGUCACACCUCCCUACAUGUGACUUACACAGCCUUCCUAAAUACCUCCUGUAAAGAGUCAUCUAAUGUUUAUACUUACUUUAUUACAAAUUAUGAAUAAUUUAGAUUUUCGUAUCCACUGCACUGUUAACUUUAUAGCCUAUGCAGGAGCCUUCUGUAUGUGAUUAAAGUUCAAUUUACAGAGCAGGGGAUUAAAACUUUAAAGUUAGUAACAUCUGAAUGUGUGGCAUGAGCUGCAUAAACAGAAACAAAAGUGAUUUAACUUCUGAAUGGCAAAUAAUUAAGCAGUUAGACUGCAGGGGAAUGGUCUAUGCACAAAAAUCGCUUAAAGGGACACUAUAGUCACCAGAACAACUACAGCUUAUUGAUUUUUUUUCUGGUGAGUAGAAUCAUUACCUUCAGGCUUUUUGCUGUAAACACUGUCUUUUCAGAGAAAAUGCAGUGUUUACAUUACAGCCAAGUGAUAACUUCACUGGCCAUGCCUCAGAUAGCUGUUAGAGAUCCUUCCUGGGUCAUGGCUGCCUAAAAUGCAUCCAAACAUUCAGUAUCUCCUCCCUCUGCAUGCAGACACUGCACUUUCCUCAUAGAGAUUCAUUGAUUCAAUUCAUCUCUAUGAGGAGAUGCUGAUUGGCCAGGGCUGUGUUUGAAUCAUGCUGGCUCUGCCCCUGAUCUGCCUCUUUGUCAGUCUCAGCCAAUCCUAUGGGGAAGCAUUGUGAUUGGAUCAGGCCACCACUUCUGAAGAUGUCAGCAGACUGUUUUUUUUUUUUAGGCAAACAGCAUGCAGAUCUACAGCUUCUGACUUGAAUACAGUAAGAUUUUGCUAUAUUUAUGGGGGCUAGAUGGUGGUUUUAACAAUAUAGGGUCAGAAAUACAUGUUUGUGUUCCUGACCCUAUAGUGAACCUUUAAUUACGCUAUUAAUGUUUAAGUGACUAUAGUGUCCCUUUAAGUGAAAACUAUGAUGGCAGGUAUUCUAUAUUCAUUAGCAAACAACAAAUGCUUCUCAUCAUUGGGUUAACUACCGUAGCAUUUGAAAUCAUGGCACUAGAAAAAGUGCAGAGACGAGCUACACAAUUAAUACAAGGAAUGGAGCAUUUAAGUUACGAAGAAAGGUUAAAAAAUAUCAAUCUCUUUCAUUUGGAAAAAACGGCGCCUAAGAGGGGCUAUGAUAACAUUAUACAAAUAUAUUCGGGGCCAGUACAAACCAUUAUCUGGAAAUCUAUUCAUUAACAGGGCUAUACAUAGGACACGAGGUCACACAUUUAGGCUGGAAGAAAUGAGAUUUCAUCUAAGGCAAAGGAAAGGUUUUUUUUACAGUAAGAGCAAUAAGGAUAUGGAAUUCUCUGCCUGAAGAGGAGGUCCAUACAGAUGUUUAAACUGCAAUUGGAUAAAUACUUACAAAAACAUAACAUACAGGGAUAUAAUUUCUAAUUAGUGGGGUAAUAGCUGCUUGAUCCAAGGAGACAUCUGACUGCUAUUUUGGGGUCAAGAAUGAAUUUUUUCCUAAUUUGUUGUAAUAUUGGAAGCGCUUCAGACUGGGUUUUUUGCCUUCUUUUGGAUCAACAGCAAAAACAAAUGUGAGGAAGGCUGAACUUGAUGGACGCAAGUCUCUUUUAGGCUAUGUAACUAUGUAAUUUGUAUUGUUGUCAGCCGAGUUAAAGAUGUUCACAAUCUAUUAAUCUCAAAUGUAGGAGAGAACAUAAAUGUCAUAAUUCACUCACACAAUAAUUCCAUAAAUCAAAUGAAAAGUUAUAAAGAUUACAAAACAAUAUAAAUUCUACUAGACAGCAGUAGAACAGUACAGCUAUAGCAAAGUUGACUUUCAGGAAUUAUUUGAUGUCUGAAUUUCAAGUGGCAAUCAUCUACUCAAAGGAUGGAGUAGUGGAAUUAACACGUCGCGAUUUAAUGAAUUAGAGCAUGUUGGUGGAAUGUUGUAUAGAUUAAUCACAGUAGGUAGUAUUGUUUGCAAUGUUGCUUAUCAGUGUUCAUAAUGUUGUGCUUGGAAUCACAUUGAUAAUUCUGCAAACGUCAAUUAAUUAAAGCUUGUCAAAAUAUGGUAUGGAUGAAAAACUAAACAGGGAAGAAAAUAAUUCCGCUGUUUAUUUAAAUGAUAUUAAAAGUGUUUUAGGGAUUUACAAUCAAAUGUGCCAAGAGUGGAGCAGCUGCUGUAUUGACCCAUUUUCAUUCUCCUGUGUACUUUACUCGUAUAAUCUUAUAGAGUCUGGGAAAUACAGAAUUUUUUUUUCAUUAAGACCCGGCUGCUGAAUAUAGAAAUACAAUGUUUUAAAAAUACAUGCUUCCAUCAAUUGUCAUAUUAUGCAUUUAAUUUUGGUGUUUGCCAUCUAAUUAGUCUACCAUAAAACCGUAGAAAAUAAAUAGUGUUCACAAAUACAAUCAGUAACAUUUAAAGGGUUAGUCCAAACACCAUAACCACUUCAGUGAUAUGAAGUGGGCAUGGUGUUUGGAGUCUGUAUGUGCAGCAUUUCACUAUAAAACACUGCACAUCCCGCCGUUAAUCCCUUUGCCUUUUAGAAGUGGAUCUCCACCUCCAGCAGCAUAAUUGGGGUGACAUUUGCCAGCCCUGAGCAAGAGUUCAGGUCUGGCUAAAGUCAACUCCGGGCAUAUCUGUUUGCACAUAAGCUCAUUCAUUGGCUGAGAGUAUUCAGCUGACACAGGUAAGAGGGCAACCCAUUGUAAAACCGUUUUUUGCAUUACCAAGGCAUGGCGGCAGGGCAAGGCCAAUUCUGGGUGGGUGCAAAGAGGCGGAUCAGCAAGAUUGGUAGCGUUAGGCUCCAACCCUCAAAUUAGGUCCUGCCCUCUGAUUAGGCUCUACCCCUCACAAUCGGCAUCAGGCAGCAGAGCUAGAAGGAAAAAGUACAAACUGACAAGCUGAGAACAACUCGCCACCCACGCCUUCAAACCCACCCAGGAUUGCCCCCAUGCCAGGGUACUCCUAGCACUAUAACCACUACAGUCAGCUUACGGGUUAUGAUGCUGGGAGUAAACAUUUAAUAAACAUGUAAAGUAAUUAUACAGAAAAAGGCUGUAAUAAUAAGUGAUGUUUUCAGGAUACGUUGAUAUUUUUAUUUUUAUUUCAGGAUUUUAGGCGAUUUUAAAGAUGAUAAAAGUUAUUAUUACCGUUAUGGCAUAUAUUUUAUUGACCUCUAACUCCCUGAUAAAGAAAAACAUAAAUCCGUUCUGUCUUCUCCCAGAGAAAAAAUAUUAGGCACUCUGUUGGGAAUAUAUGUCCAAUUAAAUUGAGUGCCAAAAGUAACCUGUCCCCACUGGACAAGUUCUCCUGCUCAAUGAGAUUCUGGCUGAGGCUGGUGAGAGUUAAAAUAUACAUUUGAUGUAAUGAGAUAGUGAGACAGCCACUCGCUAAACAGCUUAUGUGGAAUAAAACUCCUAUUAACCCCAUCCAAUGCUUAGCUGUACCUUUUAGCAAUUUCAGUACAGAAUAUCUUCAUAUAACAAGUCAUAUUAAUGGCCACAAAAAAACAUCAUGGGCGUCCGCAGGAAUUUUUCCAGUGGGGGGCAUAAUUGUAAUGACAUCCAUGCAUGGUCUCUUUUUGACAGUGUCAUGAAGGGGAGGAGCAUAGUCAUUAUCACAUAAAGCCAGGGUGAAUAGUGUUUGCACAAUUAUGGUGUCAGGAAUACAUGUUUGUAUUCCUGACACUAUAGUGUUCCUUUAAGCAAAUUAAAGGAACAUUCUGGUCACCAUAACAACUUCAUCUAAAUGAAAAUACUAUGAUGCCAGGAAGACCCUGAGUGCUCUCUUUCCUUUAAGGGGUUAAACCGCUCUCAAAUGGUUUAACCUCAAAGGCUUCCUCCAGCUCCGGAUUUCCAGGUCGCUCAGUGGUAUUCGGCUUCUGAAAAGGAGUGUCAGGAAGUGCAGAUUGACGUCAGGCAUGGGUGCUACAGAUUGGCUAGAGUGGUCAGUUGACACUCUAAGCCAAUCGCUAGUUCCCGGUUCAUAAAAAUGUUUUACUUUUUUAUGAAUUUGGAGCUACUGAUUGGCUUAGAGUGCCAGCUGACCGCUCUAGCCAAUCAGCGACACCUCUCCCCAGCGGCCCUCUGUGCUUCCUGACACUCAAUAAAUAAAAGUGAACACAUUAACAUUGAUAUUUUUUUUACCUGGGGAGAUGAGAAGGUCCAAAGUUUCCCUGCCAGGCCCAGGUACCAAAGCCUUAUGAUGUGGUGUCCAGAAUAAAGUGGAGGGUUCAAUUCACUUGUCCUUCCUGCUCCAAUCUCAUUUUCUUCUCCUUCAUUUGACACAGUCUUCUUUUUCUUCUGACACUGUCUUCUCUCCUCCUUGGCUCCUUCUGUUCCUUUACCUUUUUGCUACUUUCUGCUUAUUGUGCUCCCCCUUCUGCUCCUUUCUCUUUCUGGUCCCUUUCUGCUCCUUGAAGACCCUUUCUGCUCCUUCUCCUACUUUACCUUUGUGUUCCUUGCUGUCCCUUUCUGCUCCUUGCUACCCCCUUUCUGCUCCUUCUCCUACUUUACCUUUGUGCUCCUUCUGAUUAUUUGUGCUCCUUUACCUUUGUGCUCCUUCUGUCCCUUUCUGCUGUUUGCAGACCCUUCCCUCUCCUUGCAGACCCUUCCCUCUCCUUGCAGACCCUUCCUACUCCUUGCAGACCCUUCCUGCUCAUUUCUGUUCCUUCUCCUACUUCACCUUUGUGCUCCUUCUGUCCCUUUCUGCUCCUUGGUGCCAUUUUCAGCUCCUUGCUGACCCUUUCUGCUCCUUGCAGAUCCUUCCUUCUCCUUGCAGACCCUUCCUGCUCCUUGCUGCCCCUUCCUGCUCAUUUGUGUUCCUUUGUGCUCAUUCUCUUACUUUACCUGUUGUGCUCCUUGCUGUCCCUUCCAGUUCCUUGCUGCCCCUAAACCCAAACAGAAUCAACCAUCUCUAUGAAGCAUCUGAUUGGUCAACACUCAGCACCAACGAUGAAGUAAGUGCUGGGCAAAAAGGGGGUGGUUCUUCAGUCGUUGCAGAGGUCAGUUCUACAGUCUGUGUAUGUGUUUUUGGACAGAGACUUUUCCUUUUGGAAUGGUUAAACUGUAUUUAGUGAAUGCUCACACUAGGCUAAAGCUUACUCUGACCAUCUCUGGAUAGUUUAUUGCUUCGUAAGCUUUUUAGACAAGAAUAGAAACCUACAGUUUACCCCAUACGCCAAAACCUCUAGCAGGAGGGAAUGUGAUUCCUUUUUCUUUUUCCUUUUUUUUAAUUUUUUUUUUUUAAUGAUAAUUAAACUAGUUCUGCUGUAAGAAUGUACAAAACAUCUUAACCUGUUUUCUUAAUAUGUACACCACUUUCUGCUUAAUUUUGCACAUCUCUUGAAAUCUCCAACUUUCCGUUAACUAGUUUAAAUUAUAAACCCUUGCUUUACUUUAAUAAAUUGGAGUACUCAUUCAGCCAACACUGUCAAUCCGAGUUUGUCCCUCCCCAAGUACUUCCCUAAAGAUGUCCUCUUCCUCUAAGGUUACAGAUGUUAGGCUGAACUUAAUGGAUGCAUCUCUUUUCAGCCUAUGUAACCAUCUAUGUUACUACACAUAUAAGAUGCAUAUAAUUGUCACUUCUAACAAUCCCCAGUGUGAUAUCAGGAACCUGAAUGAUAAGUUAAGUACAUUCUAUAAGCAUUAUAACCAAAACAAUGCACUAUAGUGGUUAUGUUUCUACACUAUAGAGCAGGGCUUGACAAAUUUGUUUGGAAUCUAGGAGCCAGCUAAAAAAGUUAGGAGCCAGUUAUAAUUUUUUUUAAAGCGGCACUAUAGUCACCAGAACCACUACAGUUUAAUGUAGUGGUUCUGGUGCCUAUAGACUGUCCCUUUACCCUUUUCAAUGUAAACGCUGCAUUUUCAGAGAAAAGGCAGUGUUUACAUUGCUGCCUACUAAGACCUCUAGUGACAGUCACUCAGACGGCCACUAGAGAGUCCUGUGUCUGUGCUCUGCAUGGACGCGCUGAAUGUUACCCAUAAUACAGAAGAUGCGCAAUAUCCUCCCAAUAUCCUAUUGGAAAGCAUUGGCUUAGCUGAGAUCAAAAAGAUUGAUGAACCUGGCAAUGGAGUCAUAACAAGCCAUGGCAAAAUCUGCACAGCAUGGGGGAAAAGGGGUGAGUAAAAACACCAAUCGUGAUCGCAGGUACCUAAACAGACACACACACUGACAGAGGUAUAGGCACACACACUGACAGGGGCAUACACACACACACACACACACACAAACUGACAGAGGCAUAGGCGCAUACACACACACACACUGACAUACACUUUCUUAAACACAAAUGUACAUUUUUUUUUACAUUUUUAUUCACCCAGCCUCCCUACCUUUUGGGAGUGCUGAGUGGACGUUCCAUGGGGUCUAGUGGGGCUGCUCUCUCUUCCUGUGUGAGAGAGAGCAGUAAUCUACCAUGCAGUUCCUCUCUGCUCCCUGUGAUGCCGGGUCGGAAUGACGUUAAAUUCCAGUUCCCGGCAUCAUUAAACAGCGUGAGGGAGCAGAGAGGAGCUGCUCCCUCGCACACUGCCCCAGCCGACUGCCUCCCUAAAGCCCAGGGCGGCCGGCUACAACUCUCACUCAGCCGGCCGCCUCCAGGAAGCUCCAUGCGGCCGGCUACAACGCUCACUUAGCUGGCCGCCUCCAUGAAGCUCAGGGCGGCCGGCUACUAUGCUCACUCAGCCGGCCUCCUACAUGCUCCUGCGGGUGGACGGCCAGCUCCAUUAUUUGCCCAGCCAGGCAUUUUAGAUAAAAAGUUGACAAAUCCCAGACGCCCUGGCAAACUUUUUAGUCGCCAUGGCGACUUGGUGCCUGGGAUUUGUCGAGCCCUGCUAUAGAGGUUAUGUUUUGCAGAAGUCUCCUUGUGGUUUCCAAGGUUAGGCUGUUAAACUGUUCAGAUUGGUUUGUCCGAUGCCGACCUAUCUUCCCUUUUGUUCUGCUAAAGCAGAAGUUCAUACCUUUGCGUUUGUAUACCAAUUCUGGACAUUAUUCAUUGGCUGAGAGCGGUCAGCUUACACUAUCAGCCAAUGAAAAACAUCUAAAGUUGUCCCUUGAUGGUAACACCAGAGUGCGUAAUAUUGUCUUCAAGACAAACAGUCAAGCAGUUUAAUGUAGGAAAUAUAUAUUUUUUCUAUUUGUUUUAUAGUCUUUUUCACUGUUAUCUUGUAAGUGUGAAUGUAUUGUCUAUGCCCGGGUUAGGCAAACUUUGGCACUUCAGAUGUUGUGGACUACGUUUCCCAUAAUGCUCUUACAGCGAUAAUGCUGGCAAAGCAUCAGGGAACUUGUAGCCCACAACAUCUGGUUUUAGAUACAGUGCCUUGCAAAAGUAUUCACCUUGACUUUUUACCUAUUAUGUUACAUUACAGCCUUAAGUUCAAUGUUUUAUUAAUCUGAAUUUUAUGUGAUGGAUCAGAACACAAUAGUCUAAGUUGGUGAAGUGAAAUGAGAAACAUAUAUACAUAAAACUAUUUUUUAGAAAACAGAAAAUGGUGCAACCAAUUACCUUCAGAAGUCACAUAAUUAGUGAAAUGAUGUCCACCUGUGUGCAAUCUGAGUGUCACAUGAUCUGUCAUUACAUAUACACACCUUUUUUGAAAGGCCCCAGAGGCUGCAACACCUAAGCAAGAGGCACCACUAACCCAGCACUGCCAUAAAGACCAAGGAACUCUCCAAACAAGUAAGGGACAAUGUUCUUGAGAAGUACAAGUCAGGGUUAAGUUAUAAAAAGAUAUCCAAAUCUUUGAUGAUCCCCAGGAGCACCAUCAAAUCUACCAUAACCAAAUGGAAAGAACAUGGCACAACAGCAAACCUGCCAAGAGACGGACGCCCACCAAAACUCACAGACCAGGCAAGGAGGGCAUUAAUCAGAGAGGCAGCACAGAGACCUAAGGUAAACCUGGAGGAGCUGCAGAGUUCCACAGCAGAUACUGGAGUAUCUGUACAUAGGACGACAAUAAGCUGUAUGCUCCAUAGAGUUGGGCUUUAUGGCAGAGUGGCCAGAAGAAAGCCAUUACUUUCAGCAAAAAACAAAAUGGCAUGUUUUGAGUUUGCGAAAAGGCAUGUAGGAGACUCCCAAAAUGUAUGGAGGAAGGUGCUGUGGUCUGAUGAGACUAAAAUUGAAAUUUACGGCCAUCAAAGAAAAAGCUAUGUCUGGCGCAAACCCAACACAUCACAUCACCCAAAGAACACGAUCACAGUGAAACAUGGUGGUGGCAGCAUCAUGCUGUGGGGAUGUUUUUCAGCAGCCUGAACUGGGAAACUGAUCAGAGUUGAGGGAAAGAUGGAUGGUGCUAAAUACAGUGAUAUUCUUGAGCAAAACCUGUACCACUCUGUGUGUGAUUCGAGGCUAGGACAGAGGUUCACUUUCCAGCAGGACAAUGACCCCAAACACACUGCUAAAGCAACACUUAAGUGGUUUAAGGGGAAACAUGUAAAUGUGUUGGAAUGGCCUAGUCAAAGCCCAGACCUCAACCCAAUAGAAAAUCUGUUGUCAGACUUAAAGAUUGCUGUUCACAAGCGCAAACCAUCCAACUUGAAGGAGCUGGAGCAGUUUUGCAAGGAGGAAUGGGCAAAAAUCCCAGUGGUAAGAUGUGGCAAACUCAUAGAGACUUAUCCAAAGUGAUUUGGAGCUGUGAUUGCCGCAAAAGGUGGCUCUACAAAGUAUUGACUUUAGGGGGGUGAAUAGUUAUGCACAUUGACCUUUUCUGUUAUUUUUGCCCUAUUUGUUGUUUGCUUCACAAUAAUAAAAAAAAUAAUUCUUAAAAGUUGUGGGCAUGUUCUGUAAAUUAAAUGAUGCAAAUCCUCAAACAAUCCAUGUUAAUUCCAGGUUGAAGGCAACAAAACAUGAAAAAUGCCAAUGGGGUGAAUAUUUUUGCAAGGCACUGUAAGUCCUUUAAAGGUGAUCUUGUUGUUUUCUAUGAUUAUCUUAUUAUCUUUUUUUGUAACAGAAUGAAUUGUCACUAAUGAAUCAAUUGAUUUCUUUCUCAGUGAUGCGUUGUUAUUUAGUUAAUAUUAAUAAAGUCCUAUUGCGAUAUAAAAUAUAGGCUUAUGCCAUUCUCCAUUACGAGAUUUAGUUUUGUUAUUGCCAACAUUUCUAGCCAACUGUUUCUAAGAUAUGGAAACUAAAGAUAUCUAUUAAAAAUAAUACAGAUCCCCAAAUUAAUAGGUAAGUAAAGUUGAUUUCCUUAAAUUUUGCUCAAAUAACUAUUAAAAGGAAAAUCACUUAUUAUAGCAAUCGAGAGUAAUAUCGAAAGGCCCACUUAUAGAGCACAGUGCCAGAUAUCUAAAUGUGUAAUAAUGUGUAAUAAUGCUAGAGAUAUUGUUGCAUAUAGUGUUUGUUUAGCUUACUAAAAAUAGGUCACGAUUCACCUACAUAUCUGUAUUACUAACGCUAUAGUCCCUAUGUAAUUUCAGCCCCCCGCCCCGUCUGCAUUAAAAAAAUUUACAUUAAAAGAAACCAUACGAAUAAAAAUAUUUAACACACCUUCUCCUCACCUUCUGCGGCCUACUCUUACCGUGAUGACACCUCGGAGGUGUGCCUACAGUGUAAAGGACCAAUCCAAUGGUCCUCAUAGAGGAGCAUUGGGGAUGUAGACACCUAUGAGUCUCCCAUAUAGAAGCAUUUAAUGUAAUGAUUCUCUUUGGUAGACUGUGACGGCACUGCACAUGCGUGUGUGAUGUCAUUGUGUACCAGGGUAUGAGAGCCGAGAAGUACCAGCCUUGGCUCUCUCUAGCCAGAGGGCUAGCACUUCCAAUCCUUAUUAUUAUUUUUUUUAAAAAUGGUGCCUGGGACUGAGGGAGAAAUACUGUAGGCACUAUAACAACUUAGUUAGGAUGAACUUGUUAUAGUGAGCACAGCUUUCCUUUAAGAAAUUAUUGUACAUUGGUUUGCUAAGUCCCCCAGGGGGUUUGUUCAUGAUUUCGUUGAUGAUGUGAUAUCUAUUCUGCUUGUAGAUGUACGCCAUUCUAGAAUGAGAUUGUUUCCACUGACCUGUGAAUAAAACCGACUGAGGUCAUAUGCUAACUUUUUAACUGUUUGUCUUCCUUAACGAGAUGCUGAUAUAAAUAGCAGUUUUCAAGAGGGUAGUUGCUCAUCUGCUUAUCUUACAUGCAGGUUAUAUUCUGGGAAGGGUCGGUGCUAUACAUACAGUAUAAUGCUGCAACUCCUGUAUUCAGAGAAAUGAUUAAUUGUUCCUACUUUUCUGCGGCAUUGCUUAUGCUAUAUCUAUGAUCUAUGUAUAUAUCAUCGGUUCACGCCAACAAUAGGCUCACUCACGCCGUAUAAAAAUAUUACUUUCUACUAUGAUCAUUAGAAUUAAACUUGCACAUUUUCUCAUUUCUAACACAACUCGAUAUAGACAUGAAACUGUAUUUCUGCUUAUUAUUUAAUGCCACAAACCUUGUCCAAAGAUCAUUGUUUAGUCAUGUCAAAUAUUACCCUUUAGUAUUUUCUUAGAAGAAUGGAGAACUUAUCUGAAAUGCCACCAUCAAAAUGAUAAAUUACACUGCAGUCAUAUUUAUAUAAAAUAAACUGAACAUGAUAGAGACAAUUCGAAAACAACUUCAAAGACUAAUGAUGUAACCCAGCUAGCCUUUAAAGGUGGGAAAAACACUGCAUCUCUAAUUUGGAAUAAACAUACAAUAAUGCAAUUUUAGGAGACAGGAAUCCCUGCAAAUACUCUCCUCUAGUUCACUUGGUAAAAAAAUCCUUCAGAGAAUUAUUAUUAUUUUAUUUUUUAUUUUGUUAUUAGUGCAUUUAAAGGAACCCUACAGCAUUACAAAUAAAAACCUUAAUAAUGCUGAAAUGUUUAAAUUAAAAUUUUCAUUCUUGUACCCCCUCCUCCACCGCCCCCAGGAUGCCUUAAAUUUUUAAAAAAAAAUUAUUUUGUAAUAUCUAAUAGAGCAGUGAUAAGAUUUCUGUGCUCUGACCUUGGGAGGCAAUCACUACCAAUGAUCUCCCAGCCAAUCCACACAAAUACUCACAGUGAAGGACUAGAAUACUGGGUGCAUGCGUGAGAAGCAUUGUGCUGGGGUACACUGCAGUUAGGAAGCGCACAUUCCCGACUGUCUGAUUCAUAGGCUAGGACAACUUAAAACCUUUAUAAAAUUGAUGCUUUCUCUGUAAAGCUAAAGUGUUUCAGGGGUUACUUUUUUGAUACAUUUUAUUUAACUGCGCAAUAUUUAUCUAAAUGAAGCAUAAUGUUCUGUAACAAAUCCUGACUGUUUAAUGAAAUGUAGAAUUACCCCCUAGUAAUACCAAUUCCUAGAACGUUACUGUAACCCAUAUGUGUAGGUUUCUAAAUUGCACUCAGAUUUAUAAGAAGCAGGAUAUCUUGUACAAAUAAAGACUCUAAUAACUCCAAUUUCUGUAAUUGAUUAAUAUAAUAACUCUAUUAAGGCUUGAGACAUGAAUUUCUUGAUUUUCCACGAAUGUUAGUUAUGUGAGAAUGUAAAAUUGACUGUAGUUGCAAAAAAAAUAUGUUACAGUUAAUGGGCUUUUAAUGCUGCUACACGUGUUCCAUAAUAUCCUUUAUAGUUUAAGGUGAGUCUGUUAAAGGUUUAAUCUUUUAUACAGUAUAUAUAGUCAUUUCGCUAUUAGUAAUGGCAUAAUUUUAAUUUUUGAGACUCGGCUUCUAGGUCUUUAUUCUGCAAAGGAUUUAUUUAGGAUUUUAAUGUUAUAUUACAGAAUUUAGGUAAAUGUAAAAUCCUCCUCACUGCCUAACUAAACUGCUAAUGGUACUGUGAAGACACAGAUUUUAUUUUUACAACAGAACAAAGAAUAAAAUAAAGGUUAUAAAUCUUUUUCAGCUAGCACUAUAAGCACUGGUAUUUGUCCCGAAACAUCUACUGAUGGCAAUGUGUGAUUACACAACCCUAAUCGACUUGUACCUCUCUGUGAGUUUUGGCAAUGAGAUCAUAUCAUUUUGAUUUGCCACUGUAAGGAAUCACAUGGUCUAGAUGACACAACUGUUUGAUGGUUACAAUUCUGUAUUUCAGGCAGAUCUUAAAUAUGUUUUCAGGAGUACAAUCCUUUACACUUUUACCAUAGGCCAUAAUCUACAUUCUAUUUUUGUCUACAUGCUCCAAUUGGUUAUAUUAUAUGAAAAUAUAGUCUAGGCCGGUGGUUUCCAUUUCUCAAUGCACACCAACUGUCCAGUCCAGGAUUUAGACUUGCUUUAAUUCUGUUUCAAUGAGUAUAAUGUCAGAAUCUAAAGGGACAAUAUAGACACCCAGGCCACUUCAACUCAUUGAAGUGGUCUGAGUGCAGUGCCCCUGUCCCCUUAACUCUGCAGUGUUCAUUUUUGCAGUUUUUAUAGAAAUUUGACCCAAAACCAAGGCGCAGAACCUGUAGCUUUAUUGAUGGCACACAAAUGCAUUUGUCACUUAAACCAAGUAAAUUACUAUCUAAUCAAUCCCAUCGGCUGAAUAAGUGCCAGUUAGCUUGCUCUGAACCUUGACACAACUGCGGAAACUACACCAGGUGGUCACUAUUUUAUUGCAACUAGAUGGCAGGAAGACAAGCUUGCAAUACGGAGAGUUACUACUACAAAAUUCAGAACAUGUGAUGUCAUUAGAUGUGGUACUUGAUCAAAGCUUACUUUUCACAUCAGUGAUUAGUCACAAUCAUGUUUUAGUCUCAAACAAAUUCUCCUCCUUCCAUUUUAAAAACAUGGAUAGGAUUAGAUAUCUGACUCCUCCAGAAUAUCGCAGAAUGUUAAUAAUAAGCAUCUAUGCCAAUACACAUGGACGACUUCAUUGCACUAGAUGUAGAGCUUCCAGAAAAAGAAUUAUACCGUCUGCAGAUAGCGGAAGAUGCUGCGCCCAGGUUACUAACUUACCAGCCACCUCCUACAUCCUUUACAACUGAAAAUAAGGUUUUAAAUGUAACAUUAUCUGCAUUAGUAUAACAUCAUGAUAGUGUAAGAUAUAUCUCCAACAUAAAUCUGCAGUACAAGCAAUACAUUUAAAAUGUAGCAAUAAAAGUUAUUUAAAAAGCAAUAUCCUAGAUAGUGUAUCCCUUAAACUUCGUAAUUGUAACUGUUUGUUUUAUAAAUAUUACUUUAUGUCCAAGAUUUUUAAUUUGCAAGGUUAUAUUUUAUAUCUUAUAUCCUUUUUUUUAUGUAGUUGGAUUGUUUUAAAUUAUAUGUCAAACCUAGUACAAUACAAUUCUUAGAAAACAAUUCAAAAUGGUGAAUAAAAAUGCUCUCACUCAAUAUGGAACAUCGAAAGCCUUUGGAAUCUGAAUGACGCCAUUGAUUACUUGACAAACUGUCACAGGAUAGCACGGAGUAACACAGUGUUGAGAGGGAUAUGUGCUUAUCUUCAUUUUUGCUGAUAUUUUCUUGGCUUUAUCUAAAGUCUUGUUUCGCAAGCCCUGGAUAAUGGAUUUCUCUUGACAACAAAGUGCUGAUUGAUCAUUUAAUUAUGUUAUUUGAGUAGAGAUAAUUGCUCAUCAAUGUGGUAGCUAAUAUAUUGUGCUGCACCCAAUAAUAAGCAUGCAAUAAUACAGCAUAUUAAUGAGGCCAAAACAAAUCAAAUGCAUUAAAGGUGUAUUGACGAUUAUCUCUCAUUUUAAAGCGGUUGUGUAUGCGUUAAACUGUCCACUACAUAUUUUCACUAUAUAAACGGAGAACUUUAUAUCAAAGCAGGUUGUUAUUUUGUCUUCUGUUACUUUAACGCUGUUUGGCAGUACAGAAUGUAAAGAGCAAGGGUCAGCAGAACGCCUUAGAAUGUGAAUGAUAUCAUUUUAAAAAUGCAUGAAGCUGUCAGUAUCACGAAUGAGGCAGAUGUCUAAAGAAGACAUUAGAUUCUCACCUUUACUUUGCUUGCUGUCCAGAAUCAUAGACAGGAUAGUGCAGUGAUAUGGAAUACAAAACACAUCUGACACCAGCACUUGUCAGCCGGCUGAGAAGAAGUGCCAUUUGUGACAGGGAUUGUGAUAAAAUCCCAGGGGAUGUCACAUUUUCAAACAAAAGAACACCGACAAUACCGGGAGAGAUAAAAAGAAAAAAAAAAAGAAAAUAUGUGAAAAAAAUAUAUUUUUCUAUCAUAUUUAAACAUGAUUUUAAAAUGUCACAGUUAAUGUAGUUCUUUAUGUAUUUUACUUUUCUCAGCCAUCAGUGUCCUUUUACUAAUGCCGUUAAAGAGUUAACAUUGAGUUGCGGUCCAACAGUACAUGACUAGCUACCGAUUGCUGACACCUAACUAGACAUUAUCCUUGAUACGCAAUAUUUCUAAGUAAGGCCUGCUGUGGUGUAAAGAAGCAUAGUGUUUUAUUUGCAAACAGAGAUUAGUUAACAGAGAUUGUUCUUUACAAAAUGUGGAACAAAUAGACUUGGAGAAUCCGCCACGUCAGCCACUUUUCUUUUAAGAUUUUUUUUUUAGUUUUACUAUUUGAACCUACAUUUGGCUGUCAUCAUAAAUGUUUAAAUGAGUACUCCAAACACCAUACCUACUGCAUUCACUUCAGUGGUUUUUGUGCCAAGAGAGGCCCUGACUCCUACAGUAAGUAUUUAAAUCAUUUUAGCAUAGUUUGACAACUUACCAGAGCAGGACUGCGUUUUUUUGGGUGAGAGUAUUAGCUAAGAUUUCUGGAUCUGCCAUCCAGUGGUUAUGGUGCGUUGAGUGUUUCUUUCAUUAAUUAUCUUGUUUCCUGCACACUGUACCCCAUUUUCACUCAGUGAGAUUCACUACUGCAUCUAAUAUCAGCAUUUUUGAUGGAGUCUUUAAAAAAAUAAAAUAAUUCUAAAGUUUAAAUUAAAUUUCAAUUAAAUCAAGAGAUAAUCAUAUAAAGUAGAGUCUGCUUUGUCAUAGAUACAUGCUGAUUUCUAUCAAAAUGACACAAAAGGCAGAGCUGCAGUCAGCUUCCAUCAGAGGCAGCUUGCCAUUUCCCGUUAGCCCAAUAGUCGUCACCUCCAACAGCGAGUGAGAGCAGACAUCAUGUUUUGAUUUGCAAUAGAUCUGAAUAAUAUCACAACUCCUGAAGGUCAGAAACUGUAAAGUGGAUUAUGACAGUACCAAGCAGCAAGUAUGUAGCUCCUUUUCUACUAAAAUAUAAAAUAAUAGUAAUAUAAAACUAAAAUUUAUUUUCAAUUUAAGAUAUAUAUGAGUUAGAAACUCUUCUGCAGUUAAUUCAGAUAAAUAUAUCUGUCUUUAUAGACAUAGGAGCACAUAGCUCACAAAUCUCACCAUUAAUGGAAAAACAAAAUUAAUGUGCAGUGGUUAGAGAUGUCCCAACACUGGACACUGCCAGCUCUCCUCCUACUAGUGUCCCCCCAUCCCUCACUACUAGAGCCCAUCCCUCACUACUAGUGUUCCCCUACCUCUCACUACUGGUGCUCCCCCAUCCCUCACUACUAGUGUCCCCCCAUCCCUCACUACUAGUGUCCCCCCAUCCCUCACUACUAGUGCCCAUCCCUCACUACUAGUCCCCCCCUGAUCCCUCAAUACAAGUGCUCCCCCAUGCCUCACUACCGUGUCCCCCCAUCCCUCACUAUUAGAGCCCCCCAUCUAGUGUCCCCCCAUUCCUCACUACUAGAGUCCCCCCAACCUGCACUACUAGUCCCCCGACCCCUCACUACUAGAGUCUCCCAUCUAAUGUCCCUAUCCCUCACUACUAUUGUUCCCCCAUUCAUCACUAUUGUCCCCCAUUCCUCACUAUUGUCCCCCCAUUUCUCACUAUUGUCCCCCCAUUUCUCACUAUUGCCCCCCCAUUCCUCACUACUAGAGCCCCCACUCAUUUACCUGAUCUGUAGGCUGAUUGCAGGCUGGGAGCUGCUAGCUCUGCUUGCUCUGUGCUAUGCCCCUGUGGACUCAGGGUGUAGAGAAAAGCAGAGAGAUGAAGUUCCUGUCCCUGCCUCUCUCCACACACAGCGCCAUCUACUGGCCGGCGGCGGUAUUGCGUGUAAUUUUUAACUACAGAAAAAAAUAACAGCAAUUGUAUUGCCGGUAUUUUAGCAAUACCGGCACUGGCCAGGCAACCUGAAAUAAUGGUUGUGCCGGUAAAAUACCGGCCAGGUGACAACCCUAAGUCUGUAAGAGCAUUCUGGGAGAUUAAGUCCACAACAUCUGGAGUGUUAAAGGAACACUAUAGUCACCUAAAUUACUUUAGCUAAAUAAAGCAGUGUUAGUGUAUAGAUCAUUCCCCUGCAAUUUCACUGCUCAAUAUACUGUCAUUUAGGAAUUAAAUCACUUUGUUUCUGUUUAUGCAGCCCUAGCCACACCUCCCCUGGCUAUGAUUGACAGAGCCUGCAUGAAAAAAAAACUGGUUUCACUUUCAAACAGAUGUAAUUUACCUUAAAUAAUUGUAUUUCAAUCUCUAAAUUGCACUUUAAUCACAUACAGGAGGCUCUUGCAGGGUCUAGCAAGCUAUUAAUAUAGCAGGGGAUAAGAAAAUCUUAAUUAAACAGAACUUGCCAUAAAGAAAGCCUAAAUAGGGCUCUCUUUACAGGAAGUGUUUAUGGAAGGCUGUGCAAGUCACAUGCAGGGAGGUGUAACUAGGGUUCAUAAACAAAGGGAUUUAACUCCUAAAUGGUAGAGGAUUGAGCAGUGAGGCUGUAUACACCAAAACUGCCUCAUUAAGCUAAAGUUGUUCAGGUGGCUAUAGUGUCCCUUUAAAGGUUGCCUACCCUGUACUAGACUGAGAGCUCAGUGUUGAAGUCAGGUGUUCAAAUACAUCAUUAACAAGGUCUUGUCCAAGCUCUGCACAUUUAUGUUGCUUUUUCCCAAUGAAAAUAAAGUGAGUUUUGGCUGUUUCUUUGCAGAAACCAGCAUCUAAUAUUGCUGCAAAUUACUGACACAAAGAUGCUGACUAAAUAGAGCUUACUAUCGUAAUGUGUUGAUAUUUAAAAAAAAAUGGUAAACUGAAACUUUUAUUCUGCACCUUUGAUAAUUAUACAUUUGUAGACGUGUUUAAAUGCAUUAGGAAUAACAUAACUUUUAGUAACAUCCUGUCAUAAGCUGUUAUUUGCAUUAUUAUUUUUCCUGCUUAACGUCACACAGUAUACAUUUAUUUAUAGCGUAGUAAAAUUAUGCAGGGAAUUUCAUAAUUGUGCUUAAUCAACAUCAGUUUAUAGUUACAUAAACUAUCUUAGUUCUUGUUAGCCUUUCCUGAACAUAAAAUUAGCCCGAGAAUUUUUAGUUGCUUCAUAACAAUAUGUUAAAUAAAUAUAAUGUAUAUAAGUAAAGCAGAACAGAAACAGAUGGCCAGGCAAUAACAUAUGAUCUAAAUGGAGGCAUUCUUACCUACUUAAGUGCAAUAUUCCACAUUUAUAUUACAAGUAAUGCAUACAUUAUUUAUCUUGCUCCCCGUAAAUGGAAACAGGGAUCAUUUAAGCAACAAAAAGAUCUUGGGAGGGGGCAGCAAAGAAAGAGAAAGAUCCCAAAUAGAGAGAAACAUAACAUUUGGCACUAAAGGUGCAAUAUGAGGAAGAAGUGAUAGUGCAACAGAAAAGCUUAAGGUGCUGAAAAUUGGGAAUCAAAGAUAGAGAGCAGCACAGAAUGAGUUGGACAGAAUUAUUGGACAGAAUGGAGAAGGCAAGAGGAUGAAACAUGGAGACAUGGUGGAAAUGAAGACAGAAUGAAAGGAAGGAAUUGUAUUCAGUGGUGGCAUUGCGUGUGGCCAUAUCAUAGAAAUGUUAUAGCACUAGUAUAAAUAAGAGGUACCAAUGCACAGAUAUAUAUUAAGAUUAGAGGAUGGAAUGCUAUUGCGUAAGGGCUAGAUAGAGGAUGGAAUGGUAUGGGUAUAGGCAAAUUAGAGAAUCGAAUGUGGGCAGAUAAGAGAAUGGAAGCAUCUGAAUCGCCGAAAUUCACCCGAAUUUUAAUUCGGACCAAAACGAAUUGCACAUGUCUAAUUUUUAUGUACAUCUUCGAUAUAAGCAAUAAACUGCUAUUUAACACAAAAGGUUAUUGCUCAGCAUCUUCUACCUCGAUCAUAUAGCUACUGGCUAUAAAAUGUACUGUGUUAUUACAAUUGUUAUAGCAAGACUCAAAAUGUCCACCUGUGCCCUCAAGAGUAUAAAUUUACUUCUAGUGAGUGUGCCUUGGACCUUCCCGACUUGCAGUGUCAAGUAACUUUUAGGCCUUUUCAUUAGUGAAAGAAAUUUUGAGCACUGGUUAAACUAUUCUGCUAUUGGUGGUUUUGUUAUCUUAAAUUCUCUGCUGAGAUAUAUAUUGAUAAAUGAAUAUUUACCUAUAAAGUAACACAAAGACAAAUCCACUGUAUUCAUUUUCAUUCCCAGAAAGUAAGCAUUCCACUAAACCACCUCCAUAUCUUAAUCUCUCUUGCAGACCAGAAGAUGUGCUUUUGAGGCGCACCCACGAUGAGAACGUCCUUCUGCACUGCUUCCUUUGGCCGCUAGUUACGUUUAUGGUGGGAGUCCUGAUUGUGGUGCUCACCAUCUGUGCAAGAAGCUUGGCUGUUAAAGCGGAGGCGAUCCAAAAAAGAAAAUACUCAUAGAAAGGAGGAGACAAAACAAUGACCACUCCAGUUCAAACCAAAACCCCAGAUUACCUAUAAUCCUCUUGUUGCCUCUUCAUCACUGUUUUUCUGAACUUGGUUGUUUGAGGAUGAGGGACUGAUGAAGGAAUAUUUUUCUCAGACUUAUUUUUGAACUAUUGGUUCCAGUGGGACUGAUGCCCAGAAUAGUUCAAAGCUGAAUCAGAUAUGUCAGGAAUAAUGUAAUGACUCAUAUUUGGCCAAGUGUAAAGUGAAGCAGUCUUAAAGAAAGUUUCAUUUCACCUUUGCGAUAAAGUAUGUUUUAUUUGGUAUAUAAAACAUCAAUCAAAAGAUUUCAGUUUAUUUUGUAUCAUGUAAUUCUAAAAUAUUAAAGUGUGCUUUUUUAUGUCCUAUGUAUGUAUUUUUAUAGCCAAUUUAUAGAUAUUUUUUAGAUCGUUAUUUAAUUUUAUCCUUCGUUGGCUUUUGCAGACAAAGUUUAGAAGACAGUUUUGUAUUGUUAAUGCAAAACAAAAAGCUACUAUUGCUCGUUCUUGGCAUGGGAAUGAUUGCUGUCUCUGAUUAUAAAUGAUACUGUUACUUUUUCUAGAACUGUAGUCUCUUCUACCAGUAUUCAAGGCAAUAGUCCAUAAUUAGAAAUUAGAAAUUCCCAAUCUAAAAAAUCCCAAUCUAAAAAAUCAAUAAAACCAAUUCUGUUGGUUGAAAUUUGUAUUUGCUAGCAAAACCAUGAAUGAGAGCAUUUAUUGCAAUGACCGAUAAACAUUUUUCAUUUGAGAAUUCAGCAACCUUAAACAGGGAUUAAUGUAAAGUUAUUCUCUGAAAGAUGUCAUGAAUUAAUCUCUGGAAUUAACACAGAAGGAUAGGGGCUGCACCAAGGGGAGAUAAGAUAGUCUAUGUUUGAGAGUCCAAGAGUUCACACCAAAUGGUGUCUUUGUAAUAGAUUCUAGGAAUUUGGGAGUAGUAUCCUAAAUAGUCCAUAUAUAGGAAAUCCAAGAGUCACACCAAAUGGUGUCUUUGUAAUAGAUUCUCGGAAUUUGGGAGUAGUAUCCUAAAUAGUCCAUAUAUAGGAAAUCCAAGAGUCACACCAAAUGGUGUCUUUAGGAUAAGUUCUUGGAUCUUGGGAGUGGUAUCCUAGGUCAGUCUCUCCAGUUGUUGGUCAUAUGAAAUGAAACAAAAAAAGAGGACUAAUAGUGCAGUGUGUAACGUGUGAAGUGGUUAUGAUAAAAAAAGAGAAAAAUUGCACUCAUGUUUAGCAGAGCUAUAACUAGGGGUACACUUCAGGAUAUAUGAUGUCCUCUGUCUUUGGGUUGUCUGGAGCUCAAAUGACAAUAAGAGAAUGAGGGGCAAAAAUAGUGCUCUCAGUAAAAAUAAGAACCAGGUGUAAAAGAAUAUAUAAAAUGUACUUACAUAGUGUUGAGCAGGCUUACUGCUCGAUGGUAUCAGCUCUGGUGGUAUGAUCCCAACCUCAGAUUUAUUUAUAGUGAUAAUAAGAAGCCAGGUUAAAAUAAAUAAGAUAUAAAAGGAAAUUGGCACAAACCAGGUAAAUUUGUCCAAAAAGUAUUCCUUUAAUAAAGUAACAAAUAAGUAUAAAAACAUCCAAAUACGCGUUUCACCGAUGUGGCUUUUUAAAAAAUAUCCCAUUUUUAAAUAGCCACAUCGGGGAAAUGCGCUUUCAGUUUUGCAAUAGGGCUGUUAGGCUAUUAGGUCAACAUAUUACAUUGCAAUCACACCUUUUGUACGGGUUUCACUGGGGCUUAAUUAUUGAUCGUAAAUAUGAACAAUAAAUGGUUUUUCAGAUACUACAAUUUAUGGGACUUUGUGGGUUUUUAUGCUCUCUUAUCACAUACAAACAUUAAUCACAUAUAGAGGUCUGCGAGGCAGUUAUUAAUGAGAUGUAUAGUUCAAACUGAGAAUGAGUUGGUAAUCAACAUAAUUGUAUAACAUAAUUAAAAGAGAAAAUGCCACUUUUCCAAGAGACCACGUCUUUUUUUAUGAAAGAUGUCUAAAUAAAGUGAAGCCAUAAGAUACAAGACUGAAGAUCAUCA